GACGGUGUUGUCGGCGCGCCCGCUCUCUCUCUCUCUCUCUGUGCUCCAUGCGUAGCCCUGCGCCCUGCGUGCUGUGCAGCCGGGCAGGCAUCGCCUGCAGAUCGCCGAUCGAUCGUCUUCCUCAUGGGUGAGGAAUGUAAUGUAGUUAGCGAGUGAGGGGGGAUAUUUGUGGGGAGGGGCGAAUGGGGGCUCUUGUGCUUCAGUUAAUGGGGGGGGGGGAGAGAGGCCUGAUGGAGAGGAGGCCAUUCCCCUACCCAGUAAGGCCUUCUUUGGAUUCCCCCCACGCUCCGUAGUUAUAGUUUUAACAGCUGCAGAGCAGGUUGAAAUUCAACAGGUCUAGCCUUGCCUGUGGUGAGGGGGGUGGGCUUUGACGCCUCCAGUAAUGCGACACUCUUUGGAUACUCCUCCCCCUCUGGCAGGCCUAAGUUAGCAGCUGUGAGGCAGGCAGGAACCCAACAGGUCAAGCCUUUAAUCUUACCUGGUGAGGCAUGCUUUGGGUUGCAUGGUGGUCCUCUGCUCAGCCCACCCACCCUCAUUUGGCGUGGCCUUUAUUUAUUUUUUAUUUUCAAAAUAUUUUUUAUUAAUUUUCCAUUUAAACAUAUAUAAUCACAUCGUUAUUAUCCACUUUACUUCUUUGGCUCUUUAGAGCCUGUCGACUUCCUUCCCUCCCACCUCUUGGCUUUCAAAACUAACCUUUAUAUCACAGCAUUCUAUAUAUUUUCCAAUUCUAAUAUAACUCAUUGCUAAAUACCUCAAAAUUUAAAUAAAUAUAGAAAGGUAAAAAACACUUCUCAUUACAAGUCUUCAGAUAACCCUCCUAGUGUUGUUAAUUGCUUACAAUGAUCUUUCAAAUGUUGUAUAAAUUUACUCCAGUCUUUUUGGAAUACUUGAUCGUGCUGGUUUCGGAUUUUUCCUGUCAGUUCCGCAAAGUCCAUCAUUUUCACCUGCUGCUCUUCUUCCGUUGGUACUUUGGCGUGGCCUUCAACAGCUGGAAUGCAGGGAGAAAUUCAACAGGUGCAAUUUCCUAUAGAAAGGUUGCAGUAUUAUAGGGCGGAAGGGGGCUUGACGCAGGGAAUUCAACAGGUGUUGCCUUGCCUGCAGGGACAAGAGCUAUUUUAUUUGGUAAGGGGCGUUCUUUGGAUUCCUGCUGGCAGAGCUGAGUCUCUUGCAGCUGUGGAGCAGGAAUCCAACAGGUAGAGCUGGCAUCUUUACUGUAUAUGGCACAGCGCUCUUUCGACUGCAUGGUGCCCCCUUCCUGCCCGCCCAGUGAUGCAGAAUGUGAAUACCAGGGCAGGGAAUGGAAUGGAAUGGAAUAGAAAAGGAAAGAAAAGCAGCUAAGCAACUCAUAACAUAAGCAAAAACACAUAACACAACACACCAUCAAACAAACAGGACAGCUAAAAACAACAGAGCGGGUUGAACAAUGAUCAGCUUACAAAACUUAAAAUGCCUGCGCAGAUAAAUAUGUCUUAGCCUGGCAUUGGAAAGCUAACAAUGGUGGCGCCAGACAUACCUGAAAUGGGAGGGGUGUUCAACAGAUGGGACACCACAGUGGCUUUAACAAGAGGUUAAAAACCCAACAGGAAUUACUUCCCUUCUAGAUAUUCUGGGUGAGGGCUUUCCAGCAUAAAAUGAGGAGGAUUCCUCCAUCUAAGUAAAAUAACAUUAAUACAAUGAUAAAGAAGCUUAAACCCAAUAGUGAACUGGUGGUAACCUUCUGCACAUUGAUGCUUGUGACUCUCAUGCUUUCACAGUGUCAGACAAAAGCCUUUUCAUUUUCCCAGGCUUUUAAAAUGUUAGAUCAUUUGUUGCAUUGACCAUGUUUAUUAUUUUUCUAUUAUUUGUUUUAUUGCUGUCGUGUGUGUGUGUGUGUGUGUGUGUGUAAAAACUAAGCUUAUAUGGUGGGUGGGGAAUAAUUUUCUUAAAUAACCAAAUAAAGAUACACCCUUUGAAGGUGAAGCUGUGUUUCUAACAGGAGUGAGCAAGGCAGGAAUCCGAAAGGUGUGGUCUUUCCGUGUGAAUACAGGGUAUGAGGCAGGAUUUGUUGCUGAACCUGUCCCUCCUCCCUAGCAUUUUCCCCUUGCCUUACCAACCGAAUGCUGGCAAAAAAUCCAACAGGUGUCAUCUUCUUCAUUGACAUACAGUGAAUUUCUGCCUGUCCCUUGAUGCCAGUUAAGAAACAGGAGCACUUGCAGAAAGUGAAUCUGGCAAUCAGAAAUGAUAGAGAUGAUACUGAAUGGUUCAAUAGCUAAUAGAUAACUUUCCUUCUUUUAGACAUUGCAUGUUUUUUCAAGUGUGUGUGAGAGAAGGGAGGUUGCCUCUUCAAGGACUAGGACCUGCCAACUACAGUUUCUGUAAGUAUCUGGGCUUAAAAUAAUGAACCUUUUUGCAAUUUUUGAAAUAUCUGCUCGUCCACAAGAACACAAGAGCCUGUUGACACUGGCGGAGGAAGAGGUGUGCGGGGGGAGUGCAUUGCCCCCGGGAUGCACGCCAGCCCUGCCCCUGCCUGCUCUCCGCCCCUCCCCCCCAGUGCCAGAGCAUGAAGCUCCGCCAAUGCCUGCUGAAUGAGGCCAGGGGCCCAUAUAGUUCACCAUCCUGUUCUCACAGUGGCCAAGUAGAUCCUUCUGAGAAAUUCUCAACUGGACCCAGGCACAAGAGCCUCUCCCCCCUGUAGUUUCCAGCAAUAGGUAUUCAGAACAAUUACAGUAGUACCUCAGGUUACAUACGCUUCAGGUUACAUACACGUCAGGUUACAGACUCUGCUAACCCAGAAAUAGUACCUCGGGUUAAGAACUUUGCUUCAGGAUGAGAACAGAAAUCGCGGCGCAGCAGCAGUGGGAGGCCCCAUUAGCUAAACUGGUGCUUCAGGUUAAGAACAGUUUCAGGUUAAGAACGGACCUCCAGAACGAAUUAAGUACUUAACCCGAGGUACCACUGUACUGCCUCCAACCGUGGAGGCAGAGCAUAGCCAAUGUUAGGCUUGUCCCUCAUGAAUUUGUCUAUUCUUCUGUUAAAGUCAUUAAAUUGGUGGUCUUGUUUUAGGCCAUUAAGAGAUGGAUUGAUUCAAAAUAUUUAUAGAUUGCUAUUUCAUAAACUAUGAGAAAGUAGUGUACAGCAAAAAUACGUAAGACCAUACAAUAAAAACCACAUAAGAAAGUUAAAAACAGGCAUCACUUAACCAUUCUGGGAAGAUGUAUUAUUAAUUUCUUGCGUAGGCCUGGCAGGACGGAAAUUUUUUCAGCAGGUGUAGAAAGAGAAGGUGCCGUACCAGUCUUCAUCAAUAUGAUCAAGGAGCAAUAAAAAUAUAUUUAAAUUAUGUCAAAUUCCAUCUAUAGCAGCCACUUAAAUUAUAACCUUAAGCUCGGUAUUAAUAACCAACGAAUACCGUAUUUUUUGCACCAUAACACGCACUUUUUUCCUCCUAGAAAGUAAGGGGAAAUGUCUGUGCGUGUUAUGGAGGAAAUGCCUACGGGUGGCAUGCCUACAGAUUUUCCUCCUCUAAAAACUACGUGCGUGUUAUGGUUGGGUGCGUGUUAUAGAGUGAAAAAUACGGUAAGUGCAUGAGCAAAUAAGUCUUGCUUGGGCACAAGUGAGGGGCCACCACUAAAAAGGCCUGUCUUUGUGUCGCAACCAUAUGCAGCUGCAUCAGAGGGGGACACACAGAGAAGGGGUUCAGAUGAAUGCAAGUUCUGUGUACUGUCUGAUGUGCUACAUGCACUUCCCUGCCUGGUCAUGUAAAGAUGAUUUCUUACUUGCUCCAGGCGAGUGGUUGUUUUCAAGCUUACAAGUAGGGAUGCAAUAAUAUUCCUGUAGUUAUAUCUGUUCAUCAAUUCUUGUAGUAGGCUUAGGGGGGAAAAAAUGCAAAUUGCCCAUGACCUGGAGCAUUUCCUUUUUAGGUCAAUCAGUUUGCUGAUUUUUUGCCUCAUUUACCUGAGCUUAUAAUAUUGCUUGGCGCACCUCAUUUUAGGCAGCGAGCCAAGAUAAUAAGCGCAUCCAAAUGUGUAAUUUUACACAAAGCAGCCUCUGGUGCCUUUGGGUCCUUUGCAAAUAAGCAGGAACAAUUUUUAAGGGAUGUUUGGACAUGCUGGAGACCAGCAAGGUAACUUAAAUCAGGAGCAGUACAUCAGAAGUACAUCAGAAUAGGUGUGCACACAUGUGAUCAGUAGUGGCUGGGGCCCAUUUGGACAGGCAGGGAACCCAGACAGUAGGUGGAGCCAGAGGCAAUGGCAGGCAGAGCCAACGAAUUCUACUUUCAUGGCCACCCCAAAGACCUUUUUGCAAGUAAGAAGGCAGGCAGGUGGGGCAUUCACCUUAAUGGACCCAGCCUCCACUGGGUGCAAUGAAGAGUUUCGUUUCAGGCAGCAUUCUUGUCCCAGUUCGGAAUUAUCAUCUUAAGAGCACUCCAAACCCCUGUGCAGAAGGUCAGGGGAAGAAGGAAAAAAACCCCUCCUCUUUUGCUAUGCCAGCUUUCAGGUUGAAACACCCUUUUCAGGGAUUUCUGCUAUCGCCAUUGACAAUGCAGCUGGCUUCCGGGCAGGUGCAUUGAUCAACUCCCUCACUGGUUGAGGCAGCACAGUGCAGAGGGACUCCUCCACCUCAACUAAACAUCCCCCAGCCUGUCCUAGGCUACGAUCCUAAACGCAUGUGCUAGGAAGAUCCUCUGAACUCUGUAUUUCUAUGCAAGCAUGCAUGGGACGCGACUGCUAAUGUCACUUACUUCGCAGUAGGAGAGUUUGGGCAAUUGUAUCUUGACUGGUUUGUUCACUUGCACUGCGAAGGGAGGAACAAAGAGUUUACUUGGGCAGGCAAAAGGCUCAUUCGUAUUUCUGCUUAUUAAGCCGAGAUAAGGAUCACUCGGAUGUAGUUAACAGGUUACACUGAUGCAGGCAUUUUGUGCUAAGGGAAAAAAAACAGAGUUUUGGAGGGUAGUAGUGUAAGCAGGUACAGGGGUUUUUUUUUGGGGGGGGGGUUAGCAGAGCCCAGUCGUAUGUCCAUUUUAGUUGGAGGUAAGUCCCACUGGGUUCAAUGAGGCCUCAUCCUCCGUAAUAUGUACCACUGCACUUGCACUGUGCAAAUAUCCUAUGCGUGUUUUUAAAUGUUUUGCUCAAUACAGUUUACUCCCUAGUCAAUGUACUUGGGUUUUAGUUUAAAUAUCUUUUGAUCAAUAGGGUCAAAAGCCUAUGAAAUGCUGAUGGAUAUGCAAACCAAUUUUAUUCCUGAUUAAAACAGCUGCUUUGGACUAUUACAAAUGCAAUUUUUGGAUACGUCUUGAACUGGCAUCAUUAGGGCUCCAGAGGGCAACAUGCUCUGCUAGCAGCUGGUGCUUGGGAUCUUUGUACCAUGAGAUCAUAUCAAAACACCUCCCAGAUAUUUAAUCUCAGUGACCUGUAAAUGCCCAAACAAGUGACCCACACCUUAUAAUUUUGUGCAAUUUGAAUUUGAUGGUCUCUCUCUCUCUUAUGACUCUUGAAUGCUAACGACCAACCCGGUGGUUCAAGACCUUGCUGAAAAGUUAAAGAGCAGUAUUACCAUCCAGGCAAGAAAAGCCCUUCUAAAUUCCAUUGAUCUCAAUGGGAGGAUUAAAUAUGGGCUUAGAUUGCUCCGUUUGAGAUUGGUGGGACUUGAAAGGCUUGGUUCUCAGUAUGUGUUUUCAUGGUGAAAUGGUCAAAUCACCGCUUAGAGAGUAUUGUAGUUUAGGAGGAGAUGAAAACUAGAGUAUCGCUGCUGUAGUAAGCAAUUAAUUUAUUGGUGAUUUAGAGAACAACCUUCAGAUUAUGUUUUUGAACCUAAGAAGAGCCUGCUGGAUCAGACCAAUGGUCCAUGUAGUCCAGUGGUCAGCAACCUAAGGCCCAUGGGCCGGAAGCGGCCCAUGAGGGUUUCUUAACCGGCCCAUGAGCCGCCCCUGAACCUAGCCGCCCGCUUGGCGAGUCCCCAUGCGCUGUGCUAAACUGGCGCAGCGCGGCAUGGGGAAUCUCUUCUGCGGCUCCAGAAAUUGCUUCUGCGCAUGCCCAGAUGCCAGAAAUCUCGUCUGCGCAUGUCUGCGGCGCUGGAAAUCACUUCUGUGCAUGCUCAGACACCGGAAAUCACUUCUGCACAGGCGUGAUUUUCGAUGUCUGGGCAUGCACACAAGUGAUUUCCGGCUCCGCAGACAUGACCAGAUGCGAUUUCUGGCAUCACACUGUGCCGGUCCGGCCCACAGAGGAUCUCCAUGGGAGUGAUCUGACCCAUGCACGGUAAGCCUUGCUGACCCCGAUGUAGUCUAAGAUCCUGUUCCCAGAUGCCCGUGGGAAGCCUGCAAGCCGGACAUGCAUGUAGCAGCACUCUGCCCACCUGUGAUUCCCGGGAACUGACAUUCAGAGGCAUGCUGCCUCUGACAGUCCAGGUGGGACAUUGCUUCCCAUUGACAGGAGACCACCUGCUGCUGGUUUGAGCUGCUGAGAACUAUAGGCCAGAACAUCUGAAAGGCACCAGAUUGUGGGAUCUAACUCUGAGUAGACUUGUCUAGGAUAGUGCUGUAAACACUGCAGCCUGCCUUUGUGAUUUGGUGCCCAAAAAUUUGUAGGCUGGCCAUAUCUCAUAAACCUUACCAAUUACUUAUGAGCUUUGGAUAAUCUCUCUCUCUUUUUUGUAUCUUUUAAUAUUUGGGGUUAAGCAAUGAAAACAGUAGUUGAAUGGGGUACUGAUCAUACAGAAAGACUCUGUUUAUUAUCUAGGAACAUACCGUACUUUUCCAUGUAUAAGACUAUGUUUUUUCCUUUAAAAAUCAUGCCAAAAAGUGGGGCUCUCCUUGAUUGCUUGCUGCCACGGCUGUCAGCGGCUAUUGUGCGUGUUAUUGGUUGCUGCGUCAAUGGGUGGUGUUGACUGGCUGAUGCUCUGGCAGUUGGGCGGGCGAUUGGCAGCUUCUGCUGGCGAUGGGGACAGAUGGGAGGCGGAUUUUGCGACGGGGGCAGGCGAGCGAUUUUCGACAAUCCCCCCUGAAAAAAGCUCAACAACUCUGUGCCAUCUCCCCCCAUUUUCUUAAAUUUGAGUCCCCCCAAAAUAGGGGGUGUCCUAUACAUGGAGGCGUCUUAUAGAUGGAAAAGUAUGGUAUAUACUGAGUCAGAUUGCUGGUUCGUCUUGCUCAGUAUUGCCUAUCUAAAUUAACUAGGAUUUUCGGCAGGGGUUGCUUCCAGUCUUACCUGAAGAUGCCGGGGACUGAACCUGGGAUCUUUUGCAUUCAAGGCAGAGGCUCUCCCAUUGAACUAUGGCCCCUUCCCUACAAAGUCUAUAAAGUUAUUGUACUCCACACACUCGUGCUUAGCAUAUGAGGGCAUUUGUCUGAACACAGCUUAUUUCUUUAUUUAAAUGUUACAGCAUUAUUCAGUCACUGUAAUAUUUUCUUCAUAACCUUAAAUCAUUGUCCCUCACAUGUUGUUAAGGUUCCUAGCCAGACAUUUUCCUGUUCUUUCUGUAUAAACUAUGAAUUGCAGACACUAUUGUAUUGCGUAUUCUCGUGUCUUUUUAUAGAAUUUCUUUUUUGUCCCUCAGGGUGAAGAUUUUCCAUAAGCUUAUCCAUAAAAAACACACAUAGAUCUGUUUCACUGGCAGCCUAAAAACUGUGAACCAGUCAGCUGUAACGAGUUGGCUUUUGUCAAGAAAAAACAACUAAUUCUCAGGAUUCCAUUUUCCAAGAUAGAUGAAUGUGCUCUGCCCCUUUUGGAGGAGGAGUAAGUUCUGAGCGGUGAAAAAGUCAACAUUCAAACUUUCCCCCUUUCUCUCUUUUUUGCUUAUAUAUAUAAAAAAGUCACCAUCAAGUGGAAAUUUGCAUAAAUGUCCAAUCUAACCCAAGUGUUUUUUGGGGUUUUUUUGGUGUGUGUCUGUGUGUGUAUAGGAUCUGAAAAGGAAGGAAUAUUACUUUGAUCCAACACACCCAGAUGGAUGGAUUUACUGCUUCUUUAAUAUUAAAAUGUCGACAUAUGAAAAAAGUGAGGUUGGCAGGAUGAGUCGAGGGUUUCGAAUUAACACAGGCUCAACAUCCAUUGUUUAAACUCCUGAGCCGUUUCAAAAUUAUGAGCCUCUCUGGAGCAGUUAAAGUGAUCCCCCUAAAAAUGAGAAUAAAAUGAACCUAUGAAAACACUUUUUAGUUCUCGAUCUUCCUGAGACUUGAGGGCAAAUUUCUCUCCCAGGAUCUUUGUUUAAACAUGGACAAAAGUGGGUUCUGUGGGCUUUGGUUUGGCCGUACACAGUGGCUGCAUUUUGAUGGGUCUUACGCUGGCUCUGUUAGUAUUGAUGUUGCGGAGGUAGUUGGGGAAUGUUCCUCAGGGGCAGAAGGGUUGGUGCACCCAUAGCUCCCCCAUAGGUGUUAGAGGGAAGCACCCAGCUCAGUGGGAGAGCACAGAUAGUGGGCUCAGAGGCAAAAGUGGAUGGAGCAACAUGUGCAAUUCUUAGCUGCUGUAUUUCAGAUACAAAAAAAUUGCCAGAUGUUUAUAUGACAUUGUCUCCCCCAUCUCUCCAUUCUCAUCCAGACAAGCAAGAGAUGCCAUCACAGUUCAAGGACACGCUCAAGCCUGGCAAAAGCACUUAAGGCAAGCUUCCUCAACCUCAGCCCUCCAGAUGUUUUUGGCCUACAACUCCCAUGAUCCCUAGCUAGCAGGACCAGUGGUCAGGGAUGAUGGGAAUUGUAGUCUCAAAACAUCUGGAGGGACGAGGUUGAGGAAUCCUGACUACUGGUGGACCUAGGACUACUGGUGGACCAGGGACUGGGCAUAAAGAUCUCUGGAUGAAUCACAUGAUGAUGUUUGAAUGGGUGGUGUUUAUGGGCUGUCAGUCAUUCCCUGUCUCCUCCAGAAGGGUGAAUUACCCAGCCUCUGCUGGCACCUUUCCAGACAUCUGGCCCCACCAAAGUCAGGCAGCCCCGACCUGACUGCCUUCUUUCUUAGAACUAGUCUAGAAGGUGGCAUUUGGCUAUCAACUUACUGCUGCUUAGUCUCAGUGUUAAAUAACUCAGCAGGGAGGAAGAUGGCUACAGAACUAGAAUUGACUCUGCCUGUCAUUUGUUAUGGCUGCCCCUGUUGUUGGCCUUAUACCCAACCAGUCCCAAUGAACGCCAACAACCACGAGUCUCAGGUUUACUGUCCCAGGCCAAAUGUUUUCUGCGAGGAUUGAGCACCCUCCCUGUUGCAUCUUGUUCGGUACUUCAAGAGAAAGAUACUGCCUUUAAAAAUUAGGCAAGACUUUCCAAACCCACACAGCUGCAGCAGUUUCCCCAGGGAAGCAGUCUGUUCUGCAAGGCUGAUAGUAGAAAGAGUAACCAGAGUAUUAAGUGGAAGGCCAAACUUUGGCUCUGUGUUGAUUAGAAAGAAAAUCCUGGUUGUAAAAAUAAAUGAGUUUGAUGCAUUAUUUUCCUAAAUAUUCUUUUCCCCAACCUGGGCCAUAAAUCUAUUUUAUGGUUCGCAUGAGAGAGGGUGGAGAAACUCCUUUUUUAAUGUAAUCUUCCCAGAAACUGAAAGGCACAUGAGUUGGAAUGCUCAUCCAAAAAUGCACAGCCAGAUUAGGCUUUUCAUUAUUUUCCUUAGCCCAACAAUAUUUCACUUCAUUUAGCCACUGGCUGACAAAGCUUGAGCUUGCUCCAUGUUUUUCUGUAUCACAGUUGGGGGACCCAUAAGCCUUCCAGAUGUUGUUCGCCCCCAUCUCCCAUCAGCUGUGGGCCUCCAUAUGCAGUUGGACUUCAUCUGUUCCGGUCAUCAUGGUUGGGGAUGUGGGGAGUUUCAGUCCUGCAACAUCUGGAGAACCACAGGUUCCCCAUCCUUGGUCUUCCAUUGAUUCUCAGCUAGUGGGUCACAAGCUACACUGGGGUCGCAUGCUGGUUUAAGGUGACUGACCAGUGGAACUCGCUCCCACAGGAAACAGUAAUGCCCACCAGCCUAGGUGGCUUUAAAUGAGGAUUAGACUAAUUCAUGGAGGAAAAGGCUUUCAAUGGCUACUAGCCAUGAUGGAGACAACAUCUUUUCUGAAUACCAAUGCAGACAGGGAGGGUGCUCUUGUGCCCAGGUCCUGCUUGUGGGUUUUUCCUAGGUAUCUGGUUGGCCUCUGUGAAAACAGGAUGCUGGACUAGAUGGGCCAUUGGUCUGACCAAGCAGGGUCUUCUUACAUUAUGUAACCUUAGAUAUUUUCUUUCUUUAAUAAUUUUUGGUGAGGAGGAGGAGACAGUGAGAGAUGGGAUGUCUGCACAAAAAUGCUUAAAAGGGGGCCCCAUGAUGAAGAUGGACCCCUGGUCUUAGAAAGUCAAAAGCUAUUCAUCCGAACUUGUUGCUUUCAGAGUCUGAAGUAGCCGCUGGAUGGAAACAGGAGGCUUUUCCUAAUCGAUCUUUGAAUGUGGGCAUUCAUUAAUACAGUGGUACCUCAGGUUACAUAUGCUUCAGGUUACAUACGCUUCAGGUUACAGACUCCACUAACCCAGAAAUAGUACCUCGGGUUAAGAACUUUGCUUCAGGAUUAGAACAGAAAUUGUGCAGUGGCGGCACAGCGGCAGCAGGAGGCCCCACUAGUUAAAGUGGUGCUUCAAGUUAAGAACAGUUUCAGGUUAAGAACAGACCUCCAGAACGAAUUAAGUUCUUAACCCAAGGUACCACUGUACAAGUGUUUCCUUGUCCUAAUGAAUCAUCCUGACGCUGUGUGUUGUGAUGGAUUGUCUUGGGAUAAUUCGCCUACUUCUUAAAAUUAUAGGUGUUUCGUUAUACUUUGGGCCCAAGUGACUGCCAGUUUUCACACCUGGGCAAGGGUGUUGCCGGCUGAGCGGUUCAUCCUUGUCAUGCCGUUAAUUAUCUUUGGAGAAUCUCAGGAGCAGGGGUCAGCAAAUUUUUUCAGCAGGGGGUCUGUCCACUGUCCCUCAGACCUUGUGGGGGGCCGGACUAUAUUUUUUUUGGGGGGGGGGGAAUGAACGAAUUCCUAUGCCCCACAAAUAACCCAGAGAUGCAUUUUAAAUGAAAGGACACAUUUUACUCAUGUAAAAACACGCUGAUUCCCGGACCAUCCGUGGGCCAGAUUUAGAAGGCGAUUGGGCUGGAUCCGGCCCCCGGGCCUUAGUUUGCCUACCCAUGCUCAGGAGUGUGUUUCUCCCCUUACCCUUUUCACUUCGGGAACUUUUUUGGGGACAACCUUUGAGAAGCCAGGCUCAUAGCUCUUUCUCAGGUGUCUCUGUUUGCUUUAUCAGACGUUCAGAAAUCAGAAACCCAACCAUAGAAUUGACACUGCCAGCAUAAGUUGACUGAGCAUAGAGGUGACGAGGCCUAAAAAGACUUCUGAUAUGACCGGUGUUUGGAACAACUUUUGUAACUACAGUGGUACCUCGGGUUAAGUACUUAAUUCGUUCCGGAGGUCUGUACUUAACCUGAAACUGUUCUUAACCUGAAGCACCACUUUAGCUAAUGGGGCCUGCUGCUGCUGCUGCUGUGCCGCCGGAGCCCGAUUUCUGUUCUCAUCCUGAAGCAAAGUUCUUAACCCAAGGUACUAUUUCUGGGUUAGCAGAGUCUGUAACUUGAAGCAUCUGUAACCUGAAGCGUGUGUAACCCGAGGUACCACUGUACUCUGAAGUAACUGAGUAGUUUCAGCUACAUAUGUCACCUUCAGCACAUUGGUGGCAGGCUGGCUUAAACAAAUGAAUAAAGCACAUGUUACGAGGCAAACACAGGGUUACUUAUGUAAGGGCCUGGGAAGGCUGAGCCAAGAGAUUUUGCUGUCUGAGGCAGAAGAACAAAUGUCACAACUCCCCACAAAAGUACAUAGUAAGUUCCCAGGUUUUGGCACCUGAGGCCACCUACCCCUACCCUUAGAAGUAAAAAUAUAGUGGUAAUAAAUUUGCCCUUUCAUAAUGCCAAAAACCAGUUGCCCAAGGCGGCCUCCUGACUCUGUCUAAUAGUUGGGCCGGCUCAGGCCAAGGCAUUUGAAAGAGAUAAUUGGUAGGGAGGAAGAGGAUAUUUAGUCUUCUCCCCCCACCCCUAGCCACCAGGUCUCCCCUACAGAUUUGCUCUCCCACCCCUGCCCAUUUUAGCCCAUUCUUCCUGUGGCGGCUUGGCGAUCAGAAGUAAGCCCAGCUGAGGGGAAAGUGUGUUUGAGGCUGGAGCAUAUGUGCAGAUGAGGUUGAUGUGGUGGUGCGGGGGAGGGUUAAGCUCCGCCCACCCGCCAGUUCUCACUGACAAAUGCCCCGCCCCCACGUGGGCGCUCCCUUGGCAAGUGCAGGUUUGGGAAUGCAAGCCGUUCCGCCUGAAGAGCUUAAGCCAAAGGCUUAUUACAUGCAUAUUUCCUGAGAUCAUCCUUUCAGAUACUUGAAGCAAUUUAUUUUUAUGAGUCAAGAGAUGUGAUGAUGAGGGAUCCGGUCUCUGCAUAGGACAAACCUUCCAACAUCUUGAAUGCCUUCCGAACAACUUCAGAUGGAUGCAUUUCAGAAUCUGUUUUGUUUAUUUAAAAAAUGUAUAUGAUACCCAUCAAGUAGUACAGUUAAUGGAAAUCGAAAGCAAUGGACCAAAACAGGGUUGUAAGGUGGUGAUAUGUUUGCCAUCUCCAAAUAUCUGAAGGUCCGUCACAUGGAAGAUGGGGAAAACUUGGGUAUUUUUGUUGCUUCAGAGCAGGCGUCAGCAAAAAUUUUCAGCAGGGGGCCAGUCCACUGUCCCUCAGACCUUGUGGGGGGCUGGACUAUAUUUUGGAGCGGGGGGGGGGGGGAGAACGAAUUGCCCCACAAAUAACCCAGAGAUGCAUUUUAAAUAAAAGCACACAUUCUACUCAUGUAAAAGCACCAGGCAGGCCCCACAAAUAACCCAGAGAUGCAUUUUAAAUAAAAGGACACAUUCUACUCAUGUAAAAACACACUGAUUCCCGCACCAUCCACGGGCCGGAUUUAGAAGGCGAUUGGGCUGGAUCCGGCCCCCAGGCCUUAGUUUGUGCCUACCCAUGCUUCAGAGGAUAGGAACUAUAACAAUGGAUUCUUAUUACAGUGGUACCUCAGGUUAAGUACUUAAUUCGUUCCGGAGGUCCGUACUUAACCUGAAACUGUUCUUAACCUGAAGCACCACUUUAGCUAAUGGGGCCUCCUGCUGCUGCCGCGCCGCCGGAGCACGAUUUCUGUUCUCAUCCUGAAGCAAGGUUCUUACCCUGAAGCACUAUUUCUGGGUUAGCAGAGUCAGUCUGUAACCUGAAGCAUAUGUAACCUGAAGCGUAUGUAACCUGAGGUACCACUGUACAAGAAAGAAGAUUCCGACUUAACAUUAGGAAGACAAUACUGACAGUGAGAGCUGUUUGACAGUGGAAUGGUUUACCUUGGAAGGUGGUGGGCUCACCUUAAUGGAGGUUUUUAAACAGAGGUUGGGAGGCCAUCUGCCAGGGAUUCUUAAGCUGUGAUUCCUGCAUAGCAGAUGGUUAGACUAGACUCCCAACCCUUCAGUUAUACGAGUCUUUAAAUAUAGUUAUUAUAUAUACUGCUAGAAAACAGAGGUUAGAUGUCAGGGUGGAGAAACAUCUCCUGCCAGCAAGGUAAAGCAUGUAACGGAUCGAUAAAUCAUCAAUCGACACCCAAGCACCCAUCCUGCCUGCGGAACUGAAUGAAGCGAGGAAGAAUGGAAAACUUGGGCAGAAUGCAAAUGUGGACAUACACGAGCAUUUGAAAUCUUCUUUCUCCCAACUAGUUUUUGGUGCUGUUCCAUAGCGGGUGGAGGCAGAAUUAAUUGUUCUUUAAUUGCAGUGGGGUGAUAGGGCUUGGCUUCUUAUGCACACCCUGCCAUGCUUAUCCCGCGGCUAACCUCUCUGAAGAUUGAAGAUAAGCUUCCGAGUUUGUUCCUAAGAAUGGGUGAGACUGUCACAUAUGCAAGGCCUGUGCCACAAAGCAGUCAAUCUGGACUAGUUGGAUUUGGCCCUGCUCUUCUGCCUCCGAUGGAGCUAAGUCCAGGGCCUAAUGUGUCCUAGUUUUGCAUUCAAAUCCAUCUUUGUUUCAUCCUGGCACUCAACAGGAAUAUAGUGCACUACCAUUUCCCAGGUCAGAUGGGCCAUCUUGCCCAGGAGAGUUGACCCUGGAUGGCAGGGUUUCUGGCAAAAGCCUUUCCCAUUUCCUGCUACUGGGUCCUCCUUUUUAUUUUUUUAAACUGUAGAAGACUGUGAUGAACCUGGGACUUUCUUCCUUCUUCUCGUCGCAUAGAGCCAAGAUCUGUUGGCUCCUAGCAAUCUUCUCCUUUUUUCAUUUAAGAAGUGUUGGAUAGGAUGAAAGCAUUCUCUGCAAAUCCAAGCGAAUCCCUUAGACACAUUUUAUUUUCUCAUGGCCGUAUAACAAGCUUCCCAGGAUAACAAAUCAUUUUGUUUUAAGUGAGCAAAAUAAUCCUUUUUUGAAAGAGAGAGGGAAUCCAGGAAUUGGCAUGUAUAUGGAACAUCCAGGUUGACUGCUCAUCCAAGAUUAAAAGGAAACGGCUGGAGUUGUUAUCUCAGAAGGCUUUCAUUCAUCCUUCUAAUUGUCUUCCUCCUUGGCAUAUGACACCUCCUUCGCUCUUGCGCUUGGCAGUGAGUUCAUGGAUUUGGACUCUAAAACCUCAAAAUGUCUGGGGCAUUGUGGAAAAAGUGGCCUACCUCGGACCAAUUUGUGUUUUUCUUUUGUACGCGUUCUCUGUUUUCGUUUUUUAUAAAGUUGACAUUGGAGAAGCCUCUUUUCUCAAUUUAACAAUUAAAGGACUCAGUUGUUUCCUCUUCCAUUCAUGGAAGAAAAGCUUUUUAUAGCAAGUUUUUCCAUUUGCGAUUGCACUUCCUUGCGAGACCUCCAUCCUCCCCAAACAAAACGAUCGGAAACUUUCUCUCGCAUUCCUAAAUGUUGGGUCUGCUCAUAAAAAUGACUCCCUUUCCAGCUUGGAGACUUAUUUUCUGGUGUGUUACUUGUUGCUUAUUUCCCUGUAUCUGAUUUAUUUUUCAAUGAAGAGUUUAAUGAGUUUACAGAUUGGAAUGGGUAGACUUGUACAAACCCAUGCUCAGUUGAUCUUCUGAAUAUCCAAGAUUUAUUAGCGGGGUGGGUGGGGGUGAAAAUUAAUUGGUUUGCCUUUCCAAAAAAAAAUGUAUUUGUCUUACAUAACCCCAUUAAAUUUACUGUAAUUAGUAAUUAUUAAAAUUAGUUGAUAGGUUAAUUAGGAUUCUCCCUGUAGGGAUGAACAGCUAGGCACAUUGCCUUGACACCCAUGAGCGAGUUCAGUUAAAAGGCAGCACUUAAAUCACAUAAUUUGUAGGCUCUUCUCCCAUCUGUGAACCAGGGAAGUGCCAGCUGCCACAAGGCAGGCAUAGGCAAACUCAGCCCUCCAGAUGUUGUGGGACUCCAGCUCCCAUCAGCCUCAGCCAACAUUACCAACGGUCAGGGAUGAUGGGUGCUGUAGUCCAGGAACAUUUGAACAGGGUCUCCAGCUGGUUUUUGGCCUGCAGCGCCCAUCAUCCUGAGCUAGCAGGACCAGUGGUCAGGGAUGAUGGGAAUUGUAGUCCAAAAACAGCUGGAGAUCCAAGUUUGGGAAACCCUGAUCUAGAGGGCCACAGGUUCCCAUCUGUGCCAUAAGGGUGUGAGAGAGAAGUCAGGGCCUGGCUCUAUGCAUGUAGCAGAAUGAGGAGUGGCAUGCAUUGCACCAUGGCAAAUGAGAGACCUUGAGGACUUCCUGAUCCCUGAUGUCCCUGCCCGAUCCCUGAUAAAUAAGAGCAAAGCAUUUUUCCACUUGCAUAAUGGAGAUGUUUUCUGCUGAGGCUCCAUAAAACUGCUGUUGGGAAGGUUAUUUAGGUAGCGUCCUUAAUUGCAAGUAGCAAAACAGCGGUGGAAACUUUGAAUCUAUCAUUAAGAGUUUAAUCACGCUUCCUCAUGCUCCAGAUCCAGGAGAUCAAAUGUUUACAUCUUCAUCUGUCAGCCAGCUGCAUGGCGAGUUAUUGCAGCAUGUUUCUUAAGUGUCACUUUCUAUUAAGUAACGUUUCAGUUUGGUUCGCCAGUUGUUUGUAGCUCUGGCGUAGUUAUGUGGUGGAUGUGGAACCUUUAACGCAGCCUAGGCUGAAAUUCUGUGUUUUUGCAUAGAGGGGUGUUGGCAGGAUUUCUGGCAGAGGGAGCUAGCUGUCUAAUCUGUGCUGCAGUGCCCCCUGCCAGGGUGGCCAGAAGUGGUACUGCGGCUCAUCUCUCUUGGCUCGCCUCCCCUUGUUUUUGCCUGAUCACCAGCUGCUAGCCUGCCUUUGCGCUAGGGUGGCCACUAAAUGCAUCACCCCCAAAAGAGGGGAAAAGGAGGCAGAUUUGCAUACAGUGGUGCCUCGCAAGACGAAAUUAAUCUGUUCCGCGAGUCUCUUCGUCUUGCGGUUUUUUCGUCUUGCGAAGUUAGCGGCUUAGAGGCUAUUAACGGCUUAGCGGCUUAGCGGCUAUUAACGGCUUAGCGAAAAGGAAACAAACUGCAAGAACGGCUAGCGGCUAUUAACGGCUUAGCGGCUUUAAGAAAAGGAAACAAACUCGCAAGAACUGCAAGACGCUCUUGCGAAGCAAGCCCAUAGGAAAUUCGUCUUGCGGAACGACUCAAAAAACGCAAAACCCUUUCGUCUAGCGAGUUUUUCGUCUUGCGAGGCAUUUGUCUUGCAGGGCACCACUGUAUGCUAAUUUUUAUAUGCAGGUGCAAACUAAGAAGCUUCAAAAGAGAACUGAGAAGUUAAAGAAAUCUCACCAUAAUGGGAAAAGACCGUGACUGGGUGAGCCACAUGCUUGCUUAGUCUGUUGCUCACUGUUGAUGAAAAACUUUAUUUAUUAAAUUUAAAUACAACACAUAAAAAGUGCUUUUGAAAGAAAGUGAAGAAAGAAGGGGUGGUUUGAUAAAGACCCCUGCUCUCACUUCGUAGAGUUCUUCAUCUUUAAGCCGGAGGAGACAACUCUUCAUUUCUUGCCUGGCUUCUCAACACGGACAUUGCUGCAAGUAACCGAGAAGGGCAGGCUGGGCGAGAGUGCCUGAUUGGCUUUGCCACUGCACUAGUGCCAUUCUAGCCUCACCACUGCUUAGCCCCCCUCUCUCGGUUACCAGCCACAACCUCCAUAUUGGGAAACCAGCUAAACAACACCCCCCCUUCCCUGCUGGUCUCUACUAAUGACCGAAAUUCUGCUUCGACCAUGUUACUGUCUCCGAUCCUGCUAUGUCCUCUGUGUUGGGUCUGCACCAGUGCCGGAUUUACGUAUAAGGUAGACAAGCUAUAGCUUAGGGCCCCACUCUCUUGGGGCCCCCCAAAAAAAUUUGAAGGAAAAAAACAAACUGGAUGUACAAUUCCAAAAUAUAAGAUAAAAAACAAAUAAAAUAAAACCUACAUACAGCAACAGCGUUUUGUGUUGUGUAGGCUCCUGUGAUGUAAGUAAUGGGCCCCGCCUGCUAGCCUGCUUCCUAAAAUAUCACUGGUUUGCUCAUUUCUAUAUAUAGGGUGCCUACAUUCUGCAUGUGCAAAUGGCUUUAGAUACCUAAAGGUAAAGGUAAAGGGACCCCUGACAAUUAAGUCCAGUCGCAAACGACUCUGGGGUUGCGGUGCUCAUCUCGCUUUAAAGGCCGAGGGAGCCAGCGUUUAUCUGCUUCACAGACAGUUUUUCUGGGUCAUGUGGCCAGCGUGACUAAGCCGCUUCUGGUGAAACCAGAGCAGCACACGGAAACUCCGUUUACCUUCCCGCUGCAGCGGUACCUAUUUAUCUACUUGCACUGCGUGCUUUCGAACUGCUAGGUGGGCAGGAGCUGGGACCGAACAACGGGAACUCACCCCGUUGCAGGGAUUUGAACCGCCGACCUUUCUAUCGGCAAGCCCUAGGCUCAGUGGUUUAACCCAAAGCGCCACCCACGCCCCUUUAGAUACCUGUUAGGUCCAUAAAUUACCUUAUAGCAUAUAUUCAACACAAAAAAACAGCGACCAUUUGUUGUUGACAAAGGUCAGCUGGACAUAUAAAGGGCCCCAUUACCCUUAGUAGCUUAAGGCCUCAUCAGACCUAAAUCUGGCCCUAGUCUGCACGGCCAUUCCUUUUCCCCCUCCCAGAGUAACAGCAAAACAACUGAUUGCUAGACUUUUCUUUAUGGAUUGACUAAUCAAGGCGCGAACAAGGCACAUUUUGUGGCUUCCGUAUUUGGACCUUUUUUCAGAGCUCUGUACAGCUGCAUUCUGCCACAUUGCCCCUCUACACCUUAAAGUCUUGAUCUAGGCCUGGGGUCAGCAAACAUUUUCAGCAGGGGCCGAUCCACUGUCCCUCAGACCUUGUGGGGGGGGCCAGACUAUAUUUUGGGGGAGGGAAAUGAACAAAUUCCUAUGCCCCACAAAUAACCCAGAGAUGCAUUUAAAAUAAAAGCACACAUUCUACUCAUGUAAAAACACCAGGCGGGCUGGAUUUAGAAGGUGAUUGGGCCAGAUCCGUCCCUGGGCCUUAGUUUGCCUACCCAUGAUUUAGGCCAAUCACGAAUAUUUCAGAGAAAAUCUUGCUUGCUGACGAUCAUUACUUUUUAAUGAAGUUUAAUAGGGCAUUUAGAAGGGCCUUCUCAGCAGUGGCGCCCUCCCUGUGGAACGCCCUCCCAUCAGAUAGCAAGGAGAUAAAAGAACUACAAACUUUUAGAAGACAUCUGAAGGCAGCCCUGUAUUGGGAGGUUUUUUAAUGUUUGACGUUUUAUUAUGUUUUUAUAUGUGCUGGAAGCUGCUCAGAGUGGUUGGGGAAACCCAGCCACAUGGGCGGGGGUAUUAUAAUAAUAAUAAUAAUAAUAAUAAUUAUUAUUAUUAUUAUUAUCAUGUUGCUCGGCCCAUCGCCUCUUGUAGCAGUUUCAGGAGCUGGGGUUCUCACAGACAGAGGGUGGCAUGAUUGUUGCUUCUUUGUAUGCAAAGGAGGUUGCAAUUAAUGAGCUUGAAGUUGGUUUGCCUGUCGCUGAAACGUUUUUGGUACCACCGCAGCUUAAUGAAUUACGGGGAAUGUUUCAUUUUUCUUUUAUUGUGCCAAAAAAGCAUAACAAAUCCAAAAGCCCCAAAUGCAUCUAGGAGCACUAGCUGCAAACUUUGGGGUGUUUGAGUAGGUGUAAUAGGAUCACACAGACACAUUCCAUACCAAGGCCCUCCAGGGAAUUGCAAAUGUAGCAGAACUAGCAAAAUACCUAAAAAGUUCAGCCCCCAUAAACCAGCCAAGUUCCAUAAAGAUUAUAUAAGUGUGUGUGUGUGUGUGUGUGUGUGUGUGUGUAAUGGUGGCUUCUACAAAGGCAAUUAAGUGCAUAGUUUAUAGCUAAUGCCCAAAAUAUCCAAUUUACUUUUAAAAAGGAGUUGUGUUGCCAAAUCAUAAAUGCAGACCAAUAAGCAAACAGAGCCAAAGUUUGCUGUAUCUCUAAUCAUCCCCCCAAACCCUAUAAGACAGAGAGGUCUAUAGAGGAAACCUAUAGGGCAGGAGUGAGGGAACCUGUGGCCUUCCAGAUGUUCUGCGGGAGAAUAUUCAGACUGAUGAUUGUGAGCGCCAACAUGCCCUACAGCAGCCUUCCUCAACAUUGUGCCCUCUAGAGGUUGUUGAAUGAUAAAUCCCUUCAUCCCUGAUCAUUGGCCAUGCUGUCUGGGACUGAUAGGAGUUUGGUACCCUGUCCACAGGGUACCAAAAUGGGGAAAGACUGAUGUAGAAGAGCACUUUGGACUAGGCCAUAGCAGGCUUGGGUUCUGCACUCAAGCAUGAAAUGCAACGAAAGUUGCCUUAGGCCAAUCACACACACACACACACACACACACACACACAGAGCCUAACCUGCCUCACAGGGCUGUUGUGAGACUAAAAUAGGGUGGUAUAUAUACCGGCGUUUGUCCACAGACAGCUUUUCCUGGUCGUGUGGUCAGCAGGACUAAACCGCUUCUGGGGCAAUGGAACACCGUGACGAAAACCAGAGCGCACGGAAACGCCGUUUACCUUCCUGCAGCAGCGGUACCUAUUUAUCUACUUGCACUUUGUGCUUUCAAACUGCUAGGUUGGCAGGAGCUGGGACAGAGCUCACCCCGUCGUGGGGAUUUGAACUGCCGACCUUCUGAUCAGCAAGCCCAAGAGGCUCAGUGGUUUAGACCACAGCGCCACCCGCGUCCAUAAAUUACCUAUAAAUAAAUAUAGCCCGCAAUGUCAGGUUUUCCGUUUCAUUCAUUAGUCUGGUCAGGUUAAAAGCAAAUAUAUCUAAUUAUUCGUUUUAGGGGAUUAUCUGCGUAUAUGUCUCUUUACCUGUGCAUUUUGCUGGUAUAAUUAUUGAGCAUUAUUUUCUGGGUGGGGGCGGAAUCUCUAUCAUUGUUAAAUGAAUUUUUGUUUCAGAAUUAUUAUUAUUCAUCCUCCAUCCUAAGAUCACAGGGCAGGUUACAACCUAAGAACACAAUAUAAAAUUAUGUCUCAUGUAAUUUAAUGGGAACAUAUAGUUUUGGAGCAAGACCAGGUAAAUGAGCAUAGGGUUGCAGCCUCAGAUCUCAUUAAAAAACCAGUGAGGCUUGGUUUUUUUGCACUGAUUUGAAAUGGCAAGAAAGCAUAAGUAACUUAGACUGAGUUCAGUCCAUUCAUGAGGUGGGGGGGGGGAGCAGUUUGCAAGCAUAAACUCCAUACAUUGAUGUGGGGGGGAAACUUCCCUAACCUCACUCAGAAAGAAUGUAUUACAAAGUACAACCAUAAACCCUUUACAUGAGGAAUUUACAUGUCCAUAAAAUUUUGCAAUAGAUCUCCAGUUAUUCAGUAUAUAAUUAUUUGUCUCAAGACUUUUUUAAUAUUUGAGGGCACUAAACAAUAAGCAUUUUUUAAAAGGGCCUCUCCUGCAAAGCACGUGAAUAAUGUAAUCACACAUAGUUCCAGUUCUACAGAAGCAGGAGUCCAUUUAUGCACUGUUUUACCUACGAAGAAAUAGCCAUUAUAUAGAAAAAUACACAGGUCAUAAUGUAAGAAGGGUGGUCUUGUUCUGUGAACGAGCUUUGAGCUCAUCCCCUCUGCCCUCCACUCUCUUCCUCUGUUGCAAUUUCGCGGAGGAGAUUGGAGGCUUUUGCUUCUGUUUUAAACCAACGCGGGUCAGUCUUUGUUAAGAUUUAGUGUAACAAACCAACUUCAGACUCGAGUUAGUUAGGCUGGCUUGUUUCAGUAAAACGAUACAGUCGUACCUUGGUUUUCAAACAGCUUAGUUCUCGAACGUUUUGGCUACCGAACGCCGGUUUGCAAACUAUUUUUGGAAGCCGAACGUCUGACGGGGCUUCCGACUGGCUGCAGGAGCUUCCUGCAACCAAUCAGAAGCUGCGCUUUGGUUUCCAAACGUUUUGGAAGUUGAACGGACUUCCGGAACGGAUUCCGUUCGACUUCCGAGGUACGACUGUAGUUGAGUUCAAUCAUAAUUUAGGGUGUGAGCAUAACAGUAAACUAUGGUUAAUCAAAAAUGGAAGUGAAAACCUCCAGUCCCCUCCACACUCGUAUGGAGUAGGGAGUUUGUGAAUUAUAGGCUCAUUCAUUUAAUGAUAUUUUAUUCUUAAGUUUGAAUGCAGCCAGUGGUGGACUAAUCCAUGGGCGUGGGGCAGAAGGAAAACAAACCCAGAAAACACUUCCUCCUAGACAGGAAGAGCCAUAAAGAGUUUCCUGUUUGUUCCUUGGGCAAACAUCCCAUCGCAGGGUGGUACUCAUGGCUCUGGUAUGUUUCACUGUGUGCAUCAGCUCUGGCUCCUGGCUUCGUUUCUUGGAUUGGACCUUCCCCCACCCCUGGGAAUAGCUUCUGGAUUUUGACACCUACAGUUCAGUUUGGGUGACCCAAAUCUCCUGCCUAAGAGCCUGGCUCUCCACUGCCAGUCAGAUUGGACAAUACUGGGCUGGGUGGACAAAUUAUCUAACUUUUGUAAGGCAACUGUGCUGUAGGGGUCGGAUUCUGCACAUGAUUUGUUAUGCCUCUUGCUGUCAAAAGGCUCCUUUGCUCAUCCAGCUGGUUUCUCUCAUCUAGAGCAGAGCAGUGUCUUUCAAGGAAGUUCCAGUCUUGCCGACUCUAGGGGAGUUCUGCAAACUUUUUUGUAAUGGACCUCGUCGGAAGGACAGAAAGAUAGGCAGGGGGAAAAGGAAAGGACAGAAAUAUCACUGGAGAAGGGACACAUCAGAAGAGGGUUUUCUCAUACAGUGGUACCUCGGGUUACAGACGCUUCAGGUUACAGACUCCACUAACCCAGAAAUAGUACCUCGGGUUAAUAACUUUGCUUCAGGAUGAGAACAGAAAUCGUGCAGUGGCAGUGGAAGGCCCCAUUAGCUAAAGUGAUACAUCAGGUUAAGAGCAGUUUCAGGUUAAGAACGGACCUCCAGAACGAAUUAAGUUUUUAACCCAAGGUACCACUGUAUCUUCCAUGGCUCCACACCUGGCUUUAGGCGGGUAAAAGAAGGCAGUGGUUCACUUCUGGCCUGCUGCAAUUUGGCUUUAUUAACGAAGACAACAUUAAAACGUGUUAUGAAAAAUUGUUCUGCAAAAGCAGGCACGUUAGGCAAAUUUGAGUACCAAAUGUAUAUAUCAGGAGAAAUGGACACUGAAAAGAGGGCUUUUUUUAAAAAAAAAAGCAAAGAGGCAUCAAAAUGCAUAGAACUGAACUUAAGAUUUGCAGAAUGAGAAACUGGGAGAAACUUGACAGACGAGCCCAUUUCCAGUAAUCAUGCUACUUAUUGCCUUUUGAAGGACACAUUUUUUAUUAUUUUUAUUUGCCAGCAGUUGACAUGGAGUUUGUUUAUUUAUUUUAUUGCCUGUAGAUCCUGUCUUUUAUCCAAGGAGCUCAAUAUGGUUCUCCCCGCUCCUCAUUUAAUCCCCACAACAGCCCUGUGAGGUAAGUAAGGCUGAGAGGCAGUGACCACAGCCAAAGGUCACCCAGUGAGCUGCAUAGCUGAGUAGGGAUUCGAACCCUGAUCUCCCAGGCCCUAGUCCAAGACUUUAACCCCUGUGCCACACUGGCUGUGAUGGAGUUGCACUUUACUUCAAUUUUGUAGUUAAAAUAUUGGCUACGAUCCUGCGCGCAGUUAAGCACGCUUUAGCUUAUUGAUUUAAAUAGGCUGAAGAACGCCUAACCUCUUGCUGAAUUGUGGUUCUCACACUGCCUUAAAGUUUUCGUCUGCGUGGGUUGUGAACGUGAUCCGUGCGGGAGGCACGUUCGCAACCCACAGCACCGCGUCUGUGCAUACGCGGGUUGCGAUUCGGCGCUUCUGCGCAUGCGCGAGUACCGAAACCCAGAAGUAACCCAUUCCGGUGGUCUGGGUUUGGCGCGGUGCGCAACCUGAAACCACGCAAGCUGAAGCGUCUGUAACCCGAGGUAUGACUGUAUUUUGAUUAUGUGUGUAUCCUACAAUAACCACAGCAAAAAUUCUUCUCAGUUCUUCUUUUUUAAAAAAUCUUCAGCCUCUUUGCCAGCUUCUAAUCAGUUGUCUGAUCAUCUCUUCCUGCACAUGAAUAUCUAAUUUACAUGAGAUGGUGAAAUAUGAAAGACAAAAGUUCUAAGAGCUACAAAGCCACCUUUAUGCAUUCUAAGCAGACACAUCCAGGCCCCUUCUUAAGAAAGGAAGAGGGCUGUGUUUGGGGGGGGGGGGAGUUGGAGGAGAGAGGAAACAGGACUCUGGUUGUAUUAUAAAUGCAGCAUCAUAAAAAAAAGAAAGAUUAAAUUUCUGGCCUUCCAUUGUCUUCAGCCAUAGCUUCCCUGCUGAUGGUUAUUCUGAUGGGAAUAUUUGAAACUCCACGGGGGGAAAAAUGCCUCUUGCACUAAAUGAAGGGUGUGGGUUGUGUGUUUCUGGGCUGAGCACAAUGCAAAGGUCAGUUUGUGAUGGUUCUUGCCUCUCCUUUUCGCAUGAAGUUUGUGUGUACAUGAAUGCAUCCCUGGAAUUUCACCGUGGGGUCUGCCAUCUUUUGAAGCUGCUGCUAAAAUUACGGCCUCGCUUCUUCCAAAGGCGGAUACUGAUAGAAGAUUCAAUGAAAUCGAAGGCCGCUGGUCUGGGCAGUGUUGAAAGAUACCUGGCUAUGAUACUAUUUCUGAUUUAAUAAUGCGGACGAGAGGCUAGCCCUUUGUAAUAAUUAGGACUAAUUACUGAAGAGGUGUUGACAGAUGGGCUAAGAGGAAACAAACUGCCUUUAUCCAGUAGCUUAGAGUCGGAUUACUAGGCUUGUGUUAUCUGUUUCUCAGAAAGUAGACGCUUCAAUCAUUCACUAAGUCUUCAGAGGGAGGCAAAAGGGAUCCUAACAAUAUACAGGAUUUGGGGCGAAGCUAUGAAAUAAGUCUUUGAUUCAGAAAUGGCUAAAUUAAUCCCCUUUCCGUAAAUUGUCGCGGGGUUUGUUUGUUUUUUUAAGUUUGAAUUACAGAUGGAGAAUCUGAUUUGGAGUACUUGGAAUGAAGUCAACCAAGUAUCAAUGGCUUGUCUUGGUAGCGACUGUGGAAGUUUGUGGAUUAAGCAGUGGCUCCCCCCUCUCUCUUUCCUGUUAUGGUGACAAUAGCAAUUUUCUCUCCCCUCUUUUUUCCCCAAGUCCUGCUCACUGUCCCCUUUGAGAAAUCAAAGGUACUUUUAGAAUUUUCGGCUCUUCCUUUGGCAUUUUGGCAAGUAACAAUUUGGGUGCUGACAAUGGUAAUUGGCAAAGAAAUAAGGAAACUGUCCAAAAGAGGCACACACCAAAAUAAACAAUUUAGAAAGAAGGGGGAAAUGUGAUCCCAGGGCAGAGAGAAUAAUUUUUUGCAAUAAUGAUAAUUAUUAUUUAUUAAAUUUCUAUUUAAUAAAUAGCAACAACGAAGUAGUAAGGCAAUAUUAUUAUUAUUAUUAUUAUUAUUAUUAUUAUUAUUACACCCUGCUUAUCUGAUUGGGUUGCCCCAGCCACUCUGGGCGGCUUCCAGCAUAUACAGAAACAUAAUAAAACAACAAGCACCCUCCCAUCUGAUGUCAGGGACAUAAUAAAGAGCUACACAACUUUUAGAAGACAUCUGAAGGCAGCCCUGUAUCAAGAAGUUUUUGAUGUUUGACAUUUUAUUACAUUUUUAUAUGUGUUGGAAGCUGCCCAGAGUGGCUGGGGCAACCCAGCUAGACAGGUGGGAUAUAAUAAUAAUAAUAAUAAUAAUAAUAAUAAUAAUAAUAAACAACUUCCCUAAACAGGGCUGCCUUCAGAUUUCUUUUAAAGGUUGAAUAGUUACUUAGCUCCUUGACAUCUGAUAAACAUAAAAUAAAAAUGUUACCACUGAACAUUUAAAAACAUUAGACAACCUGGGCACUGGUCUUUCAAAUCUAGGAGCCAUAUGGUUUGUUUUACAAUCCUGUAUGUCAGGGCUGGGGGAACUUUGACCUGGAGAUACCAUGAUCACAAAAAGUGGUUUUCCCAGGGUGAGACUCAUCCAUUGUAUUCCAGGUGUGCUGACCCUUGCGAUUUCCCCAAAUGCAGGAAACUCGACUGCGUAAUUUGUCGUAGUUGCUGGACUACAACUCCCAUUAUUCCUGACUGUUCUCCAUGCUGGCUGGGGCUGAUGGGAGUUGGAGUCCAACAACACCUAGAUGGCUAUAUGUGUUUACUUGGAAAAGUACCUCCAGAUUGCUUCUGGACCACUUUAGUCACACUGCUUUUGUCCCACCUUCUCAGUAUUUGUACAUAUAACAUAUAAUCAUAUAGAAAAUAGUUCAGUAAGAUACCUACAGGUGGUACCAGGUGACAGAAGGAACGCAAACUUUUCCACGUCUUAUUUCAGACAAAUGUCUUGGGCUCCAAUUCUAUGCCCACUUACCUAAGAGUAAGCCCCUUAGAACUCAAAAGUCAUGUAUAAAUUAAGCAGCUCUCCAGGAUUUCAAGUGAUGACCCCCUUAACAGAUGCCAUUUUCCAGCCGCUAACCAAUCUUGACCCUGUUAGCUGCAGAUAAAUCCCAUCAUGAUGGAUAUUAGAGACGUAGAUUUCAAUUAUUAAUACCUUGCAACAAUGGAGGCAUUUAAACUAGUGUUUUAAACAUUUAUAACGGUUUCAUUGUGCGGUAAACUUGGUCAUACUUUGAUCUAGAUGUUCUGGUUUGAGCUAAUAGCGCUGGUAAAAGUCCUUAAUAAAUUUGGUUGGAACACAACAUGAUCUGAUUAUCUGAUGAAAGAUUGACAGUGUAGUUCCUGCCAGCUUGACAGUGCAACACAAUAAGGGGACUAUUCAGAAUGCAUUUGGAGGCUGAUGGUUCAAAUUCAGGUACCGGAGGAGGAUUUGAAAUUCAGGCGAUGGCAAACACUUUUAACUUCGCAGUGACUUUUUGUACCCGGUGUAGAAAUAACAUUUCCCAGUCUCUUAACGAUGGUUUGGAGAACUCUGGAACUUACAGGCUUCCUCCCUCUCCUUCCCAAUGCAAACGUUUCUGUUAAGUUGUGGGUGAACAUAUCAGACGACACAGCGAUUCUUCAAACAGCUCUUGUUUAUUCAUAGGCCAGAACAGAACUGAACUGAAGGGUUCAGCCAGCCUGCUUAUAUAGAGCUCCAGUACAACACAACUAUAACAACUUUCUGUAACUAUCCAAUCACUGAAUGUCACUUUCGAUCCCUUAUUUGCAUAUGUGGACCUGAGUGAAAACUAUCUACAGUAUCCCCCUGCUGGCCCAGGGUGAGAACUUCAGUACAUAACAGUUUCCCAUCCCUUUCAAACUCAACCAUGGUGCAGUGAUUACUCUCUGCCUUGGUGUCUCAGUCAGUAGAGCAGGAGACUCUUAAUCUUAGGGUUGUGGGUUCGAGCCCCAUGUUGAGCAAAAGAUUCCUGCAUUGCAGGGGGUUGGACUAGAAGUCCUUGUAUUCCCAUCCAACUCUAUGAUUCUAUUAUUCUAAUGUUAAACAUGGUUCACUUGAAACCAGGGUCAUAACCCACUGAUGAAAACAGGUCUUCCUUGUAAUUUUGUUUUGCCUUGGUUUUCUCAUAUCUGCAUCCUUCUAUAUACCAUCAGUUGAAGGUGGGUACCCCUCUCUGUUGCAGUAGUGUGCACUGGAAGCAAGAUGCGUUUAGUAAACAUAAGAGGCGUUUUUUUAAAAACCAAUCCUUUUUUGUGGAUGGGGGGGGGAUGUUCAUUAAAUUUCUAAGCUAAUACCUUUGACAGAUCUCAAGGCACUUAAAAAAAUUGUGUGCGUAUGUGUAUUUGUGUUGGUGUUUACACACACAGAGAAGAAUUCCUUAAAGGAAAGACAGAAAAAGUGAAAAGUGUGUAACCUAUAAAUAUCUCAGCAAACUGCAGGAAGCUUCCUUGUACAAAAUCAGAACACUGGUCCAUCUAACAGUAUUGCCCACUCUGACUGGUAGCUGCAGUCCAGGAUUUCUGGCAGGAGUUUUUAACCUUGCCCUCCCUGCAGAUGCCAAAGAUUGAACCUAUGUAUUCAAAGAUUUGUGGAUGACACAACUUUGAUGGCAGAAAGUGAGGACGAAUUAAAGAACCUCUUUAAUGAGGGUGAAAGAGGAGAGCGCAAAAUAUGGUCUGAAGCUCAACCUCAAAAAAACUAAGAUCAUGGCCACUGGUCCCAUCGCUUCCUGGCAAAUAGAAAGGGAAUAAAUGGAAGCAGUGAGAGAUUUUACUUUCGUGGGCUCCAUGAUCACUGCAGAUGAUAACAUCAGUCACAAAAUUAAAAGACGCCUGCUUCUUGGGAGAAAAGCGAUGACAAACCUAGACAGCAUCUUAAAAAGCAGAGACAUCACCUUAUGGUGCUGGAGGAGACUCUUGAGAGUCCCAUAUACUGCAAGAAGGUCAAACCUAUCCAUUCUGAAGGAAAUCAGCCCUGAAUGCUCACUGGAAGGACAGAUCCUGAAGCUGAGGCUCCAAUACUUUGGCCACCUCAUGGGAAGAGAAGAGUCCCUGGAAAAGACCCUGAUGUUGGGAAAGAUGGAGGGCAUAAGGAGAAGGGGACGACAGGACGAGAUGGUUGGACAGUGUUCUCGAAGCUACUAACAUGAGUUUGACCAAAUUUUGGGAGGCAGUGGAAGACACGAGUGUCUGGUGUGCUCUGGUCCAUGGGGUCAUGAAGAGUUGGACACGACUAAACAACAACAGCAACAAAGAAUGGCCAUUGCUCAGUCGCAUCUCAAUUUUAUUUUGUAUGCAGAAGGUCCCAGGUAUCUAGGGACUACCCCUUCUUUGCUGGAGUUCAGAUAAUACUAAGCGAGAUGGACCCAGUGGUCUGCCUCUGUGUGAGGCAAAGUUCCUAUGUACCUUUUCAAUCCUUACGUUCCUAAGGAAGGUUUUGUGUGGUCUUUUUGGCCAAGACACAAUUAGAUUGAAAUGUUGCAAACAAGCAGUAUAAGGUCUUCAUGUCUGAACCUCCUGUCUCAUUAAAAGUAGAAGAGGACAGGACUAGGUCCAUCACAGUAAAAUGUAUGGCACUGUGUGCCUUUGGGAAUAAACGAGAAAUGUUCGAAACCUUUCCUUUAUUUAUCUUAAGUGCGAUAUCAUCACAGAGACAGGUAUGGCUAGAAACAUUACAGACUUCUGAUAUUAUAGAAAUUAUUAUAAAAAUAAACCAGUUUAACAUUGAUACCCCCUUUUCCCCCCAAGGGGAUGAGCUUCAUUUGUAGCACGCUUUAAACUCUGAAGUUCUCCACCUUUCCUAUCUUAUUGUACAGUGUUACCUUGGAAGUCGAACGGAAUCCGUUCCAGAAGUCUGUUCGACUUCCAAAACGUUUGGAAACCAAAGCGCAGCUUCCGAUUGGCUGCAGGAAGCUCCUGCAGCCAAUCGGAAGCCCCGCCGGACGUUCGGCUUCCAAAAACAGUUCGCAAACCGGAAGAGUCACUUCCGGUUUGCGGCAUUCGGGAGUCAAAACGUUCGGAAGCUAAGCUGUUCGAAAAGCAAGGUACAACAGUAUAUCCACAACAUAGGUUCCACCUUGAACAAAUUAUUGGGGGACCUGGCUGCCUACGCUUGUCCCAACUCCCCACCCCACUUCUUCUACUGCGCACAACUGAGCACAGGCCUCCCCCCCUCUUUCUGUUUCUCUUCGCUCACCCACCUCCCCCCUCACCUGCUCGCCUCUCCUACUGGCCUUCCUGCCUCUCCCCAGCUGCCACGGCUCAGACACGCUCGGAAAUGUCACCGAAAACCAGGAGCCAAGGUGGGAAAAGAGGGCGGAACCAGUGGUGUGCGGUGCAGAUUUUUGUAAGGGAACAGUUAGGGUCCGAGGCACCAGCUUGCGAGGGCAAUUCGGGGGGGGGGAUGUCCUGAUGUCCCUUUCAUGAACAUCACACCUCCCUCCCUAAGCUGGGCAGAGGCUUCUCAGGUUUAAUACUCUAAGUUACCAGGAACAUUUAGGGGACUAGCCCAGUCCACUGACCGCACACCACUGGGCGGCACCCGGCUGGAGGGGAGACGGCUGCCCAAGGGAGAGAGGGAGGCGCCAACUUGCAGAAAAUGUUGGGGGGAGUGGCCUUCCUAAAUAUUUUAUUGGGGAUGCCAAAGGGGCCAGCACCCCAAAAGAGUUUGGUGCCUGUGAUCCACAGCCAUUUAUAGGCUGGGUAUUUGGGGAGAGAGAUUGGUUAAGUUCAGCAUUAUUCACGUAAACUAGGCAUAGGCAAACUCCGGCCCUCCAGAUGUUUGAGACUACAAUACCCAUCAUCCCUGACCACUGGUCCUGUUAGCUAGGGAUGGUGGGAAUUGUAGCCCCAAACAUCUGGAAGGCCGGAGUUUGCCUAUGCCUGACGUAAACAAUAACCUCAUGCUAAGCAGAAAGCAAUUUCUCCUUACUUUUUGGACCUUUAGAGAUUCUAAAACCUUGCUUAUAAGAAAAUGUGGCCCACAUCUUUGCUUGAGCCGAAGCUGGCGCUACUAAGACCCAUUAAGUACCUAUCAAAAGGAUUUGUUUUGUUUUUUCCUGCCUGGGUUGCAAAUAGGCAGCUUGGGUAAGUGGUGUGCAUUCUUAAAGGAGUUAGGAUUUUGGUACGGGGCCCAUUGUUCUCCUUCAGGUUAGAAAUGUGUUUUCUUUCUUUAAGGACGUGCUUCGCCGUUUGGAGAGGAAGAGAGCGAUGCGAGGUUGUCUAUCAUGUCUCAUGUUCUUAUGCCCCGUGGGUGGGAAAGCAAAGUAACAGAACAGACAAAUAAAUAAAUGGGGUGUUGAAAGUGGCGCUCCGUGAGUCGGGGGGGGGGGGUGUUGCGCAACCACAUUGCAAUCAGCUUAACGUCUUCCACUGGGGAAGUGCCAAAAGUUACGAUAAUGUUAUACCAAGGCUGGAUUAAUUAAAAGGUAAUUAGAAGGGAAUAAAUCGGGCGCUCGUAAAAAAAAGUUUGUCAUGGGAAAAAUAUUUGUCUAGGAUUAAUUAGGUUGCAAACGAAGUGUAGCUUCAAAUUGCUGAAAAUUAUAGCGUCCUUAAUUGCAGUGCGGGCUCGAUUAAUUUCAGAUAUUGUAACAACAUGAUAUACUACUCUUGCUGUCAUUUCCCCUUCUUUUUAUUGUUUUUCAUUGUGUGUGUGUGUAUUUUUAAAAAAGCCUGCUCUUUCAAAUGAGAUUAUUUCAGGAAACGUCUGCUAAAAUGACUGGAAGGUGUUUAAUUAAAUCUGUGCUGUCUAAGGACGUUCUUAGCUAGAUCUUGCUGUUGGAUACAUGAGGCUUUGUGCUUGCUGCUGCUGCACCCCUAAUUAAGGGGGCUGGGCCGACUGAUCUCUAGCUGACAGAUGACUCUGCGUGGCUGAACGGGAAAGCCUCUCGAAAAUAACCUUUGCAGUGGUCCUUGGCUUAUCAAUUUUCUGCUAGAUUGCCAUGGUUUAUCAAGUGUACAGGGCCCGAAUGCACUUCUAAGCUGUGAACGCCAAGGGACAGAUCCACCCUCAACUCUCCCCCCCCCCUUAACAUUGCACAUUUUUGCAUUUUUUAAAUUUUCUAAUGAGAUGAGCCAUUUUCCUGUGAACUUCUUUUAGCUCCCAUCCACACGGUUCUCAUUUAAGGGAUUAGAUGUGCUUGUUUGGGGCUGAUCUGCUCCCCACAAGCACCAAUGGCUAGGUUGGUUCUGUGAAUGAGUGGGGGUUGUGGGGGAGGCAUCCUCUUCUUCUAUUGUUGUUGUUGUUGUUAUUAUUAUUACUAUUUGCUUUUUUUUUUAAAAAAAAUGAAUUUUCCAAAAAGAAGCAAACCCAAAAAUUGUUAUUGUCAUUAUUUAUUAUUUGUAUCCUGCCUAUCAGAUUGGGUUGCCCCACUUAUGGGAAACUGUGUAUAGACUCCCAAGGGCUCCAAAAUGGCGCACAGGAGCUCUCAUUGCUGCCACGCUACCCCACUCAACAGCUGUUGGGUGGGAAGCUGCGGGCUCCCUAUGUAAGCGCAUUUCGCUCAUGCGCGUUGCGGCCUGGAACAUAAAACCCAUGUAAUUGAGGCGUCGCCUGUAUAAAAACAAGGAAACUAAAAUAUAGCCAAAACAAUACAUUCUGUGCAUACAUUUAAGGGGAGGAAACAACUGGAGGUCAAGACCAGACCAGCGCUCAAACGUUCAGCCAAAUAAAUCUGCAUAUGGAGUCCACAUAUCUGAGAACUUCCCAUCUUCCUUAUGUUUAAGGACAUCUGCCAUCUCAUAAGCUGCCAGCUGAGUUUUGUCUUCUGUCCAUUGUACAUUGCGUGGGGAGGAGUGGGGCAGACCUCUCCUUCCAGCAUUAAGGUGCUUGAGUGUCCUUAAUAACCAGUUAAAUUGCCCCACUCUCAGGCUCCAGAGGAACAGUACAUAAUGCAGUAGUACAGUGCAGAGGGCACCCUUUUGUCUAUGGGGUUUACUUGCCUGGUUUUAUAUCCCAUGAUAAAGCUUAGAGGCACCAAGCAUGAAAUCAGCUGAGAAGAUAGAAGCUAAUUUCAAUGGGGAAAGUAUUUAAAAAAUACCCACAAAAAGCAAUCAAAUGUCCUUAAAGACUCAGGGACAGAUUUUGCCAACUGCCUGAAAAAAGACUGAAGGUUCCAGGUGGAGUUCCAUGCUUUAGGUUAGGAGUCAGGAGUGAGGGGAGCCUGUAGCCUUCAAAAUGUUCCUGGACUGCGGCUGCCAUCAUCCCAGGCCAUCGGCGAUGCUGCCAGGAGCUGAUGGGACUUGGGAGUUUAGUAACAUCUGGAGGUCCAGAGGUUCUCCAGCUUUGCUUUGGGGGACUACCUCAUCCUGGUGGUUCCAUAAUGAACGUGAUGUAGCCACUGAUAGACUUCUCCAUGCAUUUUGUCUAGUCUGCUUGUGAGCCAUGCAAGUUAGUGGCCGGUCCCACUUCUUUACAUGUGCUUUGUGAAGAAGUACAUUUCCCCUCCACCUGCUCUGAACCUCCCACCAGUCAAUUUCAUGGAGAACCCCAACUUCUCAGAGAGGGGAAACCAUCCAAUUGCAAGCUCAGGACCCAGUGGCUAAUGCAUUGUUUUUCUGCCUUGCCUGUGUCUGACUCCUGUCUGCUGGACCAUUUCCCAGCUGCGGCUUGUGAAGCUAUGCCUUUACAUGCGUUAACAUUCACAUUAAAUAGAGAUCCAUCCUUGGGAAGAAAGUGGUGCAAAAGCAAGCCCUGUGCCUUUCGGAAUUAAAUUAUUGUGGGGUUUGUUUUAGUCCUUCUUCAAUUUCAUCCUUGCAUUUUAUCAGGGAAUUUAUGGCUUCGUAAAACAGAACAGCUGCAUUUCUCUCUCUCUCUCUCUUCUUCCCCCCCCCCCCCCAAAAUAAGCUAAUCUACAAAGUUGAACCUGUGUAGGAAAAAUAAAGUCUCCUUAACUUCAGCUGUUUUUCAUGCUGCAUUUUAAUGUUACAUAUUUCAAAGCAUACGCCAAAUGUGAAACUCAGCUAUGUUUCAAUCUCUCCCUUCUCCCCACUCCCACCCCCCGCCACAGUUUUUUGGGGGGACAUUUUCAUCUUGCCGUGCUAUUUGGCUGUCUUAGAAGACUUUGCUUUCAGUGCCCAAAAUGUUUUACUGUGUUCGGAAAGGUCAACCAGCUGAUAGCUGAAGGCAAAUGUGUCAGAAUGAAAGACUGAAAAAAAAUUAUCACUGUGACACACCGGGAGUAUUAGAAUGAUGAAUGUUUAUGUUAAUAUAUGGGGUGUACAUAUUGAUUAAUAGCACUUUUUUGUUUCACUGACUAAAAUAUAUAAAUGGCAAUGAGAUCCAUAUGCUAACUCGGUGUCCUAAAAAUAAUUACCAUCACUCUUAGUUUUGCUCCCAUGCUGAAUACGUGUUUUCAUAUGGAAAAUAGUUAUAGUUGAAAUUUCACAACACACAGAUGGAAGCAUUUGAAAGUGAUCCUCAAGGCACCGGCUCAGAUUCCAAUUUUUCUGAAAGUCACAUUUGAUACAGCGUGAUUUUCCUUAUAGGACAUUAGUUACCCAAAGUAAAAUACUCUAUUUUUUAUUUUAUUUUAUUUAUUUGCCUGUUUGUGGUCAGUGAGAGAGGUGACUGAAAAAACGUAACUUGGUCUCAUAUCUUGCUGUUUUAAACUCACAGUUUAUUUGAUUCAAUCAGAUGUCUUAGAUUAAUGCAGACAAUCCUCUAAACCAUGGUUUAGAGGAGGCUUCCUUCAGAUGUUUUGGAUUACAGCUCCCAUCAUGCCUGACUGUUAUCCAUGCUGAUGGAAACAUCUGCAAGGCACCAAGUGAAGUAGGAUCAGGCAUGUGAUAUAGGUUCAUAUGUAUCCUCUAGUUAGUAUGUCGAUUUCUUGUUUCGUUUAACCACAGUUUGCUGUGGCAUACUAAUUAGGCAAACAAUGGUUAACACCCAGCAUGGUUUGGAAGCAAUGCCAGGUAGUGCUAACCAUGGUUUCCCCAGACUGGCCCUGGUUAAGUGGAGUGUGGCUGUAACUUUUACUCUGGUUUGCAUAAAUGUGUUUAAUUGCUUCCUGCCCCUGGUCUUCCAUAUAGGGUGGAGCUGCUGAUGGAUGUUUAAAUGAACAGAAGAUAUGGUCAUUACAGCCUGUCUAGUGUCUUGUUUUAAAAAGCAGGGUGCUGGCAGCAUUUAUUGUUUCCAGGCUGUUUAAAAAAAUACAUUUGGUCAAUCAAGACAGAGGUGAUGACAAGUACAGAGUAGCAGCUAUUAUCGUACAGACGGAUGAUAAAAAUCGGCAAUCUCUUGAUGACAUUCUUAAUGUCUACUUAAAACUUCCAAAGGCAACAGUGUCAUGUCAUUUCAUAUGACUCUUGAACCAAGACUAGUAGUGUUUAUAAAACAAAGUAAUCCUUAUCGCAGCAUGUUUUCCAAUUACAGACCUUUUAAUUUUUUAAUGGGCUAAGGUAACUUCACCGAGUCUCGUUUGUUGCCUAGUAGGCAUCAUUACCUGCAAAGGAGACAGGUGUUGGGAUAGAACAAGGGUGGGUGAACAUCUGUGACCCUCUGCAAGUUAUUGGACUCCAACUCCCAUCAGCCCCUGCCAGCAUGGGGCAACAGUCAAGGGUGAUGGGAACUGGAGUCCAAUAACAUCCAGAGGGCCACAGGUUUCCCAGCCCUGGGCUAAAACAUAGACAAUAUAUUUGAUGCUUCAAACUUUCUGGAACUAAGGAGAUCUGAGCUUGGUCUGUGCCCGUAAGGGGAGACCUCCUUGAAACAUGUGUACCGGAAGGGUAAGGCAUAAUUGUAAUGCACAGAAGCUCGCAAACAAGUUCCACUGCUGUAAAUAAUGGUUUUUAAGAAUACACAUCAUUUUUGGUAUGUGUGUGUGUGUCUUCUUAGGAGCCGAAUCAUUCCCACUGUACUGUGCCAUCAGAAUUGUGUGUGCGUUCAUCAGGCUUAAGUUAAGAAUAUCAUUUCCGCAGCGAGACUAAUGUGGCCAACGUCCUUCGCUUAUGCCAAAUGCAAUUUGCAAACAGUUUUGACAUGUUUCUGGAGUGUGUGUGUGUUUUUUUGGGGUGGGAAUACAAGUUAGAAUUUGAAUUAAAAGAAGCUUGGUCAGCAGAAUUCAAAGCAGAAAUGUCUACAAUAGGUGUAUGGUAGGAUUUAUGUAUUGAUAAUUGAAAAGCUGUCUGUGGACAAACGAUGCCUCUCUCGGCCUGAAAACAGAGAUGAGCACUGCACCCCAUAUUGAAUUCAGCUGGACUUAACUAUCCAGGGGUCCUUUACCUUAUUUUAAAAUACCUUCAGAAAAAUUUAGUUUGCAGACAUUUUUAAAAUGCAAUGCAUUUUAUGAAUGGUGUGGCAGAUUAAAAUGAUGAGGCUUCAUUCUUAAAAAAAAACAAAACAGUUCAGCAAUUUUAAAACAUGGGAUUAAUCAUGUUUAUCCUGCCUCUCAAUUUACCAAAAUACCGAAUACUAGGUUACGGGUACAUGCAAAAAGAUGGAGGCCAUAACUUUAACUCACUCUCUGGCCACUCUUGAGUGAAGGUUGCCGGACUCGGUAGUUUCUGCAUUUAUUUGAAAGGGUUGGCCAUGUUUAGCCUGGAGAAGGGACUUUCACGGGGAGAUGGGAUAGAAACCUUUGAAUAUCUGGCUGCCUGUAGUGCAGAAGGUGGAGCAGACUUCACCUGGGUUGCUGCACUAGAGCCAGUGGGUGGAAAUUUCAGUUUCCUAAUCUUUAGAUUUCAGAUAAAGAUUACAAGGAACUUCCUUAUGGGAAGAGCUGUUUUGACAAUGGAAUACGCUGCCUUGAAAGGCUUUCCCACGCUGGAGAUCUUUAAACUCAUUGUGAAUGGCCACCUGUUUGGGGAUGCUGUGGAUCCUAAAUCCUGCAUUGAGCACUGGGUUGUAGAUGACCUCCAGGAUCCUGUCCAACUCAGAUUGAAUGGGUUGUGUACAGUUACAUCCUACUUAGAGUGGACCCACUGAAAUAAGGAACCUAAGCUAGUCAUGGCCAUUAACCAGUGGGUCUAAGUACAGUGGUACCUUGGUUCUCAAACUUAAUCCGUCCCAGAACUCCGUUCCAAAACCAAAGUAUUCCAAAACCAAGUUGCACUUUCCCAUAGAAACUUAUGCAUUAAUCCGUUCCAGACUUUUAAAAACAACCCCUGAAACAGCAAUUUAACAUGAAUUUUACUAUCUAACGAGGCCACUGAUCCAUAAAACGAAAGCAAUAAUCAAUGUAAAGGUAAAGGUACCCCUGCCCGUACGGGCCAGUCUUGCCAGACUCUAGGGUUGUGCGCUCAUCUCACUCUAGAGGCCGGGAGCCAGCGCUGUCCGCAGACACUUCCGGGUCACGUGGCCAGCGUGACAAGCUGCAUCUGGCGAGCCAGCGCAGCACACGGAACGCCGUUUACCUUCCCGCUGGUAAGCGGUCCCUAUUUAUCUACUUGCACCCGGAGGUGCUUUCGAACUGCUAGGUUGGCAGGCGCUGGGACCGAACGACGGGAGCGCACCCUGCCGCGGGGAUUCGAACCGCCGACCAUGCGAUCAGCAACUCCUAGGCGCUGAGGUUUUACCCACAGCGCCACCCGCGUCCCUAAUGUAGUGUACUAUAAAAUAAAUAAGACAGUUUUGUAGAUGAUAAAAAUUAAAAUUAUUUUUUUCUCUCACCUGCACCGAUGAUUGUCAUUGUUUGGAUUUCCACAGUCACACUCAGUCAAUCAAUCAAUCAAUAGCUGAACUGGGUUCCACACAGUCACAAAAACAAAUUAAACUAAAAAGCCUCAAAAACAAAAAUGCAAAAUAAAUAGCAAAAACAAAAGUGCCAAACUUAAUCCUUUCCGGAAGUCCAUUUGACUUCCGAAAUGUUCAAAAACCAAGGCACAGCUUCUCAUUGGUGCAGGUGCCCCAGAAACAAUAGCUGACAGCCACAUCAGAUGUCCGGCUUCCAAAAAAUAUUCGAAAACCAGAAUACUUACUUCCGGGUUUUCAUUGUUUGAGAACCAAGGCAUUUGAGAACCAAGGUACCACUGUAGAGCCAUUGGAGACACCCCUAUGAUUCAUUUGUAGCCCACCUUCCAUCAUAGGAUACCAGGUUUAGGAUUCUCAGGCACCCAUCCAGCCACUGGCCGGAUCUGGACCUGCUGACUAUUCAGCAAAGCUGCUGUACCAUAUGCCUUCAGAUUGUGGCAAGGAGCUCCCCCCCCCCCCAUUAGAUGGCUAAGAGGAAAAUGGAUUCCACCUGGUUAAAAUCGGGUGUGCCAUGGAGCUCACUGGGUGGCCUUGGGCCACUCUCAGCCUCUGAGGCCCCUAUCUUACAGGGUUGUGGUAAGGAUAAGGUGGGAAGGAAGGAAGCCAUGUAUCUCACCUUGAGCUGCUUUGAGGAAAGGCGAGAUACAAACGUAAUAGAUAAAUAAAUGUCCCUCUGGAAUUUUGAAAGCAGGCACAUUUUUACAUCCAGAAACACAAGUUGGAGCAGGGAAGAAAAAAAAACUAAUUGCCGUACCUUGGUUGCUGUUCUUCGAAUCCCAGACCAACUCAGAAACUACCAUUUGUUAUUGUAUUUAUGGAAUUCCAAAGCUGUCAUUUCGCCAUGUAAUCACAAAAGAAGUUUCCUAAUUUGCGUGAUAUAUAUAUAUAUAUAUAUAUAUAUAUAUAUAUGCAAAUGUUAGAAAGAUUAUCUUUGGGCGGGUGGGGGUCAGACCAGAAAAAAGAACAACUUAAAAAAACCCACCACAUUAACUGUUUCCCACAGGAAAAAUUCCAGCAGAAUUCAGCAACUCUCCUGCUCCCACUCCUGUCACUUGCAUUUCCAUCGCACAUUCAAGCAAAAACAAAAUUGCUGGUAAAAUAUCAUGCGAUCCCCUCCGUCUUGGCUGCUUCCAGCCCAAUAAUCCCGACAUCUAGAGCCAAGACCCAAAAGUAUGAUUUUUCUAAUCACUUUUAGAAUAGUCAUGAGAUGGUGCCCAAGGAAAAACAAACAAAUCGAUUGUCAGGUAUACCAGAAAUAAAUCUCUCCAAGGUACAUCUGGCAAACCAAUUGGGAGGACUCAAACCAGCAGGUGUGCAGCCAUAAUUAUGGCCGCAAAAGUAUUUGAAACAUCCAGGUGUGCUACUGAUCAAAUAUAUGAAAUCCCUGUUAUUCUCUGGAAAUUCCAAGCCCACCAGGUGCCCCUCCUUACAAAGGAAAGCAAGAUUAAAGAAUUAGCAGGCUGAUCUUCAAAGUGCUGGCACAACACACACAAUCCCUUUACUUCCCUCUCUUUUAUAGUGCAAUCCUUUACCCAUCUACUCAAAAAUAAGACCUAUUGAGUUCAAUAGGGCUUACUGCCAGGUUAAGUGGACACAGGAUUGUGUGUAAACAUGGUUGUUUCUCGACAGAUACGGAACGGAUUGUCUCAAGGAAUCCACAAAAGUGGGUGGAGAAGGGAGGAGAACGACAGCUCCAGAUAUCUCCAGCCUUCUGGAGCAAGUCUUAUUAAACCUAACCUCACUUCUGUUCAGGUCUUUGCGCUCUCUGAAUGGUCCUUGUCUUUGAAUUUCUCUUCCUCCUGAAAUUGGUUCCGCUGCUUUGCAGACCGUUUCUGAAGACUCUUUGCUUAGACUCUUCUUUUCCUUUCCGUUGAUCUUGCAAGAGCUUUUUAAAGUCAAUAUCCCCAUCCCUAUGUAUUUUAGACACUGGAAUGGUUUGAUUGCCAUUCUGAUGCACGUACAGUGGUACCUCGGCUUACAUACGCUUCAGGUUACAUACGCUUCAGGUUACAGACUCCGCUAACCCAGAAAUAGUGCUUCAGGUUAAGAACUUUGCUUCAGGAUGAGAACAGAAAUAGUGCUCCGGCGGAGCGGCGGCAGCAGCAGGAGGCCCCAUUAGCUAAAGUGGUGCUUCAGGUUAAGAACAGUUUCAGGUUAAGUACGGACCUCCGGAACGAAUUAAGUACUUAACCCGAGGUACCACUGUACUCCUAAGUACGCGUGUGUGUAGGUUUGUAGCCUAAAGCACCUAUUUCCCCCCACCUCACCCAACUCCCCUGCUUUUUUUGCCAUUUUUCAAGUUACGCAAACCAUUUCUAGCAGAAUGGGAAUGAAGAAUGGGUCGUUUUGAGGCACAGAUGUUGAGCAUUAAGGAGAACAGUCAUUAAACAGCACCAGUGUGACAUUUGAGGUUCUUGGUUUUGCAGUAAUCCUUUUCUGUGCAAAUGUUGGGUGUUUAGUUAGCCUAUUAUCUUAAAAAAAGGGGGGGGAAGGUUUUAGCUUACUUUCAAGUCUGCCUGAUGGAGAGGUUCAGCGCCACCAGAAAAAUGACGUGUUCUUACACUAUCAGAGCCUUAAAAGCUACUCAGUACGUAGUGCUUUGCCGGUUUUGUAUAUCCAGGACUUGCAUGACUCUUUAAAGAAGAUGGAGGGCCAUUUACUGGCUGGGUCUUGUUUAAAAGACAGGAGGAUUGUGGGAAGCUAGAUUUCUUGCAGUAGGACUUUCCUAUAUUUAGUGGGAACAUUCUGCAUGAGAACAGGGAGGUGUUCCUUGCGCAGGUCUGGGGCCACCCUUGUUGCAUUUCCUGAAGGAUGCAGCUACAAUCAUAAAAACAAGCUGCGUCCUGAAAAUAUACACCUCAAGUGUUAAAAGCCAGGCUUCAGCAUUCAUCAGAAGCUGUAUAAAGUGGUACCUAGGGUUAAGAACUUAAUUCAUUCCAGAGGUCCAUUCUUAACUUAAAACUGUUCUUAACCUGAGGUACCACUUUAGCUAAUGGGGCCUCCUGCUGCCGCGAUUUCUGUUCUCAUCCUGAAGCAAAGUUCUUAACCCGAGGUACUAUUUCUGGGUUAGCGGAGUCUGUAACCUGAAGCGUAUGUAACCCGAAAUACCACUGUGCAAGGGAUCUCCAACCAGUAGAUCCCUGGCUGAUCCUGGCAGAUCGCGGGAUCCUUAUCGUGUACAAAAAUUUACUGGGGGGAAAGCUAAAAAUCUGUGCAAUCCUCCUAAGAAAAGCUCAACAACUCCGGGCAAUCCACCCACCCACCCCACGCACGCUCCUGCUUCUUCCAAUGACAAUGGGUAGAUCAAUGCUAGUUUUUUUAUACUGGGAGUAUACAUGCCUGCUGCAUACUGAAGGUGCCAGAUACAAAUACAGUGGUACCUCGGGUUAAGUACUUAAUUAGUUCCAGACGUCCGUUCUUAACCUGAAACUCUUCUUAACGUGAAGCACCCUUUUAGCUAAUGGGGCCUCCUGCUGCCACCGUGCCGCCAGAGCACGAUUUCUGUUCUCAUCCUGAAGCAAAGUUCUUAACCUGAAGCACUAUUUCUGGGUUAGCAUGUUUCACACCAAGAGUUGUUAGUUCUGCUAAUUUUGUUUAUGCUUAUCAUGAGAAAAUGCUUGCAGGGCCCAAAAGAACCUUAACCCGAGGUACUAUUUCUGGGUUAGCGGAGUCUGUAACCUGAAGCGCAUGUAACCCGAGGUACCACUGUACAGUGGUAUCUCGGGUUACGUACUUAAUUAGUUCCGGAGGUCCGUUCUUAACCUGAAACUGUUCUCAACGUGAAGCACCACUUUAGCUAAUGGGGCCUCCUGCUGCGACCGCGCCGCCGGAGAACAAUUUGUGUACUCAUCCUGAAGCAAAGUUCUUAACCCGAGGUACUAUUUCUGGGUUGGCGGAGUCUGUAACCUGAAGCGUAUGUAACCUGAAACGUAUGUAACCCGAGGUACCACUGUAUGCGGGGAGCAGAGGCUCCAAGUUGCAUGCAACAUUGGGGGGGGGGGAGGCUUGUCGCAUACGUGUGUUGGGAGGAGGCCACGGGGCCCAGGGAGGCCCUCUGCUACUGUGGGGAGCCCCAGUGAUGACCUCUGCUGGCUGGGUAGUCUUGACAGAGCCCGGCCCCUCAAGAUUACGGAUGCUCAGCCUCAUCCCCACAUACGUUGUGGGGGCUGAGCUGUCCUCAACCCGGUAGAGUUGGUGCCAAUGGCAGGGGGGGAGUUCAACAGCCAUGGGGCUGCCGCAGAAAAUAACUAAAUAGAAAUUCAGUCCAUCUCACCACAGGAGGAAUUCUGUGGCCAGUUGACCUGUCGAUGGGAAACUUUGAGGCCUCUGCUGCCGUUCUCGGCUUACCUUUAUCUUUAAACCAAACUUGGCGAGACAGCACAUCACGUUGAGGGCUUCUUCCAGCAAAAGGCUGUCAUCUGUGAGUUAAAGCACAUGGCGCCCAGAAUUCAGUUGCCCAGAGCCUAAUCCUGCCAAGGCUUGAAAUGUACACCAUUUCCUGGUGCAUAUAUGGUGUGUGCCCUAUUUUGCGUAGGGGCAGAGACUGGCUUCUGAACAACAAUGGGAAGGCUGUAAAACAAUGGAAAACAAGGCUUUCACAACACACCUUAGCUCAUUGCAUCAGUAAGAGCUCUCGGGUGAGAAAAAGGAAAUUCAGCUUUAUUUAUGAAUGGAUUCGGCGUAUGUUUGAGAUUAACUCCCCUCUCCCUCCCUUCCCUGGUGCUGUGUGUCUAAGAAUCCUCCAUGAUGCUCUCCGUGUAGGGACAUGCAGUUGGAGCUCCAACUUCAUGCCAGCUUAAUAACCCUCCCCAGAUUCACACACACAAACCUUCCUUCUGUCAGCAAAACACUUGUGUGUCGGUAAUUAGAAGUGUGAAAAAGAAAAAGAAAAACCUGGUAUUAAAUCCUUCCUCGUAAUUCCAGAUAGCCUCUGGGGUGACUCUCUUCUCCAUUCUGCCUCCGUCUUCCUCCUGUAAAACUUCAGAGCUGUGCGUUUUUGGCUUCAAGGACAACACCCUUUUGGGUGUGUUUUUGCAAAGUUGCCGUCUUUCGAGUCAACAGAGCGCUGCAUGCACGUGCCCCUGUUUUGAAGGUGUUCGCGAGGGUAUUGACGCGACUGUGGAAGAUAAAAGGACUUUAAAUCACAGAAUCAUAGAAUCAUAGAGUUGGAAGAGACCAUAAGGGCCAUCGAGUCCAACCCCCUGCCAAGCAGGAAACACCAUCAGAGCACUCCUGACAUAUGGUUGUCAAGCUUCUGCUUAAAGACCUCCAAAGAAGAAGACUCCACCACACUCCUUGGCAGCAAAUUCCACUGUCGAACAGCUCUUACUGUCAGGAAGUUCUUCCUAAUGUUUAGGUGGAAUCUUCUUUCUUGUAGUUUGGAUCCAUUGCUCCGUGUCCGCUUCUCUGGAGCAGCAGAAAACAACCUCUCUCCCUCCUCUAUGUGACAUCCUUUUAUAUAUUUGAACAUGGCUAUCAUAUCACCCCUUAACCUCCUCUUCUCCAGGCUAAACAUGCCCAGCUCCCUUAGCCGUUCCUCAUAAGGCAUCGUUUCCAGGCCUUUGACCAUUUUGGUUGCCCUCCUCUGGACACGUUCCAGUUUGUCAGUGUCCUUCUUGAACUGUGGUGCCCAGAACUGGACACAGUACUCCAGGUGAGGUCUGACCAGAGCAGAAUACAGUGGCACUAUUACUUCCCUUGAUUUAGAUGCUAUACUCCUAUUGAUGCAGCCCAGAAUUGCAUUGGCUUUUUAGCUGCCGCGUCACACUGUUGGCUCAUGUCAAGUUUGUGGUCAACCAAGACUCCUAGAUCCUUUUCACAUGUACUGCUCUCGAGCCAGGUGUCACCCAUCUUGUAUUUGUGCCUCUCAUUUUUUUUGCCCAAGUGCAAUACUUUACAUUUCUCCCUGUUAAAAUUCAUCUUGUUUGUUUUGGCCCAGUUCUCUAAUCUGUCAAGGUCGUUUUGAAGUGUGAUCCUGUCCUCUGGGGUGUUAGCCACCCCUCCCAGUUUGGUGUCAUCUGCAAAUUUGAUCAGGAUGCCCUUGAGUCCAUCAUCCAAGUUGUUGAUAAAGAUGUUGAACCAUCACAACAUGGUUCUUUUUGCAAAGGCAUCAUAAUAGAGAGAAAGUUUGCUAUAGGCAUUGAGGGAAGCAACCUUGUUCAAACGGUGUCGUUUUGUGCAGGUCGUUUUGGACCUGGAAGAAGAAGAGUUUGGAUUUUAUAUCCCGCUUUAUCCCUACCCAAAGAAGUCUCAAAGUGGCUAACAUUCUCCUUUCCCUUCCUCGCCCACAACAAACACUCUGUUAGGUGUGUGGGGCUGAGAGACUUCAGAGAAGUGUGACUAGCCCAAGGUCACCCAGCAGCUGCAUGUGGAGGAGCAGGGAAGCGAACCCGGUUCACCAGAUUACGAGUCUAUCACUCUUAACCACUACACCACACUGGCUCUCCAGUGGGAAGAGGGAGUAAUGGUCACUUCACCGACGCACGUGGGGGCCAGGAGCGAAACCCCCGCACAGAAUGGUCGCCGCCUGUAUAUAAAAAUAAUACAAUACAGUACCUUGGUUCUCAAACUUAAUCCGUUCCUUCCAGUAGCACCUUAGAGACCAACUAAGUUUGUUAUUGGUAUGAGCUUUUGUGUGCAUGCACACUUCUUCGAAGCUCAUACCAAUAACAAACUUAGUUGGUCUCUAAGGUGCUACUGGAAGGAAUUUUUGUUUGUUUGUUUUGACAACAGCAGACCAACACGGCUACCCUACCUGUAACUUAAUCCGUUCCGGAAGUCUGUUCCAAAACCAAAGCACGCUUUCCCAUAGAAAGUAAUGCAAAGCGGAUUAAUCCAUUCCAGACUUUUAAAAACAACCCCUAAAACAGCAGUUUAACAUGAAUUUUACUAUUGAUCCAUAAAAUGAAAGCAAUAAACAAUGUACUGUACUAUAAAAUAAAUAAAGCAGUAUUGUAGAUGAUAAAAAAAAUUAAAUUGUUUUUUUUUCUUACCAGUACCGAUGAUAGUCAUUGUUUGGUUGGGGGCUUUCAUCGAUUUCUGCAGUCAAUCAAUGAAUCAAUCAAUCAGUAGUUGAACUGGGAUCCACACAGUCAUAAAAACAAAUUAACCGAAAAAGCCUCAAAACAAUAAAUAGCAAAACAAAUAGCAAAAACAAAAGCACCAAAUAUAAACUCCAAAUAUCACCUCAGAACACUGCAAUCGGAAACGGAAGACUUGAAUUACAAUGGGGUGCACAAAUUAACAACGCAACAGGAAACACAAAACAGAGCAUGUUCGGCUUCCGAAAAAAAAGUUCAAAAACCGGAACACCUGCUUCCAGUUUUGCAGUGUUCGGGUUCCAAGUUGUUCGUGAACUAAGCUGUUUGAAAACCAAGGUACCACUGUAUAGAUUCCACAUCCCAAACUAAACUGCUACUACUAAAAACAGCAACAAUAAUAAUUUUAAGUGACAUAAUGGAGCAACAAUAAAUAUCUCAGAGCAAUGUACCGAAGUAAAAUAAGUAAGAAACCACAAAAGCAAAUAAUUCUGUGAUUCUAUGAAAUCUUACACGAAACGCGUCAAGAUAGAGCAUCAAGCCGCCGGGUUUUAUGCCGCAUAAAAACCCCUGACAGAAAUCGAUCUUUCCCUUCAAAUGUAACUCAAUGCAGCAAUGAAACGACGAAAGAAAGAGAGAGAAAAAUCCAAACUCUAAACAAGGAUUUGGGAUGAAAAUCACCUUAAUUUCCCAUGACACACUAAAGUCGUGAUCCUAAGCAUGCUUAUCUUCAAAUAAAUCCUGCCGCAAUCAGUGAGACUUGCCUCUCGGUCGACAUGUUUCUGUUGGGUUGAAAGUUUUGUUGGUGCGAUACGGUUCUUUUUGGGGAUACUUGAUUGCAACUGGCAGAGAGAGAAAAGGAUCCCUUUGCCACUUUCUUCCUUUUUUAAUGAAGUCUCCAUCUCAGGAAACAUUGAAAACAAACUCUUUUGACAGAUUCAUAGUAGUUGACAUCCAUCAUGAUGAUAUCUCCUACCUUUUUUUUUUUAGGAAAGCGGUAUACAGGAAAUAAAACACGUGAUGCUUUGGGGUUGGUUUGUUUUCCUACGAAAAGCAGUAUCUGUUAAAAAAAACAAAAAACCCUUGAGAAUGCUCAGAAAAUAUAAUUUGAAAUACCCAGGAAAAAAACCAUCCCAGAUCAAAUCAUGUCUGUAUCUGGACAUCUGCGAAAGGCUUUCCUUUUAAGGAUAUAUUGAUUUAUAUAUUUAUUUUAAAUGAAACAUACUCCGCGGCAAAACCUUAGACAUGUCUUCUCAAAAGUCAAGCCCACUGAGGCUUGAGGGCAGAGGAAUCCUACCGGUGGGUUGCGGGGAUCCGCAACAGGGGUGCCAAUUUUAAUAAAAUAUGGGGGGGGCAGGUGACCUCCACCACAUAUAAUUGAUCACAUGAUGUGUUGCACACUUACCGUUUGAAUGGCAAUGCCCAACAUCUUUGGGGGGCCUAGCCUCUUCAAAUAUUUUUUUGGGUGGGGGGCAAAGGGACCUCAUUCCCUUGGAGUUGGCUUCUAUGAUCCGAAAUUUUGAAAAGUCUUCUAGGCAAGCAUGGCGAAAAAGAAGGGAGUGGCCUUUCCCCAGUCCCUUGAGACGGCACUUUUUAAACUUCAUAUUUCCUUCCCAUUGUCCCUCCCUUAUAAAGAACAGAAAGGCUUUGGCAGCGGAAAGAUGUUGGGCCCUUUGGUUCAAAGCCUACACCCAGUCAGCCCCAGGCAAAUCUUUUUUUUUUUUUUUUUGCCUCUGAUAAUAUUGGAGCUCCAAUGUCAGUAAACUAAGGCCAGUGGAGGGUUCUGCAAGAAGCGUUCUGAGGUCAGAUCUCUGGAAUAUAUAAAAUGCAGUCAGAUAAGCCUAAAACUAGCCUAUAUAAGCUUCCCUUUAAGCUGCAAAGGGGUGGCACUCUGCUGAAAACUCACAAACGUGAGGAAGGAAGCAUAAUGUCUAAUAAAUAUAUCCUCUCCCAGUACUAUUCACAUUCCAACAAGAUCUCCCCCUCCAAGGUCAGACCUGUCUCUCUGCCCUACAUGGAGAUCUAAGACACCCUGUGACCUCUGGGAUGCCAUAUGAUUGUACCCUUAAUUAUUUUCACAAAGAUCUAGUUGGCCUGUUUUUUAAAUAUACAGCGGUUUGUGUGCUACGGUUUGACAGUUUUCUCUUGAAAUGGUGCUGUACCAACAGCGAGCCCCGGAAGCAUCGUGGUGGUGGGGAGUGUUUUGACAUUUAGCAAUAGGUGUUGGGGCACAAUUUCGCUAGGACAGGCAUGUCCAAAGUCCGUUUUGGGGCCUAAUCCAGCUGGCUUGCCGGUUUAAUCUAGCUAGCCCCUGUGGCAGUGUGUUUAUUUCCCCUGUUUAAUCUAGCCCCUGUGUUUAUUUCCUGGGGUAAAAUCCUAACAACUUCAGUCCUAAAAGAAGCUCAACAACUUUGGUUGGCCCUUUGGUCAGCCCCCACGGCCCUUUACUUCAUCAAAUUUGGCCCUCAAAAGUUUGGACACCACUUGGCUUUGUUGUUUAGUUGUUUAGUCGUGUCCGACUCUUCGUGACCCCCUGGACCAGAGCAUGCCAGGCACUCCUGUCUUCCACUGCCUCCCGCAGUUUGGUCAAACUCAUGCUGGUAGCUUCGAGAACACUGUCCAACCAUCUUGCCCUCUGUCGUGCCCUUCUCCUUGUGCCCUCCAUCUUUCCCAGCAUCAGGGUCUUUUCCAGGGAGUCUUCUCUUCUCAUGAGGUGGCCAAAGUAUUGGAAUCUCAGCUUCAGGAUCUGUCCUUCCAGUGAGCACUCAGGGCAGAUUUCCUUAAGAAUGGAUAGGUUUGAUCUUCUUGCAGUCCAUGGGACUCUCAAGAGUCUCCUCCAGCACCAUAAUUCAAAAGUAUCAAUUAUUCGGUGAUCUGCCACUGGGCUAGGAGUGUUCAUUCUCCUAUCCGCGAGCCCAAAUAUCAGUCUCGGUUUAUUACUUCUGUUAAAUCAAGGUGUUUGAAUUCACUGAAGCUUUGGGGAAGUAAAAGUAUGGGCUGUAUAUGAGUAUCCAAGUUUUCCAUCUAUGGCAAGGGUGGGGGACCUCUGGCACAUGGGCAAGAUGGCCCAGGGGUUCAAAUUCGGUCUGCGAGGCCAUUUCCCACAAGCCACGUCACCUGCCCCACAUCCUGACAUCUGGGGCAGGUAGAGACCCAUGUGCAAAUACAGGGUGCUCCCAAUUUGCAUGGGAAAGCAGGCUUUGGCUCUCAGCUGAUGGGCACCAGAGAUGCUUUAAAGCAGCGGUUCUCAACCUGCGGGUCCCCCGAUGUUGUUGGACUACAACUCCCAUCAUCCCUAGCUAGCAAGGCCAGAGCUUCAGGGAUGAUGGGAGUUGUAGUCCAACAACAUCUGGGGACCCACAGGUUGAGAACCGCUGCUUUAAAGCAUUGCGCAGGGCUGUCUGGAAACCCAUUAGGAGAUUCUUUGAAUUCCCAGCUUUGGGACUUGAGAGCAUGAAAUCACACAGCAUCAUUAUGAUGCCAGACGAUUGACAGGUGGCUGGCCCCACCCACCCGUCAGAUUUUGCCCGCGAGGCUAGGAUCUUCUAAGGAUCUGACCCGUGGAACCAAAAAAAGGUUCCACACCCCUGAUCAAUGACAUAUGUACAAUGAUGUAUGUCAAUAGCUGUUUGUUUCUCCUUUCAGUAACUGGGUGUGUGUGUAUGUGUGCUUUGUGCUUCCUUUUGAUAUUUUUUUUUCCUCUUACAGGAGCUUCUAAUACAUUAUUGCUGUAAUGGCGCUGCCUUCCCCGGAUCCCCAGUAUGUUCUGCGGGGAACAACUGAUGCAGUCAAUGCACUGUGCUUUCAUUGUUCAGAUCCAGAACCGGAAUUUCCCAUUCUUUUCUCUGGGUGAGUAUGGGGGGUGUCAGGAUGGGAGAUCAAAUUAUAUUAGAAAAAAGUCUUAAACAAGCAUAGUCUUACGAUCUGCUCAGCACUUUGCUUUUAAUGUACCGUACUUUUCCGUAUAUAAGGCUAGUUUUUUUACUUUAAAAUUAUGUGGAAAACUCUGGGUUGUCUUAUACACGGGGCAAUCUCCCCUCUGCUUUCUUAAAUUGGAAUCCCUAAAAAUAGGGGGCAUCUUAUACAUGGGGGCAUCUUAUACACAGAAAAAUACAGUAUUUUAUGUGCCAUGAAUGUAUGCAUUGAACUCUGUCUAUUGGGUCUUUGGAUCGCAAUGAAGAAUUGAAUUGAAAAUGGAUGUUUGGUAUUAACCUUUGUGUUCUUCUUCAAAAAAAAUUUGUUUAAAAUUUCAGAUAUACAUUUUCCACCAUUAAAUAUACAACAGUACUUACGAUGACUUCCCUUCUUCUCCUUUCAUGGUUCCUUGUACUUCCAAAAUUAGCUGCAUAUUUUAUUCCCGCCAUCUAGUUUCCCCCUUUCCAUUAUAUCUUAAUCAGGCAGAGGGCCUUCUCGGUAGUGGCGCCCGCCCUGUGGAAAGCCCUCCCACCAGAUGUCAAAGAAUUAAAACAAUUUUCUGACUUUUAGAAGACAUCUGAAAGCAGCCCUGUUUAGGGAAGUUUUUUAUGUUUGGUGUUUUAUCAUUUUUAUUACUAUUAUUAUCAUUAAUUCUGUUGGGAGCCGCCCAGAGUGGCUGUGGAAACCUAGCCAGAUGGGCGGGGUAUAAAUUAUUAUUAUUAUUAUUAUUAUUAUUAUUAUUAUUAUUGUUGUUGAAUUUACAAUAAUCCUGCUAGCGUUUUCAUUUGCUUGCAGUUGUUUUCCGGUUACUCCACAGAUAUUUUCCAUUCCUCUUUAUAUACCCAGUCUUCUUGUUCUCUUACCAUGCUGGCUAGACCUGCUAGCUCUGCGUAUUCCAUUAUUUUCAGCUGCCAUUCUUCUUUCUUUGAAACCUGUGUUCUUUUUCUAACUUUAAUAACAUCUAAAAAGAAAACCAAAAGGUGUGUGACUGUGUAAGACAAGCAAAGCAAGCAUAUUCAGAUUCUCUUUGUAUGCAGAUUUUUUUUUGUUUUUGUUUUGGAGUGCGGCGGCUUAGGCAUCCCUGCCAUAAAAUGUAAAUUUCAAGGAACAUCCCAACAUUUUACUGAUUUUUCCCUCCGCCCGAAGGGAAAGUAAUGAUCAAAUCAGCAAGCUGGUAGUGAUUUUUUAAAAAACAUCUCUGCAGUGUAGAAAGUCCGUAGGCAGCUUAGAUAAGAAGGAUCUAAUCUAAGCUUCAAGAAGGACACUGACAAACUGGAACGUGUCCAGAGGAGGGCAACCAAAAUGGUCAAAGGCCUGGAAACGAUGCCUUAUGAGGAACGGCUAAGGGAGCUGGGCAUGUUUAGCCUGGAGAAGAGGAGGUUAAGGGGUGAUAUGAUAGCCAUGUUCAAAUAUAUAAAAGGAUGUCACAUAGAGGAGGGAGAAAGGUUGUUUUCUGCUGCUCCAGAGAAGCGGACACGGAGCAAUGGAUCCAAACUACAAGAAAGAAGAUUCCACCUAAACAUUAGGAAGAACUUCCUGACAGUAAGAGCUGUUCGACAGUGGAAUUUGCUGCCAAGGAGUGUGGUGCAGUCUCCUUCUUUGGAGGUCUUUAAGCAGAGGCUUGACAACCAUAUGUCAGGAGUGCUCUGAUGGUGUUUCCUGCUUGGCAGGGGGUUGGACUCGAUGGCCCUUGUGGUCUCUUCCAAUGAUUCUAUGAUUCUAUGAUAAGUUUGGAAUUACCACCAGAUUGCUCAUGCUUUGAAACGGUUGCUGAUGAAAUUAGCAUUUGUCUCCCUCCCACCCAUUUUUCUUUUCUUGUUUAGAUCUUCUAAUGGGCUGGUCCAUAUCUGGAAUCUGAAAACACACAGGGUGGAUAGGACACUGGAUGGGCAUGGCGGGAAAUCAGUGUACUGGGUGAAAGCUUUACGCAACAGAAGAAAUGCACUUCUUAGGUGAGUGAUGCAAUUCAGAAGGCGCACACUUAGAAGAUUGCAGAAUUAACGAUGUCUCUAGAAAAGGGCAUAAGAUUGAAAAGCUGGAGCAGUGGAGAGGGGAAUUAUUUUACAGCCCAGGAGCCCAUAUUCCCUUCUGGGCAACCCUUUUGGGCAAACAUGGUAGCGGUGGGUGGGGCCAGAGGUCAAAGUGGGCGGAGCAACAGAUUGCAUGGCUCCUUUCUAUGGUAGGCAAGUCUCUGCAACAUCUGGAGAGGGACACAGGCUCCACAUCUCUGGAUUUCAUUGACUGGGAGCAGCUCUGCAGGGUUUGAGACAGGAGUCUUUCCCAGCUGCAACCUGGAGGUGCCACCAAGAAUUACCAUACUUUUCGCUCUAUAAGACGCACCCAACCAUAAGACGCACUAGUUUUAAGGGGAGGAAAACAAGAAAUAAGAAGCCUCCUGAGCGAAGAGGGAGCGCAGGGUCCUGGUCUCAUGAGACAGAGCGUCCCACCAGGCCAGAGCCAGUGUUGAAAAGGCCCUGGCUCGGGUUGAGGCUAAUCUAACUUCCUUAGGGCCCGGGACCUCAAGGGUGUUGCUAUUUAUGGACCUUAAGGUCCUCCGUGGGGCAUACCACAUAGGAUUGUGAAGGAUUGUUACAAGACCGCUGUUCCCUUCACAGAACUACAAUUCCCAGAGUUCUUUAACAAUCAAUCCCUCUGCUGGGGAAUUCUGGGAACUGAAGUCCUGUGAAGGGAAUAGGGGUCUCCUAACAACUCUCACUAUCCUUAACAUACUACGGUUCCCAGGAUUCCUUUUUUGGGUGGGAGGAAGCCAUGCCUUUUUAAAGCGGUAUGAUACUGAUUUAAAUGUAUAGUGCGGAUGGGGCCUUGGUAUGAUUAAUGUUGGAUACAGGCCAUUUAAUGCGCACACGCAGAAUCAGCUGAAGAUAACUUUUCCUGCGUCUGGAUGAGCAGGCUGUCGUCCACACAAGCUUCUGCCACAAUAAAUCUGCUAGGUGCCACAAGGCCUUCGGUUGUUUUGACUGACAGAACGCUCCACCUUCUUCUGGAGCGGAUUGCCAAAGCGUCAGGGUAAUUUGGAGAUGUUUUGACAUGUUUAUCAAGAAAAGACAUCUUCCGUAGCAGACCUUAUUAGCAUUUAUAUUUGUUGUCGUCUGCAUAACCACAAUUAACAACCCAGAAUUAAAUCUGAGUUGUUAACAUAAUUACAUGGUUUUCAUUUCGCAUGCACUCUGUGCUCAGAAGCAUUGACACAGAAAUCUUUCAGGACUACAGUUAUUUCUGGGUAGUGUUCCUUAAUUCUCGAUCUCCAUAAGAGAAUGUCUGUAUAGGUUGGUCUCUGCACUUAGCUGGGGUUGGUUGAAGAAGCAAUUCGGUCAGAAUACCUGAGAAACCUCACUUGUGUUGAUGGACUUCUGAGUCCAUCUUAACACCCACAUUUCAAAGUGUCUAUUACUGUACUUCAUAUGAGGUUUGGUUCUCAUAAUUUUAAGUAUCUCAUCUGUCUUCUGUAAUGUUAAUUGUACUGCAGAUCAAUAAGUUUUGUUUAUUUUCAAAUUACAUUGCAGCAACACAAUGCAAAUGUUUUGUUUGUUGCAGUUAUUAAUGCUAUCUUUGUCUGUGGCGUGUCAUUGUUGUCGUUUACUAGCAGCCUCAUACCUGACGUGGCUCUGGAAUUCUAAGAAACAAAAAAAUCAGUGCUAUUGUGAAAGGUUUAGUCCGCCAUUUUGAUGCAAAACAGUGUCCAGUUGUAUCCAGACAUGGUCAAAAACGUGCUUUUUGUGAGUGGGGGGAGCUGGUGCAUUUUAUGUACUUUGACCUUUCAUCCAAAACUGACAGGCGGCAAUGUUCUUUUGGCUGGAACAGGGGAAAGCCAUCCAGACUUCUUGCAAACUUGUUUGCCCUGUGGCCUGAAGCAGGGGCGGCUCGUCCCAUUUCAGAGCUUGAGGUGAAAUGGAAAUUGCCACCCUCUCUGCCGCUGCUGCACUUCCCACCCCGCGGCUGCUGGCAUCUGUACCAAUUUCUGGGAAGAUCUUGCCAAAAUCUCACGAGAUUUCGUGUACUCUACGAUAUCUCACGAGAGUUCAUCGAUUCUCACUGGAAAUGGGCACCGAUGCUUCGGCUGCUUCAUUGUGGAUGGGCUGGGCCAGGCCUGAGGUAAAUUUAGCAGCUGCCUUGUUGAAGCUAAGCAGGUCUAGGUGUGGUAAGUGCUUGGAGCCACAUGUGCACCACAUUGUGUUCCAUAAUGGAAGAAAGGCGGGAUAUAUAUGUAAUAGAACAAAAGCUCUUACCUGUUUCGGAAAGUUGCUUGUUCCCUAUGCAUUUUGAGGUGACGUAAUCAAUUUGUUCUGAGAAACAAGGAGCAGGUUCCCAUCUAUGUUUGGAUACAGUUGGGUGCCAUUUUGAAUCAAGAUGGCAGGCUGACUUUUUGAAAGCUGCACUGAUUUUAACUACAGUGGACGCUCGGGUUUCGAAUGUGAUCUGUGCAGGAAGCACGUUCGCAACUCGCAGCGUCUGCAACCCGCAGCACCACGUAUGCGCAUGUGCAGGUCACGAUUCAGCACAUGCGCAAGCACCGAAACCCGGAAGUAACCCAUUCUAGUACUUCCGGGUUCGGCACAGUGCACAACCCAAAAUCGCGCAACCUGAAGCGUCUGUGACCCGAGGUAUGACUGUACUGAUUUCCCUGUCACCAUGUGUUGGCAGUUCAUCCCAUUCCAACAUUAGUCUGCAGUAAACGACAACAACAAAAACUAGGCACACAGGUGAUGCUGGAGGAUCUGGAUCGGUACUUCUCAGCCCACUGGGCCCCUUCCCAGGAUCCAGUUCUUCCAGUUCCCCAUUCUCACUCCAUUCCUCUUCCUACUCAGGCAAUUCCCACCAUGAUUUCUUCAUGGGCACCAUAGAGCUAAACCCAAGGAUGUUUGGUGCCUUCUAUAUCUGAAGGGCCUGUACUGCAGAUUAGAUAUUUGAUGAGUGCUGUCACGUUCGUUGCCAUCCCAGCCAGGUCUCCCCUUCUCCAGACCAAAUACACCCAACUGCUUCAACCUUUCCUUUAACAUUAGACUAGUUAGACCGAUAGCCCGAUUCAGGAUACAUUCAUGGCUCCUGAGCCUGGAGGCUUGAGCUCAAAACACGCAAGAUUUGUUCUUGUCGUUUAGUCGUGUCCGCCUCUUCGGGACCCCCUGGAGCAGAACACGCCAGGCACUCCUGUCUUCCACUGCCUCCCUCAGUUUGGUCAAACUCAUGCUGGUAGCUUCGAGAACACUGUCGAACCAUCUCGUCCUCUGUCGUCCCCUUUCCCAGCAUCAGGGUCUUUUCCAGGGAGUCUUCUCUUCUCAUGAGGUGGCCAAAGUAUUGGAGCCUCAGCUUCACAGUCAUUCAACAAUGAUAUUAAUGUGACAUGUGUUGUUUUCUUUAAUUUGACUGGCAAAUACAGUGGUACCUCGUGUUACAGAUGCUUCAGGUUACAGACUCUGCUAACCAGAAAUAGUACCUCAGGUUAAGAACUUUGCUUCAGGAUGAGAACAGAAAUCGUGCUCCGGCGGCAGCUGGAGGCCCCAUUAGCUAUAUUGGUACCUCAGGUUAAGAACAGUUUCAGGUUAAGAACAGACCUCCAGAACGAAUUAAGUUCUUAACCCGAGGUACCACUGUAAAGGAAACAGAGACCAGCUUCCCUCCUCUCGGUAGCCAGGAAGUUGACAGCUCAGGGUGGCUUAUGCGAGGGCUGGGUAUACAGGAGUGUUAGAUACGUAUUGGCAUGGAGCUCUGUUGAGGAUCCAUGAUGAAGCUGCUUGGCAAAGAGACGCUCAGAAUCUGCAAAUUCUGCCGUAUGACAAAGAAUGUUUCUGAUUGUAAAAGCCAGGGCCGUGACCAAAACAUCUGCCUGUGGGACUUGGCCGAAGGAAGGAGCAUUGUCACAGACUCUGUUUCCACGGAGAAUAUUGGGUUCUGCAAAUGCUCCCUCUUGGAGGUUGAAGAGAGACGGUGGCUACUAGCCAUGCCAUGGAAAGGCCUGGAAGAGGUAGGUAAUGUAUGUUUGACACCCUCCAUCAUAAGGUUCUGGAACAGAUCACCAUAAUACAAAACAACAUUAAAAUCCAUUAAAAGACUUCAGAAUAGACCCUAAAAAAUAUACAUCCUGGCUGGGAAAGGCCAAUGGCAACAUCCAUAGAGUGAAGGAGCCAAUUGCAUCUCUCUGGGGAGGGACUUCCUCAUCGUAGAGACCACCCAGACCAUCUCCCACUAAAAUGUCCAAGGGCAGCAGAACAAUCGAGAGUGCUUCCUUGGUCUAUCUUAACACCCAAGAGGGUCUGUAGGGAAGGAGGUGGUCUUUGAGAUGCUAGGUGGAGCAUGAACAAUAUUUGGCAUGCUCUGGUUUUCCAUGAGUUGGAUGAUCCAAAAUGUGGAAAUGUUCAUUAUCUAUUUAAAAUAACUUUUCUCAGAAAGAGGCGCAAUGAAUUCUUUGUGUUGGCUAAUGAGAUCUGCCAAGAAUACAAUGGCCGCUAAUGGAAUAUUCCAAGCCUGGCUUUAGCUGAUGUUUGAAAAUGUGUGGCUGAUGACCUUCAUGUGUGCUCUGUGGGAUCUGGGAUGGUGAUCCUGACUGGCAGUAAGUUCCCCUCAUUCUCAGGCAGAAUCCUUCUAUUUGGAAUUGCCAAGGCCAUCUUCUACAUUCAAAGCAGUUGUUCUGUUUUGAGCUAUAAUCUCUUCCCCCAGAGGGUGGGAUUGGCUUUGCUGUUUGCAGUCAUGGUCUUGCCAGAUUAUUUUUUUAAGUGCCCAAGUCAAAAAUUCCACAAAAUUCAUGUGUAAGCUCCUUUUUAAUAUAUAUAUAUAUAUAUAUAUAUAUAUAUAUAUAUAUAUAUAUAUUCUAUCCUCAAACAGGUAACACCAUGAGCCAAAGUACUUUUGAGGCUUAUGAUUAACAUGAAGACUUAAUAUGUGUUUAUGCUUGGCCGGGACCCAAAGGGGGUAAUUUUGUCUUGAAGCAGAUUCCGUCUAUGAAUAAUAAGACCUGAACAGACAUUUAUUUGUUCCUGAUUGCAUUUAAAUCACCAAUUAUGAGUUACAUGCACGUCUCUUGCCAAUUUGCCAGAAACAUGCUAAAAAGCAUUAUAAAUGUGCAAAAGGAGAAGGGUGUGUUUUCUUGUGGCCACCUAUAGCCACCCAGGAACACUAUUAGCCUCAGGCAAAGACAAAACUCACCUAGUAAGCACAAAAACGAAGGAGAGAAGAGCAGCACGGAACAUCUUCUGGUUUCAGCUACAGUCGACAAAAUACAUGAGACCCAGGAUUUAUUUCUGAGGCUUGGUGGCAACCAUUGCAGGCUGCUUCUUGGGUCUUCCAUACUAGCAGAUGUAACCCUUUUGCAUGCUGCAGGGAGUGCCCCAAACUCACUGCCUUUUGGUCUUCAGCAAUAGCAGCCAACAACCCUCAGGUCUUGCCUUCUCUUUCCUGAGCCGCGAUGAAUGCAGCAGAUAUUAAGCUGCAGAAAUAUUUCCUUCCCUGCCUAGAUUGUGGAUGGGGAAGCAUGUGGCUAACCAUAUGUUGUUGGGCUCUCGGUCUCUUCAGUUCCAACCACCAUGGACAAUGGGCAGAGGUGAGGGGAGUUAGAGCUCAACAGAAUCUGGAAUAAUAAUAAUAAUAAUUUCUUUAUAUCCCGCCCUCCCCAGGCGAAGCCGGGCUCAAGAUUCAUCCAUGAUCUAGGCCAGGGUCAGCAAACUUUUUCAGCAGGGGGCCGGUCCACUGCCCCUCAGACCUUGUGGGGGGCCGGACUAUUUUUUUGGGGGGGGGGAUGAACGAAUUCCUAUGCCCCACAAAUAACCCAGAGAUGCAUUUUAAAUAAAAGGUCACAUUCUACUCAUGUAAAAACAUGCUGAUUCCCGGACCGUCCGCAGGCUGGAUUUAGAAGGCUAUUGGGCCGGAUCUGGCCCCCAGGCCUUAGUUUGCCUACCCAUGUUCUAGGCUUUUCCACUGAUGAGGGUGAUCUGAUCACAGGUUUCCUCUUUUUUUAAAAGGCAGUGAUGGAGUUGAAGUGGGGAAAGUGUGAACUGGGGGGAGGUUAACACACCAUUUAAAUUGCCCUCCUGAAUCUGCUCCAUGCCUCAUGGGGAGGAAACCUGCAGGCACCAUACUGGGCAAGGUGCACUUUUGGAAGCAUGUGCUUUUGAGUCGGGGGUGGAGGGAAAGGGCCAUUGCCCCAAUCCAAAUUAUCUCAGAUACGCACACAUGUCUGUAGCUGUUUUCAACUGAAGGAAGUUGGGAAACCUGACGGUGGCUCUUUCACAACUUGUUUAAGCUUGGCACCGGGACUGCAAACCUGAACACACUUGCUUGUGAGCAAGGCCUGUGGAACUCAGAGGGACUUCCUCCUGAGUAAAUGUGCAUGGUUCUGCUCUCUGCUGAGAAAUGCAAAGAAUCCUUAGGAACGCAAGCGCUCCUAGCUCUUUGCUGUCCUUUAAAAUGAGAAAGGAGGCUCAGGCUGCUUUCUUCCACACACUUUCCUAAUAAUAACAAUAUAAUAAUAAUUUAUUAUUUAUACCCCACCCAUCUGGCUGGGUUUCCCCAGCCACUCUGGGCGGCUUCCAAAAAAAUAUUAAAAUACUAUAAUACAUCAAACAUUAAAAGCUUCCCUAAACAGGGCUGCCUUCAGAUGUCUCCCUUCCUGGGAAACUACCAUGGCAGGCGAUAAGAGCAAAUAGCAAACUUGUGGCCUCCUAGGUAUUUGGUGAGACACAAGACAGGGCCUUCUUGGUGGCUGCUCCCAGAUAAUGGUAUAUAUUCCCCCUCAAGGCUCGCCUGGUCCCCCACUCUGCUUUCCUUUUGCUAGCAGGCAAAGAGAUGUUUUUGUUCCAACAGUCACUGGCUGUUAUGACGGUUUAAAGUGAUUUCAAUGCUAUUUUAAACAAGGUUGCUUAUUUAACGGGGGCAGAGAGUGAAUUUUUAGUUGCGUUGGUUUGUGUUGUGAGAUGCAUUGAGUUUUUCACUGGGAGAAAGGUGGAAUAUAACAUGAAUAACUAAAUAAAGACAUAGACAGUGCUGGCCUGUAGAGACCAAUGACUCAGCAUAAGGCUGAUUUGUGUGCAAUGAAUAAUAAUAAUAAUAAUAAAUUUUAUUUAUAUCCCGCCCUCCCCAGCCGAAGCUGGGCUCAGGGCGGCUAACAACAAUAAAAUAGUACAAAAUUCUAAAAUCAUUCAUUAUAAAAUUAAUUCAAAUCAAAUUGAUGGCAACCAUUAGGCUAGAAUUCUGUGGAGAUUGCCAAAGGAGGGAGUCAGGCUGUGCCCUGGCCAAAGGCCUGGUGGAACAGCUCUGUCUUGCAGGCCCUGCGGAAAGAUGUCAAGUCCCACAGGGCCCUAGUCUCUUGUGACAGGGCGUUCCACCAGAUCGGAGCCACAGCCGAAAAAGCCCUGGCUCUGGUUGAGGCCAGCCUAACCUCUCUGUGGCCUGGGACCUUCAAGAUGUUUUUAUUUGAAGACUGUAAGUUCCUCUGUGGGACAUACCAGGAGGCAGGAACCAAAGGUCAGCUGUAAAGCAUGUGUUUUGCAUGCAGAAGCUGUCCAGCAUGGCCAAAGCCAACAUAUGGAGGACCACAGGUUCCUCACCCCUUUUGAGCACGAUGCUGAGCUCAAUGAACUGAAUAUGAGGCACCUUCCUACAUUUCUUGGUGGGAUUUACUUCCAAGUCAUUGUGAAUAGGACUGUGCAGCAAGUUAGACAGCUGCCUUCCCCUAGUUAGAGCACUAGCAGUACUUUCUCCUCCCUCCGCAAAUGCCCUGAUUUUCUCAGCGCUAUGUCUGCUCCUGAGAUGGUUUAAUAAAUUGGAGGCACAAUUCGUUGGCAACCCUAUUGAAAUUGUGGGCGCCCUAGCAAGAGCUUUGAGCAAGCCCUGUUCAUUUCAGUGGAACUUGGCAAGAUGAGCUUCCUACUGGUUCGCAGGGGCGAAACUAGGCUUCGUUUCACCUGGAUCAGACCCAGUUUGGCACACACCCCAACUCACAUUUGUGUACAAAUGGGACAGUCUGGGAGCCUCAGUGACGCCCCUCUGGAGGUUUCACCUGGGGCAAAAAACCCUGGUAGCUACGGUUCUUCUGGAUUGUGCCCUUCAAACCCUCCAUGCACUCUCUCUUUCUCGUUCAUCAGCAGUAAAACAUUGACGUCGUUGUGCCUUCCACCUCUUGGGCUCUUGCGAUUUAAACCACAGACUGCUCAAAGCAGAGCAUGUGCUCUCAAAGCAGCUUGGUCCCCCUUUGAUUUUUCCUCCCAGGUUUUCAGCACGAGAAUGCCAGUAAAUUGUAAGUGUUGUGUACUGAAUGCAACUCGUCGUGCUGGUAAGGCUGCCUUCUGGCCCUUCUGAAUGCCGAGAGUCUUAAUGUGCCCUGAAUGAGUUUCAUGCAAAUGGUUUGCCAUGGAAAUGAUUCAUACAGGAAGAGGGAAGAAGAUCAAGGGGAGAGAAGGGGUAGGAGGAACAUCUAAAGAAGUUGGCUCCACGGAGCACUGCAUGCUCUAGGGGCUCCUGCUAUUGGCCCAGGAUGCUACAGAGAAAGCUGCCUUAUACCAUUGCUCCAUCUAUCUCGGUGCUGCUCACACCAGGGAUAGUCCACAAUAGAGUCCUCUAGAUCUGGUUGGACUGCAUCAGCCCAAGCCGACAUGGCCAGCAGUCAAGGAUGAAGGGAUUUGUAAUCCAGAAACAUCUGCAUUGACUGUUUUUGUUCUACACCGGACAGUAGGUCACUGGGAUAUCAGGACAGUGACCUUUCCCCAGUCUUAGCUGGAAAGCUGGGACUUCCUGCAUGCAAUUCCUGUGUUCCACUACUGAGCUUCGAUCUCUUCUCUUUUGCCAUUGGGGAAAUCCGACUAGCGUGGGCUCUAUUGCUGGAUUGUGGUGGAGGCUACAAUCCCAUGUCCUGCCUUUGGGAGUCAUCCCCACCAAACAGAGCGAGAAUUGUUUCUGCACUGCACGCCCAUGGGACCAGGCUGCUCCGCUCUUAAUUUUGACACAGCUAUUACUUCAAAAGGGGAAUGCAAGCAGGUGCAAAACUGUACAGAUCUAAAUUGACAUAGGGCAGCAGUUCCGUUGGCUAGAGCGUGGUGCUGAUAAUGCCAGGGUUGCAAGUUCGAUUCCCGUAUGGGACGGCUGCAUAGUCCUUUUUAUUAUUUUUGUUUUUAUUCACUUUUAAUUUUAACAGUUAGCUUCACAAAUAAGUCAUACACAUAGGAUUCUCUGAAUCCCUGGACUUCCCUCCAUCCCUCCAUGGUUUCCAUAAUUAUUCUUUUCCAAUGGCAUCAUAUAAUAUUCUCCAUAUUUUCUUAACACUCAAUUCUCACCAUAGUUCUCUUUACAUUGCAAGUGUGGUUUUUUUAAAAAAAUAAAUCCUGCCAAUGUUUUUAGUUGUUUACAGUGUUCUUUUAAUUAACUUAUAAAUUUUCUCCAUUCUUUAUUAAAUUUGUUAUCUUCUUGAUCUCUCAUCUUCCUGGUCGUUUUCGCCAUUUCGGCAUAGCCCAUCAUCUUUAUCAGCCAUUCUUCUCUUGUGGGUACUUUAUCUUCCUUCCAUCUGUGGGCUAACAGUGGGAUGGCUGCAUAUUCCUGCAUUACAUGGGGGGUUGGACGAGAUAAUCCUCAGGGUCCCUUCCAACUCUGCAAUUCUAUGAAUCUAUGAUUCAGCAGUGAAACGCAGGUACCUUUCCCUGAGGUUCAGAGAAAACUUUUUAUCCAAGUACCUGACAGCCAAUAACUUUUCAAACCAGUGAAAAAUACAGUCACAGAACCAAGAAAUUACACAAAACAAAAGAAUUUCUGUGAAAAUCCCUGAAACGAGAAGUAAUCGACUAUAGAAUUGAAUUAAAUAAGGAAAAUUUAAAAAAAAUAAGGAAAAAUUAACCUAGAAUUAAACAAAGACUUAUCGAGAUGCCGGCUACAAAACUCGUUUCACUGAACUAAUCAGUUUCCUCAGAAGGAAAUAAAUACAUUUAUAAACCUUAAAUGAUUUUAAGUGCUAUCAAACAAACUCAAGAGCAGGGCUGAAAUGCUUCCUUGAGUUUACAAAAAAAGGUAUAAAAACCUCAAUGACAAGUUUUAAACAUAGCCCUAUUUAAGAAAACCAAGCAGUAGUAAUAAGAAAUUGAGGACUCGGUUGUAAAAACUCUAGUAUUGCCUUUACAAAAAGGUUUUAAGUAAAACUUACAAAGGAAUACAAGAUAAGCUGUUUAGGUUUCAAACAAACUCAGAAACAGGGCAGAAACUCAAAAACAGGGCUGAAGCGCUCCUGAAGCCCUGUUUUUGAGUUUGUUUGAAACCUAAACAGUUUAUCUCGUGCAUGUGCUCUGAAUGUAGAAGGACCCAGGUUGGACACCCCCCACGUCUCCUGGAACCCUGGAGAACUUCUGCCAGCCAGUGGUGGAGGAAGGGGGAAGGGGGUACGGUCCACCAUGGGUGUCAUCACUGAGGGGGGUGGGGUGACAAAAUUAGUUUUUUAAUUAACAAAAUUGGGCUCACAAAACUUUUUAGGAGUGAUGUGGUGGCUUAGGCGCCUGCAGAUUCCAUGUUGCCUGAAAUGGCAGCGUGGAAGUUACGUCUGCCUACCGCCUCCCCCUUAGCCCCCCCCCAGCUGAGGGGGCGUAGAUGGAGAGGCUGUAAGCUUCGGAGAGGCUCACCCCACCCCCACGGGCACGGAUCGCACCACCCCUGGCUGCAGGACACGCCCCCGCACCAGGCACCCAAGCGGCUAGCUACGCCACUGCUGUAAGCCCGUGUAGACAGUACAGUGGUACCUCAGGUUAAGUACUUAAUUCAUUCCGGAGGUCCGUUCUUAACCUGAAACUGUUCUUAACCUGAAGCACCACUUUGGCUAAUGGGGUCUCCCGCUGCUGCCACGCCACCGGAGUACGAUUUUUGUUCUCAUCCUGAAACAAAGUUCUUAACCCGAGGUACUAUUCCUGGGUUAGCGGAGUCUGUAACCUGAAGCGUAUGUAACCCGAGGUACCACUGUACGGAACUAGAUGGACCGAUAUUCUGACUCAGUAUAAGGUAGCUUCCUUUGGCCUUUCUUAGCAGUUACGAUUUCUGGGGCUUCCUCCGGGUUGAUUUGUUUUCUCCCACCAUCCCUGAGCAACAAAAGAGCUUGCACCACCUUUUUUUUGCAAAUCACCUUAGGAGACUCAUCCUUGUGCCUGGCGCCAGGCCAACUAAACUUGUUUUCCUGAUGUCAGGUUCGGGUUUUGGAGCUGCCAUCCAAGAUUUCAGUCUGUACCUUGAAGCCAGAGGCCGAUGCCAAGUUGGGCAUGCCCAUGUGUCUGAAGAUGUGGCAGGUAAGCCAACGGGAGCUUGCUAAUUACAAAACGCUUCCCUCGCUGUGAUUCAUUUCUCUAUAUACGGAGCCCAUGAAUCAUUCUUCACUCUGAGGUUUUUAUAUUUAUUUAUUUUUGAUUGAUUGUCAAAAGCAAUCAACUAAUUAUGCUAUUAAGGGUGGGAGGGAAACAGGAACAUCCUUCACAUAACCGCUGGAGCUUUCCACACUUCACCAGAUGGUGUGGGUUGCGAGUUUUGUAAAUACUCCCUGAAAAGUUUAGCCCGGGUAGUUUGGUUUUUUGAAGUAUCCAGGGGGGAAAAUAACGAUCAUGGAACUUGAAUUUGGCAAGGCAUUUGAUAGCCUGGCAUUAAUAAAACACUUGAGCUUUAAUCAACAUGACUGUAUUUUGAUUUGCUUGUCUCUAGUCUGGUGUGAACCAACCAUGUUACUACCUACCUUGCCUCUUCAGAUUUGGAGAGGUUAAACAUAUUUAUUUAUGUAUAAUGCUUACAUUAUCCCGUACUAGCAGCCUCAUACUCAGCAUUGCUUGGGGAUUCUGAGAAACAACGAUGACAAAAUCGGUGUGGUUUUUAAAUCAGUGGUUCAAAUCGGUUUUGAACCAUAUUGAUUCAAAAUGGUGCCUAGUACCCAAACGCAAGACGAAAACCUGCUCUUGGAUCUUGGGGACCAUCACGCAAAAAUUGGCUGAAAUCACGACGUUUUGAAAGGUUCCGUGCGCCAUCUUGACUCAAAGUGGCAUCCGGCAUCCCAAACCUAGACAAAAUGGAUCCACACAUGGAGGGAAGCAUGUUCCUUGGUCUUGGGAAACAUCAUGCAAAAUGUAGUUGCAAUAUGUCAAGAGGUGUCCAAAUGCAUAGCAAAUAACUUUCCGAAAUAUAUGUUAAUAUAUGUUUGGAAUGGACUUUUGUCUUUGGAAUUAAAGAAAGACUGGAGCCUGGAUAGCCAUCUGCGUUGGGCGCUCUUCAGCCCCUGCACUAAGCAAGUGGGGUUGGACUAGGCACCCAUCAACACUGAUUUUGAGGGUUCAAAUGUAAUUAUACCGCUGGGCCUUAUUUAGAGAAGUCUUAAGGUUCCCUCAGCCAAUAAAGCGAGAUGAGUGCCGCAACCCGAGUCGUCCACAACUGGACCUAACGGUCAGGGGUCCCUUUACCUUUAAGGUUCACACACUUUGUCAUAUCAAUAGAAGACAUGAAGGCCCAGUUCAUACUUUUAGCAUAGCACCUAUAUUUAAUGGAGGAUUUACUUGGGUGGCUCAGCUGAUGGUUGUCUAAACUAAUAGUUUAGAUCAGUGGUUCUCAACCUGUGGGUCCCCAGAUGUUGUUGGACUACAACUCCCAUCAUCCCUGAGCUCUGGCCUUGCUAGCUAGGGGUGAUAGGAGUUGUAGUUCAACAACAUCUGGAGACCCACAGGUUGAGAAAAGCUGGUUUAGAUGAUUGGGAAUUAUUUGCAGAGGGCUUUGUCUCCUCCUUAGCACACAAGAGGAGGAGAGUGAAACCUUCAUGCUUUCCGUUUUGCCUCAACCAUAGUGCCCUGGUGGUUUACAAACUUGAGGAACUGUGGUUCCUUCUAUCGCUCUCUGAUUUAAUAAACCAGAAUAUCAAAAUACAGAUGGACCCUGCUUUAACCAACUAGCUUUAGCGGGGGGCGGGUUCCUCUGACCGCAGUUUGGUCAAAAAUGAAGGUGGGAUUGGGCCUUCAAGAUUUUCAUAGAAUCAAAGAAUUGUAAAGUUGGAAGGGACCCUUUUCAUCUAGUCCAACCCCCUGCAAUGCAGGAAUAAUAAAAAUUUGCUAGAUUCCCAACUCCCAGCAGCUCCAGUUAGCAUGACCUUUGGUCAAGGAUGAUAGAAGUUGCAGUCCAACAACAUCUGGAAGACCACAGAUUCCCUGUCCAUGUUUCACUUGCUUCCCCCAGUGCUCCAGAGAAGAGUGGUAGGGAAGCCUAUAACAUUUAGUCUUCUAGAGAGACAGAAACGUUCACACAACAGAAAAGUUGUCAAAGCUUUUGUAUAGCACUUCAUACAGCCUUGUCCUAGAUCCUGGUAGAAUACAGGUAAUCACAAAAAUCGUAAAUAAAUUACAGUGACUAACAAAAUAGAUUGUUUUUUGAUAGCAAAGCAUUUCAGCUUCUGCCUUCAUCGACUGCUCGGAUGUGAAUCAAAAGGUGCUGUAGUCAAGGUGGUAGUUGUAGAACAUUAGAAUAUUCAUAAGUGUUACACUUAACUGCAGAGACAGACAGACAGAGGUUUAUUGCUAUUUCAUUUGGAAGCCUGUCCAGGAAGGAAGGAAGCAAGCAAGCAAGCAAAGGAGAAUCACUGUCAACGUGUCAAGAAUAUACAUUAAUGGAGUUUAUAUAAUAAAGUACUUACUGCAUUUCCAGUUUCUACAUGCAUUCUUGUUAGUUUUUUUUUUUAAAAAAUGCUCACCAUUGCACAACGUAGCACCUUUCCUGCUGGGAAAAUUAAGGGAAAACAAUCCUUGUGUUUGCAGAUUCAACCCUUUCCAGUUGGCUAUGAUUUGCAGGAGCCCAGUGGAUACGCAUCAGUUUAUAAGACACAUUCCUUCAAAGGAGGGAGGAAUGUUCCAUCCGACCUCAAGCUGCUGUUUGGACCUUCCUUUCUACUCUUCCAAAGAUAGCAGCGCUUUUAAUUUAUAAAACAUACGGCUCAAAUUCUCCGUUUAAAAAAAAAAUGGCACCCAAGUUGCUGUACAAUUCAUCAACCAUCAUGAAAAGACAGCAAAACAGACUGCUAUACAGUGGUACCUCGGGUUACAUACGUUUCAGGUUACAUACGCUUCAGGUUACAGACUCCGCUAACCCAGAAAUAGUGCUUCAGGUUAAGAACUUUGCUUCAGGAUGAGAACAGAAAUCGUGCUCUGGCAGCGCAGCGGCAGCGGGAGGCCCCAUUAGCUAAAGUGGUGCUUCAGGUUAAGAACAGUUUCAGGUUAAGUUCAGACCUCCGGAACGUAUUAAGAACUUAACCUGAGGUACCACUGUAUAGCAGUCAAAAAACCAACAAUCCAGUAAUGCCACAUAAAUUAAAAUAGGCCAGGGAAUGCCUUCUAAAACAAGCUAACCAGUAUACUUAUGAAUACCCAUCACUGGGGAACAGCAGGAGAGAACUGUUUGCUGUCAUGAGCUACCUGUGAGAUUCCCACAGGUAUCUGGUUGGAAUACAGGAUUCUAGAUCAGGCAGGCCUUUGGUCUGAUCAGGGGCCACCCUCCCCAUAUGAACCAGCCAACACCCUGCAGUUUUCGGCAGAUGCCCAGCCAAGGGAGAUGCAGAGGGUGGCCACAUAAGAACAGGCCUUUUCAGUGGUGGUUCCCCAUCUAUGGAAUACUCUCCCCGGGGAUAAUAAUAAUAAUUUUUUAUUUAUACCCCAUCCUUCCCAGUUCAAAAACCGGGCUCAGGGCGGCUAACACCAAAUUUAAAACACUUUAAAACACUUAAUUAUAAAAGCAGCAUAAAAUACAGUAUAAAAACAUGAAUAACAAUAAAAAUCAAAAAUCAAUUAAACGGUGGCUGAAUUGGUCCUACUUGGGCCAGCGAGGAGGCCAGGGGAGAAUUAGCUGUGGGGUCUCAGAGCGGGUGAUCUUCAUAAAAGGGGAGGGGGAGGGAAGAGAAGGGAAAUAAAAGAUCAGGAUGAAUUCAAAUUAAAGGCCAGGCGGAAUAGCUCUGUCUUACAGGCCCGACGGAAGGAGAUUAACUCUUGAAGGGCCCUAGUCUCAUGGGACAGAGCAUUCCACCAGGUCGGAGCCAUCACUGAAAAGGCCCUGGCUCUGGUGGAGGAUAGUCUGACUUCCUUAGGGCCCGGGACCUCUAAACUAUGGUUAUUCAUGGACCUUAAGGUCCUCUGUGGGGCAUACCAGGAGAGGCGGUCCCAUAGAUACAAGGGCCGUAAGCCACAAAGGGCUUUAAAGGUCAAGACCAGCACCUUGAACCUGACCCUAUACUCCACCGGGAGCCCGUGCAACUGGUAAAGCACUGGGUGAAUAUGCUCCCAUAGCAGGGACCCCGUGAGGAGCCUCGCUGCAGCAUUCUGCACCCGCUGGAGUUUGUGGGACAAUUUCAAGGGCAGCCCCGCAUAGAGCGAAUUACAGUAGUCAAGCCUGGAGGUGACCGUCGCAUGGAUCACUGGCCCCCUCAGUCUUUACACACCAGGCUAAGACCUUUUCCUUUACUCAGGCCUUUGAUAAGGAAGUUGCCUCCAUCAGUGGAGCUCAUCAUUUCUUGGGGCAGGUUAGGACCUGUCCUUAGCUAUACCUUUUAUCUAUUUUGUAUUGCCUCUUCCUUUAAUUUUUUUUCUGGCUCUGAAUUGCUUUCGUUCAUUGCAUUUUAGCCUUGUCAAGUCGCCGCGGAACUUUUUUCCUCUGUACAAAGCGACGGACAAAUGUAACUCAUGACCUUCGUCAUUAUCAUCCAACCAGGAUUCUUACGGCAUUCUUAAAAAUCUUCCCCUUACAACGAAGAGUGGAGAGGGAUAGAUCACAAAGCAGACUUUAACAGGAAGGAUUGCUGCGAGGCUAUUUUCACCAGCAGGGUCAUCCAUUGUAGCUAGCCUAGAGAUUCUUAAAACAAUUUUAGUACAGUGGUACCUCGGGUUAAGUACUUAAUUCGUUCCGGAGGUCCGUACUUAACCUGAAACUGUUCUUAACCUGAAGCACCACUUUAGCUAAUGGGGCCUCCUCCUGCUGCCGCCACUCCACCGGAGCACGAUUUCUGUUCUCAUCCUGAAGCAAAGUUCUUAACCCGAAGCACUGUUUCUGGGUUAGCGGAGUCUGUAACCUGAAGCGUAUGUAACCUGAAGCGUAUGUAACCCGAGGUACCACUGUAUUGUAACAUGGGUCUUGAUACCGGUCUGAAGGAGUAAUGGGAGAGGGAGAGGGUCAAUGCACGGUUGUCUUGAGCAUUUAAUUCUUCAAAAGCUACCUCUAAUUAACUAACUAACUAACUAACUAACAUAAAGAUCUGUCAAGAGGUCAGAUCUGAAAGUGGGGCAUCUUUGCGUUCUGUCGGAAAGUAUUUGGGCCUUUGUGGGUUUGUGUUUUCUCCUUUAAAAUCUAUAGCUGGCGUUAACAGGCAAUUGGUUUUUUAAAUUUGCUUUGAUUACGACUUUUGAACCUUUUGCUCACAUGGUGAGUCUUCCGAUUUACAGGGGCCAUCCGUCAACCGGCCGGUGCAAUGAUGAAUAUUUUCCUUAAGUGUGACACGUAAUCCAGUAACGUUCCUUUCUUUGAGUUAUUUCAGAGACUUAAAUAAAUUGGGUGGCUGGCCAGGGUGCCAUGCCCUUUGGCCUGUGACAUCAUUAAUCAAAAUAUCUCUCAAUUGGUUACAGCGGGAUUCAGACCUGUUAACUCUUUGGGUUCAGGAGAUUUUUUGUUUUUUCCUUUUGGGGGAGAGGGAGAGAAAGAAAAUAGUUUUCCUUGAUAUUGGAGAUAGUAUCCAUGGACAGCACUUUACUUGAGCUUUUAAUAAACCACACACAUACAUAUUCUUUAUUCCGCACUUAUACAAACUCAUAUAUGAAAAUAUGAACAAAUUUAAUAUUAAGCAGCCAUGUUCUUUGCUCUUUUUCCAAGGCCUGCUCAAAACUCUGGUGUUUAUUUAUUUUUUACAAAACUGUUGAUUUUAUAUAUAUUGAAGAUUUUAUUACAUCUGCUUGCUUGUUUGUUUUAAUAUGUUUAAAAUAUAACAGGAAAAUAAGAAUGCCAGCUCAUAUUAGCAGUUUGAACAAUCCAUCCUAAUUCAGACGUAUCUAUUAUUAUGAAACCAUUCAUAUGUCCAAAUAGAUAUCCAAAUGAGAUUGUCCUACCUAUAUAAUCUAUACGUUCAAAGGUUGAAAGGGCAGUGGAUCUUGCAGAGCCCUUAUGGUGGCCAAGAGACUUAUAGGUUCAAGGUUGGAAGAAUAUAAACACCCGCCAUCCAUUACACAGUGUUCUGAAAUGUCUACUUGUUUUUAAAGUCUGUUGGUGUUACCAGUGUGAAUAUUUCACGUUAUUUUGUGUAAACACCUUAGAAUGAUUUUUCAGAAAUCUAUGAGGCGGUAUGUAAAUCGGGUUACAUCACAAUGCAAACACCAUAGUUUAAAUGUUCUGUUGCAAGAGCGAAACAGACUUCCACCUGGGCAAUUGGACUCCCCAUUCCUCUCCUUCUCCCCUGCAUCCCUAAUACACCCUCAAAAUCUGCUCAGGACCUUCCAAAUAAAACUUUUGAGCUACAUGGGGUGAGGGCUGCAGGUAGAAGAAGAGGACAGCAAGCUGGGUUGGCUAUCAUCAUGAAUACAUACCGUACUUUUCCGUGUAUAAGACGAGGUAUUUUUCCUUAAGAAAUUAUCUUAAAAAUUGGGGGUCGUCUUAUACACUGAUAGUGCAUAGGGGGAACAUGGAAUUGGUUGCUGCCGCAAGCCGGAGAUUGUCCUGGGCUAUUGGGUGUGCUAUUGGUGGUUGUGGCAAGAGCUGGUGUUGAUUGGCUGUCGCUGCGGCAAGUGGGCGCGCGAUUGGCUGUUUCUGCCGGCAAGGGGACAGACAAUAGGUGGCAGCAUAGGCCAGGCGGGUGAGCGAUUUUUGGCAAUCCCCCUUAAAAAUGCUCAACAACUCUUCCCCCCCCCCGCCAAAAAAAAGCUCAGCGACUCUAGGCAAUCUCCCCCCAUUUUCUUAAUUUGGGGUCUUCAAAAAUAGGAGGCGUCUUAUACAUUGAAAAACAUGGUAACUAAAGAAUGCAGGUGGCACUGUGGUCUAAACCACUGAGCCUAGGGCUUGCUGAUAAGAAGGUCAGUGGUUCGAAUCCCCGCAACAGGGUGAGCUCCCGUUGCUCAGUCCCUGCUCCUGCCCACCUAGCAGUUCGAAAGCAUGUCAAAGUGCAAGUAGAUAAAUAGGUACCGCUCCGGCGGGAAGGUAAACGGCGUUUCUAUGCACUGCUCUGGUUCGCCAGAAACAACUUAGUCAUGCUGGCCACAUGACCCGGGAAAACUGUCUGCAGACAAACACCAGCUUCCUCAGCCUAUAGAGCGAGAUGAGCGCCGCAACCCCAGAGUCGUCUGCUACUGGACUUAACGGUCAGGGGUACCUUUACCUUUAAAGAACCUCAGAUUAGCUCAAAACACAUUCUUUAAUUCUUCCUUAAAUUAGCCCAACCCUAAAACAGAAUCCUUCCUAGGAUUCCAAGGGAAAAUAUGUUUUGACAUUUUAAUGCCGUUUUCUUCUCUCUCCCUUAUUCUUCUUCCAACAUUAUAGUUUUAACAGCUUUAAAUUAAAGGCCCAGCGUUUGAGUUCCCUGCCCAUCAUUCCUGCUACUUUGCCUGCUUUUCUGUUGUUUUGUACUAACGCCGCGGUUGCCAUCGAUGAAUAAUGUCAUAAAUGCUUUAUCUGAGUCAGAUCCAAUUAUUUCCAUAUACGACCAAUAAAAUUCAAAUUAUAAGGAGAUUUUUGAUGGAGGGAUGGACCACCAACAGAACUUGCUGUGAAUUGAGUGGGAAAUAAUUGGGGUCCAGACGGAACGCAGGUGUCGCUAGAAGCAUUUUGGGACGAUGAAGUGUUGAGAGGAUGUUUGACAUCACACUUCGGCAAGAGGAGAGAGGAAUUUGGCUCUGCCAAUUUGCAUUCCAACCAGGCUUUUUUUAUUAGGGCCCAACCCAAGAUUAAACUAAAUCAUCAUAUUAAGCUUUUGAAAUAAUCGGCGUUAUGAGAUUUUAAUUAAGGGUAGAUAGAACUGUGUUCCAAUUGCCCUUCCCCUCUUUAAAAAAAUCAGUUGCCUACACAUGCCAAGUUAUGAUAGUUAGUCUCAGUGGGUAUUCAAGGUUUAGGGUAUUGUAGCUUGUUUUAGCAGUGCCUUUUGGAGUUCUCUGCCCUGCUUGCAUUUACCGUAUUUUUCGCUCAAUAAGACGCACCAGACCAUAAGACGUACCUAGUUUUUGGAGGAGGAAAACAAGAAAAAAAAUAUUCUGAAUCUCAGAAGCCAGAAUAACAAGAGGGAUCGCUGAGCAGCAAAAGCAGCGAUCCCUCUUGCUGUUCUGGCUUCUGGGAUAGCUGUGCAGCCUUCAUUCGCUCCAUAACACACACACACAUUUCCCCUUACUUUUUAGGAGGGAAAAAGUGAGUCGUAUAGAGCAAAAAAUACGGUACUCGUCGGGUUUGGGUCUAAUAACUGGUGGGGAGUUCGCCAGGCCACUUCACUCAUCUGUUCUGUGUUUCCUAUCAGCCCAAGGUCAGUUCGCAUCCUUCCCUUCUGGUCGGCUAUGAGGAUGGAUCAGUGGUUCUGUGGAAUUUGUCAAUGGGGAGAAUGCAGAGCCGACUCACAUGUCAUCAGGAGCCAAUCAUGGGCCUUGACUUUGACUCUGAGAAGGCCAAGGGGGUCUCAGCCUCGUCUGAGAAGAUGCUUUGCUGCUGGAGCUGCAAUGAGCAGCAGAGCCUAGAGGUCAGUGCCUUUGCCCUCGCCGCACCAUUUGUUCUGUUUCUUCGCUAACGGCUUGAUAGACUGAAAAAAUAUUUAGUCAUGAAGUGGGGCUGUUGCCAAUCCCUAGCUAAUUAAUCACAGGCUGGUUAUGAUCUGGGGGGAAAGCUGGGUGAAGAUGGAGACGCUUCUUCAACUUCCGUUAAGUCGUUGGUUCUUCUCUGUCCUUUUCAUUUUUAUGCAGGCCCCACUAAGGUCUUAACACAAGUGUGGGGGAACUUUUUUAGCCCGGGGGCCACAUUCCUUUCUGGAAAUCAUUUUGGGGGCCACAUGUUGAUGGUGGGCGGAGCCAGAGGCAAAGCAGUUGAAGCUAUUAAUGUAAUAGCACAAUUCAAAGUGUUGCUGCUGACCUUUAAAGCCCUAAACGGCCUCAGUCCUGUAUACCUGAAGGAGCGUCACCACCCGCGUCGUUCAACCCAGACACUGAGGUCCAAGGGCCUUCUGGCGGUUCCCUCACUGUGAGAAGCGCAGUUGCAGGGAACCAGGCAGAGGGCCUUCUCGGUAGUGGCACCCGCCCUGUGGAACGCCUUCCCAUCAGAUGUCAAAUAAACAAACAACUAUAUGACAUUUAGAAGACAUCUGAAGGCAGCGGCGUAGCGUGAGUUGUCAGCACCCGGGGCAAGGCAAGUGAUUUGCGCCCCCUAAUUCGGGGCAAGGCAAGUAAUUUGCGCCCCCUAACCCCUAACCUGCCGCCGCUGCCAGCUUCUUCUUGCUGCUGCCUGGUCUGGUCUGGUGUGGUUCUCUCCCGCGCUCAGCGCUGCGCUGGGCGGCCGCUGCACUGUCCCUCCCCCAGAUAGUCCCUCUCUCUCCGCACCGCACGCCUGGCACCCACCCCCUCCACAGUGGGCGGCGACCCAGCGGCUCGGAUCGGAUUCGCACAGCCAGCACUGCAGUGAGAGAGAGUGAGUGAGCCAGGUAGGGGCAGAGAGCUGCGAGUGCGAGCGCGCCCCCCCAGAUGUUGCGCCUGGUGCGGCUGGCCUCCCUGCACCCCCCACGCUACGCCACUGUCUGAAGGCAGUCCUCUUUAGGGAAGUUUUUAAUGACUGAUGUUUUAAUGUAUUUUUAACCUUCUGUUGGAAGCUGCCCAGAGUGGCAGGGUAGAAAUAAUAAUAAAUUAAUAAUAAUAAUAUUUACUCUGGUGAAGUAAGAUGGCUUCAUUGCACACACGUCCCCUUCUCUAUCCACCACCUAGACCAGCAUUUCCCAAACUUGUGUCUCCAGCUGUUUUUCGACUGCAAUUCAUUCCCAUAAUCCUUGACCACUGGCCCUGUUAGCUAGGGAUGGUGGGAGUUGUAGUCCGAAAACAGCUGGCAUUGUCAGAGGACACAUUACAGGCAUAAAACGCUCUAGAUGUGGAGCAGGUGGGUAGUGAGGGGAGCGGCCAUAGGAAAGUGGGUGUGGCCUGAAAGCCACAUUCUGCCCACAGAACUGAAUUUCCUCACCCUUGGUCUUCUCAGCCUGAUUUCACAACCUCGCAGGGGAUUCUGGGUAUUGUAGCCCUGGGAAUCAGGGAAGAGAGGCCUUCUAACAAAUCUUGGCACCCUUAACAGACUCCACUUCCCAGGGUUCUUUGGGAGAAGCCAUGACUUUUUAGAGUGGUAUGAGAUUUUACUUUCUUGGGCUCCAUGAUCACUGCAGAUGGUGACAGCAGCCACGAAAUUAAAAGACGCCUGCUUCUUGGGAGAAAAGCAAUGACAAACCUAGACAGCAUCUUAAAAAGUAGAGACAUCACCUUGCCGACAAAGGUCCGUAGAGUUAAAGCUAUGGUUUUCCCAGUAGUGAUGUAUGGAAGUGACAGCUGGACCAUAAAGAAGGCUGAUCGCCGAAGAAUUGAUGCUUUUGAAUUAUGGUGCUGGAGGAGACUCUUGAGAGUCCCAUGAACUGCAAGAAGAUCAAACCUUUCCAUUCUGAAGGAAAUCAGCCCUGAGUGCUCACUGGAAGGACAGAUCCUGAAGCUGAGGCUCCAAUACUUUGGCCACCUCAUGAGAAGAGAAGACUCCCUGGAAAAGACCCUGAUGUUGGGAAAGAUGGAGGGCACAAGGAGAAGGGGAAGACAGAGGAUGAGAUGGUUGGACAGUGUUCUCGAAGCUACCAGCAUGAGUUUGACCAAACUGCGGGAGGCAAUGGAAGACAGGAGUGCCUGGUGUGCUCUGGUCCAUGGGGUCACGAAGAGUCAGACACGACUAAACGACUAAACAACAACAAUACUUCCAAGGUGCAGUCCAGACAGGACCUUAUAUGCUUUCUGCCACCAGAUGAGGCUGAUUUGGGCCGGGGAGCAUUUACUUGCGGUGAGCAAGAUGUUGCUCAAGGUGCUGAUGUGUUGCUCAUUUAUAGCUUUCUAUUCUUUAAAGUGUAAGGUUUAUUGCAUUUUUUUUAAGUAUUCAUUAUUACUUUUCUUGGCAUUUUAUUGCUUGAGAGUUGCCUCUGGCUAGAACGGCAACUAAAAAGAGUUAUAAAUAAAAUACAGAACAUAUGCGCAAUGCUAUAUUUAUGCACAUGAGUAAUGUGUUUGUUUUUCAAGGUAGAAUUUCCUUCUGCGCUUUAUAGGAUGGAAUGGGCAUUGAAUAUCUUCCCCAAGCUCUCUCGUUCUCUGUUUCUCUCUGUCCCUGUGUCCCACAUCCCAGAAAUCUGCCACAGGUAUCAAGAGGCCAUUGGUCUCCCAUCGAUGGAACAUUAAUGUUUCACUUUGGACAAUAUACCUGCAAUCAGCUUAACAAAGAAAGAAAGAAAAAGGUCCACAACGGUGAUAUACCGUAUUUUUCGCUCUAUAGGACGCACUUUUUUCCCUUCAAAAAUGAAGGGAAAAUGUGUGUGCGUCCUAUGGAGCGAAGACGCAUAGCCUCGCGACCCGCUCCCGGCUGGAGAGGUGACGGGCGGCUAUGGCAGGCGCCUCUACACCCCCGCGUCACCUCACCAGCCGGGAGAGCGCGCGCGGGGCUAAAGCAGCCCCCCGCGACCCUCUCCCGGCUGGAGAGGUGACGGGCGGCUAUGGCAGGAGCUUCUAUAGCCGCCCGUCACCUCUCCAGCCGGGAGAGCGCGCGCGGGGCUAAAGAAGCCAUAGCCCAGCGACCCUCUCCCAGCUGGAGAGGUGACGCACGGCUAUGGCAGGAGCCUCUCCGCUGCGCCUUUCCGCUGCUCCCUGAACUGCUCUUUGGGGCUGGUGGUGGGCUUCCCCCUGCCAGCCCCAAAGAGCAGGUCGAAAGGAACCUGAAGCCUGGAGAGCGAGAGGGGGCCGGGCACACCGCCCCCGCUCGCUCUCCAGGCUUCCAAGGUAGCCGCCUGAACGCACCUUUAAAGGCCCCAUGUUUUAGAGCGGGAGAACAAGAGGGAAAGUUCUCCCCUCUCUGCACAGCGCCUCCUGCCACUUCGCUGAAGGGGCGCUGGGCAGAGAGGGGGAGAAUUUUUUUUUCUUGUUCUCUCCCCUCUAAAACAAAGUGCGUCCUAUUGUCCGGUGCGUCCUAUGGUGCGAAAAAUACGGUAACACUGCAUCGUAAACUUACUGACAGCAAUUGAGCAUUCAUCCUAACCCACCUUGUUGUCCCUUUAGAUAUUUGAAGAUGGCUAUCAUAUCUCCUUUUAGUCUUCUGUUUACCAUGCUGUUGUUGUUUAGUCGUGUCCAACUCUUCAUGACCCCAUGGACCAGAGCACGCCAGGCACUCCUGUCUUCCACUGCUUCCCAAAGUUUGGUGAAACUCAUGCUGGUAGCUUCGAGAACACUGUCCAGCCAUCUCGUCCUCUGCCGUCCCCUUCUCCUUGUGCCCUCCAUCUUUCCCAACAUCAGGGUCUUUUCCAGGGAGUCCUCUCUUCUCAUGAGGUAGCCAAAGUAUUGGAGCCUCAGCUUCAGGAUCUGUCCUUCCAGUGAGCACUCAGGGCUGAUUUCCUUCAGAAUGGAUAGGUGUGAUCUUCUUACAGUCCAUGGGACUCUCAAGAGUCUCCUCCAGCACUAUAAUUCAAAAGCAUCAAUUCUUCGGCGAUCAGCCUUCUUUAUGGUCCAGCUGUCACUUCCAUACAUCACUACUGGGAAAACCAUAGCUUUAACUCUACGGACCUUUGUCGGCAAGGUGAUGUCUCUGCUUUUUAAGAUGCUGUCUAGGUUUGUCAUCGCUUUUCUCCCAAGAAGCAGGUGUCUUUUAAUUUAGUGACUGCUGUCACCAUCUGUAGUGAUGAUGGAGCCCAAGAAAGUAAAAUAUACCCAAUUCCCUCAACCAUUUCUCAUAAGACCCUUCCGGACCCUUGAUCAACUGGGUCACCCUGCAGCUGGUCAGCAUCCUUCUUAAAUUGUGGUGCCCAGAACCGGACGCAGUAUUCUAGGUGUGAUCUGGCCAAGGCAGAAUAGAGUCAUGCUAUUACUUCCCUUGAUUUGGACACUAUACAGUGGUACCUCGGGUUAAGUACUUAAUUCAUUCCGGAGGUCCGUUCUUAACCUGAAAGUGUUCUUAACCUGAAGCACCACUUUAGUUAAUGGGGCCUCCUCUGCCGCCGCGCUGCUGGAGCACAAUUUCUGUUCUCAUCCUGUAGCAAAGUUCUUAACCCGAGGUACGAUUUCUGGGUUAGCAGAGUCUGUAACCUGAAGCGUAUGUAACCUGAAGCGUAUGUAACCCGAGGUACCACUGUACUUCUGUCGAUGCAGCCUAGAAUAGCAUGAGCCUUUUUUGUUGCUGCAUCACCCAGUUGAGCCGUGUUAGGCUUGUGGUCUACUAAGACCCCUAGAUCCUUCUCACAUGCAAUGCUGGCAAUCCAGAUGUUUCCACCAUCUUAUAUUUGUUCAGGUGGUUCUUCCUGUCUAAGUGCAGAACCUUACCUUUGUCCCCAUUGAAACUCAUCUUGUUAGUUUUGGCCCAGUUCUCCAACCUGUUAAGGUCAUCUUCAAUCCCAAUUCUGUCUUCUGUGGCAUUGGCUGACCCUCCCAGUUUGGUGCCAUCUGCAAAUUUGAUGGUUUUGUCGGAAGUUGCAGUAAGCAGAGCCUUGAGGGGUCCUUCCGCCCUUGUGCUAUGACUGAUAGUGCAGCCGCUAGCAAGUGGAUGAUUGAAGAUUUGCUAUGAAGGUCUAAUACGAUUUUGAUCGUAGCGUUCUGAAAUUAAGUCUCUGUUCUUUGGACAUUCCAGUCUAUAAUGGGAAAGGGAGUUUAUUAUUACAGAAGGGCAGGGUGUACAGUGUUCCACUCCAACGAAGCAGCUGCCUUCAUUAAAGACAUCUCCCGGAGUAGCCAAGGUCGCCUAAUGACAGCAAAUGGUAAUGGCCACAGAGUAAUCUGUACAUUGACAAAAGAGCCGGUCAAUGCCAAGAGGUUAAGUCGUACUUAAUUAGGGGCAGUUCUCUCAAGCCUCCUGUUGCUGGAUGGCCAAAGACGAGGCGCCCGGAUGCUUAGAAGUAGAACAUGUGAAAAGCUGGGAUGAGUCAUUUGCAUAGUAGGCAGAGUCCUCAAGAGUUAUCUCCAUUGUUGGUUUUAAUCCAAAUUAAGUUCUAAUCCUGCACAUUAAGGGAUCAAUUUCCACGGAUGUUCAGCGGCCUCAGACCUCAUUUAACCCUUAAAAAAAUGCAGUGGGGGAGGGAUUGUGCCUGCCAUGUGAUGCCUCCCUGCAAGUGGAAAGAUAGCAUACAGAAAGCCUGAUCCUUUGCCCAUUUAAAAUGUGGGUUUUUUUGGGGGGGUAUUAUUGGAAUAGAAUAGAAUUGAAAAGAAAAGAAAAGAAAUAGAAAUACUUUAGUGUCACUGUACCACUUGUUUACAGUGAGAUUAUAUUAUUGGGUUGGCCUAUUGGGUUGUUUUUAUUUUGAUUAUAUAUUUUGUGGUUUUAUAUUUUGAUUUUGUUCUGUGAACCACCCUAGAUCUCUGGGUAUAGGGUGGUAUAUAAAUUCUAAUAAUAAUAUUAAUAAUAAUAAUGUGCUCGCUUCCCACAUGCAAAGCUUUUUCGAGGCAGAGUUAACAUUUGGAUAUGCGGUUCUCCUCCCAUGCAUGUACACAUACACAGCCAUUCUGUGAUGGGGCAGUCCAUUGUUUCUCAAGGUUGGGCCUCCAGCUGUUGUUGGACUACAACUCCCAUCACCCCAAGCACUGGCCCUGCUAGCUAGGGAUGAUGGGAAUUGUAGUCCAACAACUGCUGAAGACCCAGUCGGCGUAGACAGUGCUGAGCCGAUGGUUUGACGCAGCAAUCAAGAUUUAUUAUGGUCAAACACCAGACCACAGAAAUUGUGAUAAUAACACAUAUAUCUACACAGCAUAAGGCAGCUGCCUCUAACUUCUUAUUGCAGGCCCCACUAGUCACACGGCAUCAGCAACUAUAGAAUGGGCUUGUUGUCAUCAGUAUUACAGUGGUACCUCAGGUUACAUACGCUUCAGGUUACAGACUCCGCUAACCCAGAAAUAGUACCUCGGGUUAAGAACUUUGCUUCAGGAUGAGAACAAAAAUCAUGCUCCAGCGGCGCGGCAGCAGCAGGCGGCCCCAUUAGCUAAAGUGGUACCUCAGGUUAAGAACAGUUUCAGGUUAAGAACGGACCUCCGGAACAAAUUAAGUACUUAACCUGAGGUACCACUGUAUAAUAGAAUUAGUUAUUGUUACUUGAAGCGAACUCUGGGCGUUUUUGCCAAGGCUGGUUCUGAAACAUUCCCCAUUUAGACUGAGGGACAGCUCAGUCAGUAGAGCAUGUGACUCUUAAUCUUAGGGUUGUGGGUUCGAGCCCCACGUUGGGCAAAAUACUCCUGCCAUGGCAGGGGGUUGGGCUGGAUGACCCUCGCUGUCCCUUCCACCUCUACAAUUCUAUGAUUCAUUGAUUCAAUUCCCCCAUCCUUACUUGCUGUCUCUCCAACGAAAGCAUUAAGAGCCUCACAUCAGGUUAUUUCCACCUAUCCCCUCCCCCCCCUCUCCUAUUGGAUUAAUAAUACGAACCAGAUGCUUUUUUUCCCUCGACAUUCCACAUCCCUGAGGUAACGGUGGUGUUUGGAAAGCCACUCAGUGGCACGUUAUUUUUACUCUCGAUGCAUUUUGGCGACUCCUCGCUCGGUAACCGGCUGUCCAAAGGCGUGACGCAAGAGCGGCCCCGUUUGGGAUGGCACCAGUCCAGUGUGCCGGUGAAGAGUUGGUGAAACGAGGCUCUCUUGUCUCCAGGAGGCUGUCCAGAGUCUGUGCCGGGCACCGCGGUGGGGAGGCCGCAAAGGAAAGUGGUUAGGCCGAGUUAGUGUAACGAAGGGAUAAUGGGUUUGAGGCUGUUCUUUCCUUGCGGGGAGGAAUCUCAGAGGCUUCCUCAAAAGGCCAGGCAUAGACCUGGAGAAGAAAACCGAUUCAUUUCACAUUUGAAAGCGAACCUCGCCUCCGAUCUGCAGCUUCCGAAAUAAUGUGCAAUUCCAAAACUCAGCCCUCCUUUGAAAUUUGCACUUCUCCAAAUUGUGCAAAGCAGAUCUCCAGCCAAGUUACGUGUAGGAAACUUUGCAUAUGCUUGGUUAAAACGUGCAUGAAAGCGCAUUGUAUUAGAGAAGAUCGCUUUGCAAACAUGUGUCUGCUAGGACAGAUUCGCUCUGAUACGCCGACAAGUUUUCACGAUGGCAUUGUUACUUGUAGAAAAAUUGCAAACUGAUGUGGAAAUGUGGAGAGCUGAAUUUAAGAGUGGAAAAAUCGAGAAACUGAAAGGUCCAUCUAUCCCUAGCCAAACAUCAUAGCUCAUAAUAAACUAGGGGCACGGAAGGUAGUGCAUAUGACCUAAUACCCUGAAAUUUAGCAUUUUAAAACAGUACAUCUGUUUCUGUUAUUUAUUCGCAUUUUUUACUGCAUGUAUGUCUGGUUAUUUUAGACUUUAUAUUGUUAUGCAUUGACACUAUACAUACACUGUAUGUAUAUAAACUUAUUUAGACCUCUUUUAAAAAGUACUAAAACUCUAUUUACAUAACCAAACCUAUGAAAGAUCAGAAUUGCCUUAUCCACCAGAUAAAUAAUAGACAUUAAAUUAAAUGCCAGGUAAGUAAAAACCAACACCCCUAAUAAUAGGGCAUUUAAAUAAUGCUUUAAAUAUCUAACUUUUUCAUAUUCAGUUCAUUAGUCUCUUGCUAUGUAAAGAGUCUCUAAGCAACUUACAGCAUUUUAAAAAACUUUAAGGCAUAACAUAAAAUUGAGGGAACAGUGCAUUGCAAUAAAAACUAUACAAAAAUCUAUACCAAACAGCCCCAGUAAAACAUCAGCAACAACAAAAAAAGCCUUAGCAGAAAAAUGUAUCAUCAUAAUCCGUCCAAUGCCUGGGGAAAGAGAGAGGUUUUUGCCUGGCAUCAAAAAUGCAUUAACAAUAGCACCACGUGGACCUAUGAACUUACCUUAUAUCCUUCCUCAGAUUAUAAUUCAUUAACUUUGACUGAAUGAAGUUAUCCCAAAUUUUCUGACGGAGGAGGAGAGACAUAUCCUGUCUCCCACUCCAAGAAAAUGGAGUGGAUGUUGUAGCUGCUAUCAAAAAAUAAGUGUGCGGUAAGGGUAAAGGGACCCCUGACCAUUAGGUCCAGUCGCGGACGACUCUGGGGUUGCGGCGCUCAUCUCGCUUUAUUGGCCGAGGGAGCCGGCGUACAGCUUCCGGGUCAUGUGGCCAGCAUGACUAAACCGCUUCUGGCGAACCAGAACAGCGCAUGGAAACGACCAUAUAUCUUCCCACCGGAGCGGUACCUAUUUAUCUACCUGCACUUCGUGCUUUCAAACUGCUAGGUUGGCAGGUGCAGGGACCGAGCAACGGAAGCUCACCCCGUCACGGGGAUUCGAACUGCCGACCUGAUCAGCAAGCCCUAGGCUCUGUGGUUUAACCCACAGCGCCACCCGCAUCCCUAUAAGUGUGUAGAACCUGUAACAAAACAUUGCAGCAGGUUCCUCUUCAAGGUUCCAGCCAGCUAGCCGUACCUUCUUUGAAUGUAGUGGGACUUAAUUCUGAUUUAACAUAAUAAAGUACCUGUAUAGGAUCUUAAAAAGUAGAGACAUCACCUUGCCAACAAAGGUCUGUAUAGUAAAAGCUAUGGUUUUCCCAGUAGUGAUGUAUGGAAGUGAGGGCUGGACCGUAAAGAAGGCUGAUUGCCUAGAAUUGAUGCUUUUGAAUUAUGGUGCUGGAGGAGACUCUUGAGAGUCCCAUGGACUGCAAGAAGAUCAAACCUCUCCAUUCUGAAGGAAAUCAGCCCUGAGUGCUCACUGGAAGGACAGAUCCUGAAGCUGAGGCUCCAAUACUUUGGCCACCUCAUGAGAAGAGAAGACUCCCUGGAAAAGACCCUGAUGUUGGGAAAGAUGGAGGGCACAAGGGGAAGGGGAUGACGGAGGACAAGAUGUUUGGAUGGUGUUCUCGAAGCUACCAGCAUGAGUUUGACCAAAUUGCGGGAGGCAGUGGAAGACAGGAGUGCCUGGUGUGCUCUGGUCCAUGGGGUCAUGAAGAGUCGAACACGACUAAACGACUAAACAACAAGAUAGGAUCUUAAAUAGAAUUCCAGUUCAUGGUGAUAUUUCGGAGUAGCCAGUCAUUGGCCAAAAUCAUCCUGUUCUUUUUAUUUGUUAAAGUGCCGUGAAAAGGUUCGGGGCAAGUAGCUACUAUAAACAAACAAACAAACAAACACCUCAAGGCUCUUAACAGUUUUGCACAAGGGAUUCAAGUGCCUUUCAAAAAAAAAAUAGGUUUGUGCAACUGAAGCAGAUUAAAUCCCUACAAACUCACUUUGCAAAAUGGGGGGCUUUGUGGUUAGGAGACUGAUGAGGAAACACACUGAAAAGUAUGGCAUGAUCAAAUGACUAACAGGAAGACAUAGAAGGCACCCUGCAAGCAAAUCAAGAUGACUGCACAUUGUCACAUAACCACCCUGCAAACAAAUCCAAAUGUUUGGUCCAACCUUAUGCCUGGUCCAACCUCUGCAUAAGCUUUGCACCAGUAAAUCGGGACGAAUGCUCAAGAAUCAGGUCAUCCGAGGAGCAGGUAGAGCUGAGCAGCUACGACUUUCUUUUUUCAAAUAAUCGCCGCACAUGUUAAGCCUUCCAUCUCAUCCCCUUCUAGGCCAAAUCAUCUCCCAUCAUUUUUGUAAUGCUUCAACCUGUCAGGCCGGACGUGACUGCUGUGGUUUGCAGAGUUCGAAUUACUUUCCCAUCUGUGCAGAAAUUGAAGCGAAAAGGGUGUUUCUCUCUUCCUUCUCUAGGGGGGUCCAAUAGGUCAGUGGUCUUCAACUGGCUGGUCAGGACUCACUUCUGGACUGUGGCAGCAACGCCCUGCUCCUUUUCAGCUUUUUCUUGGUAUCUGUCUGUCCCAUACAGAACAACAAAAUUGAAAAAUCUACAUCAGACAUUCAAAAACCAACAAGCCUGCUAUCCCAACUAUCCCAGCCUGGUUAGCCCCUAAAAACUCUGAUACCCCAUAAUUGAAUACAAUAUACUCACAUAGAGACUGCCUUAAAGGUAAAGGUAAAGGGACCCCUGACCAUUAGGUCCAGUCGUGGCCGACUCUAGGGUUGCGGCGCUCAUCUCGCUUUAUUGGCCGAGGAAGCCAGCGUACAGCUUCCGGGUCAUGUGGCCAGCAGGACUAAGCUGCUUCUGGCGAACCAGAGCAGUGCACGGAAACGCUGUUUACCUUCCCGCCAGAGUGGUACCUAUUUAUCUACUUGCACUUUGACAUGCUUUCAAACUGCUAGGUUGGCAGGAGCAGGGACCGAGGAACGGGAGCUCACCCCGUCGCGGGGAUUCAAACUGCCAACCUUCUGAUCAGCAAGUCCUAGGCUCGGAGGUUUAACCCACAGCGCCACCCACAUCCCCAGAGACUACCUUACAUUAAAACCAAAAUCACAUUUGGAUAGAAACUGUUUCUCAGACAGCUAGUCCUAGUCUUUAUAACCCUGUACCUUCUUCCAGAAGGCAGAAGCUGAAAAAGAUCAUUUCCGAGGUGCACACUAUCCUGCACGAUCUCUGCAGCUUUCUUAUGGCACCUGGAAGCAUAGAUUUGCUCCAAGGUGGGAAGAGGUGCACCCAAUUAUUCUCUCCGCAGUCUUUACAACCUUGGACAGCAUUGUUUUUCCCCUGACCAUGCAGCUCCCAAACCACACACAGAGACCAUAAAUUAAUACACUCUCAACAGUACAAUGGUAAAAUGCCAUCAACAGGUCUGCGUUAGCGGCACUGAAGUGACUUCCCUGGGACGCAAACCUAGCCAGUGGGUGUGGAGGUCCUGGGCUGCCCAGACCACAAGACCCCACUCUCAGCCUCGCUGAUGUGGUCCAAAGGAAAGCAGAGCAAUACAUUUGGCACCAGCUGGGCUGCAGGAGUUGCCGGAAGGAGGCGUGCAAGGCGCCAUCCAACCGUCUUAGGGACUCCAUUACGGAUUUGUGGAGGGUUUACUCCUUAGCCUUUUCAACUAUGCUAAAAAUACACCUUGACAAACCUAGACAGCAUCUUAAAAAGUAGAGAUAUCACCUUGCCAACAAAGGUCCGUAUAGUAAAAGCUAUGGUUUUCCCAGUAGUGAUGUAUGGAAGUGAGAGCUGGACCAGAAAGAAGGCUGAUCGCCGGAGAAUUGAUGCUUUUGAAUUAUGGUGCUGGAGGAGACUCUUGAGAGUCCCAUGGACUGCAAGAAGAUCAAACCUCUCCAUUCUGAAGGAAAUCAGCCCUGAGCGCUCACUGGAAGGACAGAUCCUGAAGCUGAGGCUCCAAUACUUUGGCCACCUCAUGAGAAGAGAAGACUCCCUGGAAAAGACCCUGAUGUUGGGAAACAGUGAGGGCACAAGGAGAAGGGGAAGACAGAGGACAAGAUGGUUGGAUAGUGUUCUCGAAGCUACCAGCAUGAGUUUGACCAAAUUGCGGGAGGCAGUGGAAGACAGAAGUGCCUGGCGUGCUCUGAUCCAUGGGGUCACGAAGAGUUGGACACGACUAAAUGAUUAAACAACAACAACAAAAAUACACCUGUCAGGGAACUGCCAUCGGACGGAAGGGAGGUGAAAGGGCUCACACAGGUUGGGAGAGACGCAGCAGCUGAAGAGGGAACCAGCAGGGAGGUGAAAGGGCUCACACAGGUUGGGAGAGACGCAGCAGCUGAAGAGGGAACCAGCAGGGAGGUGAAAGGGCUCACACAGGUUGGGAGAGACGCAGCAGCUGAAGAGGGAACCAGCAGGGGGAGAGGAGCUGAGCUGGAGGGAUGGCUCAGAGACACUUCCAGCGAAAACAGUGGGGAGGUUUCAGGACCUCCUGUAAGAACACCCACUCCUCGCCGGAAACUGUCACGCAGAGAUUCCAGAAGACGUGUUUCCGUUAAGGAGCUUUUAUGUUGGAAGCGAUUACGAAAGCAACCACUGUCGGAAUCUGCUAGUGACUAGAGUAGCCAUGUCUGAGGGGCUCCGUCACAGACAGAGGUUUGUGGACUUGAACAAACUCUGAGGGGAUACGAUUUUACGCACAAGCAGCUCAUCAUCCCAUCACAGCAUUCCGACAGUCUUUGAAAGCAGCUUGUGCAGGAGAAGGCAUCAUGAGCAACCCAGCCGGAACCGGAGAAGCAGGAGCUGGAGCGGGUCCAAGCCUGGAAGAAAGGUACCAGAUGUUGGAGGUCCAGCUAGCGAUGCAGACGGCGAGGCUUGAGGAGAGGAGGGCUCAGGAUGCAGACAAAAGGGGAAAGCCACCCAGUUCGCCAGAAAGGUACCAGGAUUGGUGCAGAAGUUUGGGGGAGCCCAAAACUAUCAUGGUUUUCGGACAGAAAUGCAAUAUGCCCUCAAUCUGCAGUUUGAUGAAUUCCUGACGAGGAAUCACGAGUGGCUUUCGUGAUUGAGCAUCUUGAAAAGGGGGCGAGAGACUGGGUUAGACCCCUGAUGGCAGCGAAUAGUGACGUCUUAAAGGACACGAUGAAGUUCUUUCGCGCCAUGGAUCUGAUGUUUUCCAGCGAUAUUGAAAAGGGAGUGGUGCGCAGACAGUUAAUGGGUUGCAAACAGGGGAGCCGAUCUGUCCGUGAGUACUGGACUGAGUUCACCAUGCUUGUUCACAGAUUGGGGUGGGACUUAUCGGCGGAACCCAUUCAAAUGCUCUUUGAAGAAGGGCUUUCUUCGGCUGUGAAAGACGAACUUUCCGGGCGCCCAGGGCGGAGUCUAUGGACCAGCUGACCAAAUCAGCGCUGGCCAUAGGAGCGCGCCAGGAGGCGAGAGCAUUGGAGAGGCGGGAAGGGAAAGGGGAACGUUGGAAGGAGUUCCGCAUUCCAGACAUUCCAGAGCCAACUUUCCCACCGGCAGAGCCGAUGGAAAUCGGAACAGCAGCGCGCGCGCAGUUUCAAAGCCCAGUGAGGGGGCAAAGAAGGAGGGAAAAGGCGCCCGGAAAUGCUAUCUCUGCCAACAGCCAGGUCACUUUGCCAGAGUCUGCCCCCAGAGGAAAGAAUGGCAAGGGAUGGUAGGAGCUGUGGAUGGAAGAGAGGAAAAAUACCGGAGCAAGUAAAAGCCAACGCCUGGCUGCCACUGUCAGGGCACAGCAGCCAGGCCAAAGAGCAGUGAGAGUGCCCACGCCAGAACCUCCUAAACCCGCCCUAGUGAUAGAAGUGACGCUAGAGCUGCCAAACGGACACCCUCUAAAGAUAAAGGCGCUGUUGGACUCAGGCAGCUCCUGCAAUUUCAUGAGCAAAGAGUUUGCAGCUGAACACCAGAUACAGACAAUCCUUUAAGCAGCCCCCUGCAGGUGACCACGAUCGAUGGCAGGGAGCUGUUGGGUGGAGAAGUCAGCUUGCAGACCGUCCCAAUGAUAAUGAAGGUAGCAAGGCACACCGAACUGAUAGCUUUUAAUGUGGCCACCUUGGGAGGAGCUCCCAUUAUAUUGGGGAUGAGCUGGCUAGCGUUACAUGAUCCGCUGGUGGGCUGGCAUCAGAGAGUGGUUUCUUUUGGUUCAGCACAUUGCUUAGAACACUGCAAAGAGGGAAAGGGUUUGGCAGGGGUCCAAGCCACCCUAGCAGGGACUGAAGUAACAGAGAACGUGAAGGUACCACGACAAUAUGCAGAUCUCCGUGACGUCUUCAGCGAAAGGGAAGCUGACCAACUACCCCCGCAUAGACCCUUUGACUGUCAAAUCAACUUACUCCCUGGAGCACAGCUCCCUGUAGGCAAGCUGUACGCCAUGUCAGACAGAGAGAUGCAGGAGUUAAGAGAGUUCAUUGACAAGAACCUGAAGAGAGGGUUCAUCAGAGAGUCCAGGGCGGUGGGGGCAGCCCAGUGUUUUUGUGGAUAAGAAAAACACGAACAAGCCGAGGCUGGUGUGUGACUUCAGGGCCUUAAAUGCAGUGUCAGAACCAGUAGCCUUCCCUAUGCCCAGGAUUGACGACAUUUUGACAAGGGUGCGGAAGGGAAAGAUUUUCACAAAGCUGGACCUAAGGGGGGCGUACAACCUGGUACGAAUAAGGAGGGGGAUGAAUGGAAAACCACUAUGUUCACCCCUUUAGGGGCAUUUGAAUAUUUGGUUAUGCCCUUCGGCCUACAAGCAGGCUCCGCAACAUUUCAAUCGCUUAUGAACCACGUCCUGGGGCCUUUGCUUUACAAGAAUUGUGUGGCCUUUUUAGACGACGUGUUGGUGUAUUCUGAGAAUGAGGAGCAGCAUGUGAGAGACGUCAGAGAAGUGUUGAGCAGGCUGCAAGCCAACCAGCUGUGGGUGAAACUGGAGAAGUGUCAGUUUCAUACCAAGGAGGUGGAAUUCCUGGGGUAUCGCCUGUCAGACAAGGGAUUGGCCAUGGAUCCCGGCAAGGUCCAGGCGGUGCUGGAAUGGAAAACACCCAAAACAAAGAAGGAUGUGCAGAGGUUCCUAGGAUUUGGGAACUUCUAUCGUAAGUUCAUCCGAAACUUUGCCCACCUGACGGCGCCGAUUACGGACUGUCUCAGCAGUAAGAAGAAGUUCGUGUGGACUGAGGAGGCGGAGCGAGCAUUUGUGGUACUAUAUAGGGCCUUCGCCUCGGAACAACAACUCCUGCAUGUGGAUUUACAAAAACCGAUGAGAGUGGAAACUGACGCAUCAGACAGAGCGAUUGGGGCGGUGCUUCUGCAGCCAGGCAAGAAGGGGUCAGAGUGGAGACCGUGUGCCUUUUUUCGCGAAAGCUGAACAAAUCCGAGAGGAACUACACGGUGUAUGACCGAGAACUACUAGCCAUUCAUGAGGCGUUCCGGAGAUGGAGGCACCUGCUAAUUGGCGCACAACAUAAGGUGCAAGUGUGCACUGACCACAAGAACCUAGAGUAUUGGAGGACGGCACGAGUGCUCAACCAACGGCAAGUGAGAUGGGCCCAGGAGUUCUCCAAAUUUAACUUUGAGAUUAGUUACGUGCCAGGCCCAGAGAACAUUAGGGCGGACGCUCUCUCACGCAAACCUGAAUAUUUGGAGGGGAGGGGCACCCGAAGAGAGACAUGUCAUUCCAGAGGACCGCUGGGUGUGUGGGGCGGCAUUGGUGGGACAAAGAGAACUGGUAGAGGAAACAGAGAAUGAUGAAUACGCCCAGAAUAAGCUCAGAGGUCUUAGGGGUGAUGGAGAGGAACCAGGGGGUUUCGAGGAAAGAAAUGGAGCUUUGUAUUACAAAGGGGCACUGUAUAUCCCUGAAGGAGAGUUAAGGGGGGGGUACUCAAGCAGUUGCACGACAGCCCUACGGCGGGGCAUUUUGGACAACACAAAACCAUGUGGUUGGUCACCAGGGAAUUUUGGUGGCCUAAGGUGAGGGAAGAUGUACGUGAGUAUGUAAGAGGGUGCGAGCAAUGCCAGCGAGCCAAAGGGGAAAGGCGGGCGCCGGCGGGGCUAUUAGAACCCUUACCAACCCCAGAACGACCUUGGGAGGCAGUGUCGAUAGAUUUUAUGACUGAUCUGCCGAAGUCCAAAGGGAAAACAGCCAUCAUGGUGGUGGUAGACCUACUAACAAAGAUGUGCCACUUUGUAGCUUGCUCGCAUGCAGUCACGGCGGAAGAGACAGCGAAGUUAUUUGUAGAAAACAUUUUUAGGUUGCACGGGGUGCCAUUGAGGGUGGUCUCAGACCGAGGAAAACAAUUUACUUCCAGGUUCUGGAGGAAGCUCAUGAGCUUACUGCAGGUGGAGGUCAAUUUUCGACUGCCCGGCACCCUGAAACCAACGGGCAGGCGGAAAGAGCAAACGGUGUCCUCCAGCAAUACCUGAGGUGUUAUGUCAAUGACAGAGAGAAUGACUGGGUAGAAAAGUUGGCGCUGGCGGAAUUUGCCUACAACAAUGCCGAGAAUGUGUCCACAGGGAUGAGCCCUUCUUGGCUAAUUAUGGGUGUCAUCCCAGGGCUUUCCCAGGGGGAGAGGGGGAGAGAUGGAGCGUCCCGGCAGCCGAGCAUUUUGUGGAAGAAAUGGAAGCAAUCCAUCGUCAGCUCCAACUCAACUUAGAAAGGGCGAAGGAAGAAUACAAGAGGCAGGCAGACAAGAACCGAAGGGAAGGUGAAACCAUAAGGGUGGGAGAUAGGGUGUGGCUGUCAACCCAAGGGGUGCCGUUCAAAGGAGGUUGUAAGAAAUUAAGACCCAGGAGGUUGGGUCCCUUUGAGGUCAUUCAACAGGUCAACCCAGUGGCUGUCAGGCUCCGGUUACCCAACCACAUGAAACUGCACCCAGUAUUUCACAGGUCGUUACUGUCACCGUACGAAGGGGGACGAGAAGGGCUGGCCACUCGGGGACCGGUCGUAGAAGAAAGAGAAUGCAGCAGCCAUGUGGCAGAAAUCCUCGACGCCAGGUGGAAGGGGGAUCAGGUGGAGUAUUUGGUAGCGUGGGAAGGAGAACCGGAGUCAGAAAACACUUGGGUAAUGGCUGAAGAUAUCAAUGACGAGGUAUUGAUAGAAACGUUCCAUCAAAGGUUCCCAAGGAAACCUCAGCCUGUGGAGAGGUUCCGGAGGGAAUACUUUGGGACCACUGAUGAAGGGGAGGAGUUGGAAGGAUUCCCGGACUCGGAAGGGGAAGGGAGAUGAACUCUGAGGAGGAGGUGUACUUCGAGACCAGGAACCGCAACAGGUUGAGAGAAGUGUUCGAGACAUCGGAAGAUGAAGGAAGUUCAUUCCGGGUUUUGCCUCCUCACCGCCCGUAGAGGAGGGGGCGAGAGGGGGUGAAGGGGGCCCUGGAGGGGAGGUGGAUGUCAGGGAACUGCCAUCGGACGGAAGGGAGGUGAAAGGGCUCACACAGGUUGGGAGAGACGCAGCAGCUGAAGAGGGAACCAGCAGGGAGGUGAAAGGGCUCACACAGGUUGGGAGAGACGCAGCAGCUGAAGAGGGAACCAGCAGGGAGGUGAAAGGGCUCACACAGGUUGGGAGAGACGCAGCAGCUGAAGAGGGAACCAGCAGGGGGAGAGGAGCUGAGCUGGAGGGAUGGCUCAGAGACACUUCCAGCGAAAACAGUGGGGAGGUUUCAGGACCUCCUGUAAGAACACCCACUCCUCGCCGGAAACUGUCACGCAGAGAUUCCAGAAGACGUGUUUCCGUUAAGGAGCUUUUAUGUUGGAAGCGAUUACGAAAGCAACCACUGUCGGAAUCUGCUAGUGACUAGAGUAGCCAUGUCUGAGGGGCUCCGUCACAGACAGAGGUUUGUGGACUUGAACAAACUCUGAGGGGAUACGAUUUUACGCACAAGCAGCUCAUCAUCCCAUCACAACACCUAACAGGAUAAAUCCAAUGUUAGCCAUACAGGUGUGGCGAACCUUUGGCUCUCCUUGGUCAUUGGCCAUCAUACUUGCUGGGGCUGAUGGGAGUUGUAGUUCAGCAACAUCUGGAGGUACCAAAGGUCUUCUACACCUGGUACAUACAGAGAAUUGGAAAUUGCCCGUGGUGCCUGUUUCAGACCCCAUUUGUUUUUAUUUCAGCUUUGCACAUGAAAACAACCAAUUUCUUCCUUUUCUUUUCCUUUGAUAACAAUUUAUUGAUUUUCCAAGAACAACAAAACAAAACAGAAAAGAAAAAUUCCAUAACCAAAUUAAACCAUAAUUUUUUGGUUGACUUCCCUCCACUCCCCCUCUUGGUUCCAUUAUAAUAUACCGUAUUUUUCGCUCUAUAAGACGCACCAGACCACAAGACGUACCUAGUUUUUGGAGGAGGAAAACAAGAAAAAAAUAUUCUGAAUCUCAGAAGCCAGAACAGCAAGAGGGAUCACUGCGCAGCGAAAACAGCAAUCCCUCUUGCUAUUCUGGCUUCUGGGAUAGCUGUGCAGCCUGCAUUCGCUCCAUAAGACGCACACACAUUUCCCCUUACUUUUUAGGAGGGAAAAAGUGAGUCUUACAGAGCAAAAAAUACGGUACUUGUUUAUGCAUGUCCAUAAAACCUUAUAUACUUAACAAUCCAAUUUUAAAACCUUCUCUAACCAGUUUCAAAGCAACUCUUCUCUCCUACCCCUUGCCUAGCUCAAAUUCAUUAUCUUCCCAUGAUAUGAAGACCCUCUUUACUCCACAUCAGGAAAGGGAUGCUCUGUGAAAGGAGGAAAAGCUUGGGCAGACUGGGAGGAGAAAGGCGAUGGUAUAGAAGCAUGCAGAAAGUGGAUGGGGAAAAAGUUCUUCUCUCAUAACACUAGAACUUGUAGGUGUCCAAGGAAGCUGAACGCUGGACAGUUCAGGACAGAUAAACGAAAGUAUUGAAGCCAAGAAGCAUAUAGUUAAACUACCCGCAAGAGGCAGAUGACUACCAACUAGAUGGACCAUUGGCCUGAUCCAGCAGGCUCUUCUUAUAUUCUUACGAGAAUGGUAGUGGGAGACGGGCCUCUUGUGCAGCUUUCUCACAUCUGGUCUCCUUCGCUGGAGCGAAAGGGUGUCAGAUUUUACAGGGCUGCUUCUAUAUUUGUUGCAGAGAAGGGCUCCCCAGACGAUCAAGGGUCUGGGAAACCGAGCCAUAUGAGGAACGGUCGAGGGAGUUGGGUAUGUUUCGCUUGAUAAAGAGGAGACUGGGAGAAGAUACAAUUUGUUGUUGUUUAGUCGUGUCCGGCUCUUUGUGACCCCAUGGACCAGAGCACGCCAGACACUCCUGUCUUCCACUGUCUCCCCAGUUUGGUCAAACUCAUGCUGGUAGCUUCGAGAACACUGUCCAACCAUCUCGUCCUCUGUCGUCCCCUUCUCCUUGUGCCCUCCAUCUUUCCCAACAUCAGGGUCUUUUCCAGGGAGUCUUCUCUUCUCAUGAGGUGGCCAAAGUAUUGGAGCCUCAGCUUCAGGAUCUGUCCUUCCAGUGAGCACUCAGGGCUGAUUUCCUUAAGAAUGGAGAGGUUUGAUCUUCUUGCAGUCCAUGGGACUCUCAAGAGUCUCCUCCAGCACCAUAAUUCAAAAGCAACAAUUCUUCGGCGAUCAGCCUUCUUUAUGGUCCAGCUCUCACUUCCAUACAUCACGACUGGGAAAACCAUAGCUUCAACUACACCGACCUUUGUCGGCAAGGUGAUACAAUCUUCAAAUAUCUCAAGGGCUGUCGCUUGGAAGAGGGAGCAAGCUUGUUUUCUGCUGCGCUGGAGGGUAGGACCUGAACCAAUGGCUUCGAGUUACGAGGAAGUAGGAAGAAUUUCCUGGCAGUAAGAGCUGUUUGACAGUGGAAUGGACCAUCUUGGAAGGUGGUAGACUCUCCUUCCUUGGAGGCUUUUAAAUAGGCUGGGUAGCCAUUUCUCAGGGAUUCUUCAUCUCUGAUUCCUGCAUGGUAGGAAGUUGUAGAAGACCCUUAGGGUCCCUUUCAACCCUACAGUUCUAUGGUACUUUGAGUGCAGUAAUAAAUCAUUCUACAGGGUCCUCGGCUUUGGCUUGGAAUCAGUUUGAUUCCCUGCCCCCUCUUUCUUUUUUCCUUUCUCCUUCUGUGUUAGAACUCCUAUUUGGGGACUUCCCUGGCUUUUUUCUGGCCCAUGUAGGACCAGACUGGGUAGUUAGCCUUGGUGAAGACUUGACGUUUUUAUCCCCCCCAAAGUUUUUGAUUGAGUUUCCACUGAAAUGAGGUUGCAUUUUAAUGUUUUAAUGUUGUAUUUAAUCUUGUUUUUUAAGCUGUAUUUCAAUCCAUUGCUUUUAUAUUUGGUGUUAGCCGCCCUGAGCCUGGUCUUGGCUGGGGAGGGUAUAGAUGAUGAUGAUGAUGAUGAUGAUGAUGAUUUCCCCCUUCUUUUCUCAGCUCCGACAAACGUAUGAACUCACCAAUCCCGGGAUCGCCGAGGUAACCCUCCGCCAAGACAAGAAAAUCCUGGCGACUGCUGGCUGGGAUCACCGCAUCCGCCUCUUCGGCUGGAAGAAGAUGAAGCCGUUGGCCGUCCUGGACUACCACACGGCAGCAGUCCACUGCGUAGCCUUUUCGGACCACAGUCAGCCCCAGGAGAGACUGAUGGCGGCUGGCUCCAAAGAUCACCGCAUCAGCGUCUGGUCGAUAUAUAGUCAAACAUGAAACAGGGUUGGAGCUGAAGAAGGAAGACAGGGCAGAAGUUUGCAAUUUAGAGUUAAAGGGCAAGGCAGGGCAAGGCGAGAGGGAGAAUAGAUGGUACCAUCUCAGCAGGACUUCAGGACACACAAUCCCACUUAGCAGAAGGAGGCAACAGGGUUGCUUUCAGGGUGGAUAAAAAUCAAUGGUUUUUUAAAUAAAAAAUAAAAAAAUGGA
Podarcis lilfordi (Lilford's wall lizard) is the source of this 89577-nucleotide messenger RNA. NCBI's taxonomy places the organism in Eukaryota, Metazoa, Chordata, Lepidosauria, Squamata, Lacertidae. The record is from the annotation of a GenBank genome assembly.